CAGCCAACGCAUCGCGAUCACGGGCGCGCGUGCGCACGGGCGCGCCAGGGAGGGGUGUGUGAGUGUGUGUGUAUGUGAGAGAGAGAGGCUGCCGGCGUUAGUGGCAGCUCCCUCAGACCGCUGGGAAGGGACCACCGGUUCGGCGGCGGCGGCGGCGGCCUGUGUGGGGGCGACCGCAAUCCCCCCCUCCCCGCCCGGCUUCUUCUCCACACAUCCACACACGCACCGCCUCCUCCUCCUCCUCCUCCUCGGUUGCCAGGCGAAGCGAGAGGGCGGGUCCGAAGGGGGAGGGACCGGCCCAUGGACCAGCCGGGCCUGGAGCCGAGCCCGGAGGAGCUGCCUCCGCCGCCGAGGAAGGCCUGUGGAAAUGCGGGCGUAGCGCGGAGGCGCAGCGGCCGUCGCCAGCGCCUCAGCCGGGCCCAGGGCGCCGGGUCUCUCGCCGGAGAGCGCUGAGGGAGGAAACAGCCGGAUGCUGCCGCCGCUGCCCAGAGCCUGAGGCGGCGCCUCUUUCCUUUCCUCCCUCUUCCUCGGUCGCCCUCCUCUCUCUCGUCUUUCCCUCCCUGCCUCGCUUCUCUCUCGCUCCCUCGGCCUCGCGGCCUCUCCCUCCUUCCCGCCUGGUGGGCUCGGCCAGCCGCCGCCGCCGCCACCAUGUCGGCCAAGGUGCGGCUGAAGAAGCUGGAGCAGCUGCUUCUGGACGGGCCGCGGCGCAACGAGAGCGUCCUGAGCGUCGAGGCGCUGCUGGACCUCCUGGUCGGCCUCUACACCGAGUGCAGCCGGGACUCGCCGCUCCGCAGGGACAGGCUCGUCUCCGACUUCCUCGAGUGGGGUGAGAGCCGGGGACGCGAGGGGAAGCGAGAGGUGGGGGUGGGGGUGCUGGCUUGGGGAGGGAUCGCCAGGGCUUGCUCUCGAGGAGCUACGGCGAGGCUCGGGCCCUGAAUCUGCUGCUGGGAGCGAAGAAAUACGAGGAAAUCACCGGUGGGGAGCGUAGGGGUUUUUUUGGGGUGGGGGGUGGGUGGCCCGCCGCACAUUUGCUUACGGGAGUUUUCGACGGAGGGCUAGGUAGCCCCAGACCCACGCAGAUGACUUUGUGCAGACCUGUCAGCUGAGGGCUGGGCCCAGGUCUGUUUGGAGAGGACGGGAUAGUUUCGGGGCGGGGGGAGGGUAAGGAAGACAGCAAACUUUUAAGGAAAGGCGAGUUUUGAUCAUACCGGGUUGGGAGUUGGAGAAUGCUUCCGGGUGCUCGGGGGUGGUUUUUCUUAGGGAGCGGAUUGGGAGAGGGAUCUGACAGCGAUGUGAAGGGACAAUGGGCAUGGUGCAACAACAGGGCCUGCAUGGUGGUUGCAUGAAGGAAGUGUUGGCCGGGAUUGAGCAGGGAGAGCUGCUGCUCUUGCAGGGCCUAGCCUAGCCCCAGACACAGGUAUUGGUGUGGAGGGCGGCAUCAUAGCCUGUUGAUGAUUGUUCCAUUAGGAGACUCUGGGAAUGGUGACAACAAUGAGGGUGAGGGAAUGAGUGUUUAGUGGCGCUUGGCAAGCAGAGGACACAUCAAAUUAUAAAGCACGGCGUACAUAAAGGAAGCGACAGCUGAGGUGGUAUCCAGAUUUGGAGUAUGUGUGGGGAUACUUCCAGAUUAUUAAGCAUAAAAUCUUACACAUGGAGAAAUGGGGCUAGGAGCAGCUAAGGGAUAAAUGGCACCUCUUGGGCUUGCAGUGGGAAAUGGGAUACAAUAUUAUUAAGGAGAUGAUGAGUAGCACAAACAUAGGUUAGAGCGAGCCUUGAAAUAAGUCAGUGAGCUGUCCGGCAAUGGGUUUUGUCAGCCUAUGAAUUUGCUGGUGUUGGGGUGAGGAAGUUGGGUGGGGUAGGAAGAGCAUUGACUCAUGAAUAGAAGUAGCAAGGAUAUUGAAGAAAGAUAAUGAUGCAUAUGCCAGAUCAGGAACAGGAACUUUGCUGGGGUGUGGAGGGCUGGAAUUGUAUAGCGGAAUUUUUCGAGAUAUGGAACAAUAAUGCGUGAUCCAGGUAGAAGCAAGGACUGGCCAAGAUCAUGGUCAAGGAGGGUCUUUUGAAGAGAAUAUGUUACGUGGUUUGUGAAAAUUCUGCAUGCUGGUGGCAGUUUGGAUAAAUAUUGUAUUGGAAAUAAUUGAUGCUAUUAACUAGCAGAAGCAGCUCCCAGCAAAGAAGUACUACUGUUCUGUAGGAGUACAGAAAUACAGGCAGAAAUAUAUAUAUAUGGUUGUAAGAAGAAGAUUUUCACCUACUGGCCGAUAAAGUGAUAGAGUGAGGGAGGGAACCUGAUUCUAUCAUAGCAGAGUUGGAUGGCAUAUUGGGAGAGUAAAUUCAGGAUUAGCCUUCAUAUUGGUAAUCUAGAUGGAUGAUUAUCUCCCCUUCCCCAAUUUGGGGAGAAAAAGCCCUCUUGACGGUUGGUUACAGUAAGAGAUGCUUUUCCAAAUUGGGGAACAGGAGGAUAGCAUUUGCCAGAAUUUUGGAUUGGGAGUUAAGCUGUUGUAGCUAAUGGACCUCUUGAUAUAGCUCAGGAUAGCUGAGUAUGAGCCUGGAUAGCUCAGUUGGUUAGACCAUGGUGCUGAUAACACUCAAGGUUGCAGGUUCAAUCCCUGUAUGGACCAGCUGCAUAUUCCCUCAUUGCAGGGGGUUGGACUAGAUGAUCCUCAGGGUCCCUUCCAACUCUACAGUUCUAUGAUUCUGUGACUUUCUCAUAUACAGCAAUAGUUUUCAACUUUUCCAGAUGUGGGACCCACCUUUCAGUCAAACUGUGCAUUUUCUUACCAUACGUGCCAUAUUUGCAUGGUGGAAGUGUUCCUGUUGCAGUCUACCUUAAAUCAGAUCACAAUCCAGUAGUGGAUCCCUACCCAUCAGUUGAAGGCACGUGACUUAAAGGUUGAGAUCGAACUUUUGGAGCACAACUUGAUGGACUGGAUUUCAUAGUUGUUGCAUUACUAAGUAAUUGGUUUACUUAUGAGUUUUGAAACGAUAUGGGCCUAACUGUGUGUAGUCUGGUUGUCUGCAGUUUGGGGCUGCAAGUUGAUCUGGAGGCUACACGUCACAAAUUCUCCAAGUGGGAAGAGAUUCCCUGAAUUAUGGUGGUCAUGUGGCAACUGACCAAGUGAUUUCUUUUGUCAGCUGACCUGCCUGGAAGCAAUAAUGAGCCUGCCUAUCAGCAAGGAUUAGACAGGAGGGGGGAGAUGAAAUUCAUAAACCCCCUUCUUGGGAAAUUCCAGGAUAUGGUACUGAGAGGGAUGCCAGUUCAGAAGUACAGCACCUACAGCUGAGGUGCUGCUGAGAAAACAUAUAGAUGUUGUGGAGAGAAAAAAAGCUUUUGUUUAUACAUGCUUUCAGAUGAGCUCUUCUGUGUUUUGACACUGUUGUUGUGCUGAUACUGUACGUUAUUUAACACUGGUUAAAUUGUUUUGCACCAAAAGGAAUAAAAAAAUGAAGAUAAAUAAAAAUGUACGUAGAAAACACAGCAGUGAAAUAUCCUCGGCUUGGUGCCAGGCUAAGCUUAGCCUGAAAUGCCAAGUUAAUCCCAUGACCUUUCUUAGCCUGUUCUACCUGGAAUGGGUGGAGGGAGAGGAAAGGAGAAGCAGGCACUCAAGUUCCACUGUUUCAACAGUAUUUCAUAUCCUAUUCUGUCAGAUUUUUUAGGGAUAUGUUUGUGAGUAAAUGUUCAAUGCACUAAGUCAGUUUUGCACAAUCCCCAGGAUAUUUUUUGCUAACUUUAUUUUAUUUUUUAAAAUUUUAUACAGAAUACACAAUAAUUGUGUUUUGUGAUCAUAGUUUUAAGCAUGCUGACAGUGAAAAGUGUGCAGCAAUUAAACAGACUGAAGAAGGAAAAAUGGACCGAGAAUUUAUUUUUUUAAGUUACUUUGUAAUAAUAAUAAUAGAAAUAUAAAUCAGCAUACUGUUUUUAAAUUCUGAAUGUUACAUUUUCUUGAUUCUGAAAGUACUUUGUCUGCUUCUAGAUAAGUCCAAAGGAAACUGGCAAUGGUUUCAGAAUUUGUUUUUGACCAAGAUUUAUUGCUAAGGACAGCUAACUUCCAUUCAGUAAAAAGUUGUCAGGUGGAGAACCAACAUUUAAGAGUAUUUAUGCUCCAUUUCGCUUCUUUCAAAAACGAUUCCUUUUCUCCCAAAUGGUUGUUGUUGUUUUGCUUGGUUUUUGUUGGAAGACUUCUUUUAAAAAGUGUCAGAACUUCCCUAGAAAGAGCUUCAUGUAAUUUUGGAGAAGUAUUUCUUACUCAAUCUUAGUGCUCUAAAAUGUGAACAGCUGGCUCUCAAUUUCUGUAGGGACCAUUGCUCUUUGUUAUACAUUAACCAACUAAGAGGAUUCACUUCCUGGAGUCAUCUGUAUUGGCGUCAAUAAUUGCCAACUGAAUAAUUAAACACUGUCCAGCAUCUGCUUUGGAAGCCCACCACAUUGAUUGCUUGUUUUGUGGCGGAAAUAUGGUGCACCUCCAUCAUGAGUUCUGUGUAUUUGUGUAAACCAGUUGAUGUGGAUAAAUUGCUGUAAUAUAGUUUCAUGAAGGGAAAAGUGUUCUUGCAUGUGCAGGUCAUUUUUGUGUACUGGUUGACAGAGGAAAUUGACCUGCAUAUUUCUGGAAGUGAACACCUUUAUAUUCUGAUACCGGUGCAGUAGCUUCCAUGUCAUCAUUGCAUGACUGAUGGCUGUUUUAAAAAAGUAGAAAAGAUUUACAGCUACUAUUUUCAAAGCAGUUACUACAAUUCAAAAAGAAGUAACUUAGUGAAAGAAAAAUUAGCUAACUGAUUUUAUUUUAUAUAUGACUUGUUACAUCCUAAAGGCUCUGGGAUAGUGACAUAGGUUAAUCAAGAAAAUGAAUUACACUGAUUAAACUCCCAUCUUGCCCUACACACAUCCUAUUUCUGGCCACAAAAAGUAUAUAUGAGUGUGAAAAUUAAUAAUACUUGCAUUCUGCUGUGUUUAGGUUUGGCACUCCCUUCAGUCAACUGGUGAAACAUUGUCAACUGAUUGAAAUCCAAUGCUGUUUUGUAAAGAAGCACACAAAAAUUCCUAGCCUGAUAAGAGGCCAGCAGCCUGUGUUUCCCUGCUGGCUGGAGAGCAGGGGAAACCCUCUUUCCAUGACCAGCAUGGAAACGCAGGAUGCUGCCCUCUUAGCAGGCAGCUCUUUUUAAAGUGUUCUACAAAACAGGUUGGUCAAGGAGGGAGUGGGCUCAGGGAUGGGCUUUCCCCACAACUAGCAUGGAAACUGAGCCCUCCUUUGCCUGUCCACUCACUUGUCUGUAUGGAAUUUCUAGUUACUUGUGACUACCAGGCUACUGUUUAAAUACAAGGCUGGUUAAAUAGCCCAUUAAACCAAGAAUACUAUUCUGUCAGUACAUCUUAAUUUUUUGUUUGUUUGAUCGUGUCAGCAAAGAGAGGAGAGUUCUUUGUCUUCUAACUUGCAGCAGUCUGGGGCAGAUCUAGCAGCAUAACAAAGCUUCUACUUGCCUCCUGCUAUUCCCGCAGUAAUCUCUGAACAGAAGCAUAAGGGCUGCCUAGGACCACCCAUGACUCCAUCUUGCUUGCUGCAGGAACCAUGGAGUUCCCUUUUUUAUAGACUGACUAUCUGCACUGUAAAGUUCCUUGUGAAGCAUUUAGAAAGGCUGCAGUUAUUGAAAGAAUUGGAGGUAUUCAUUUGUUUUAUUUGUAUGCCGCUUUUCCACACACAAAAAUCAUGUUCUAGUGUGUAGUUAAUUAACACUGUCCUGAACUCUUGCAUCGGUGCAACAUCCUGAUUCAAUUCUGAUGUGGGCAGUGACCCAUAUUGUGACCCUUAGCACCCAUUUCUACCCACAUUUGCCUUGUUUAGCAGACUAUAGCAUCAGAGUGAAAGUAGUUUUUUUUAAGUAAUUGAAAUGCAUGUGUGAACCACCAUCUGGUGCUAUACAGGAUAACUGGAUGUGUUUAAAGCCCAUUACAAAAAAGUACAUUUCAAACCAUUAUCCUAAUACCUAAACAGAAAUUUCUGUUAAAGGCCCAAGUUAUUUCUGUGACUUGCCAUCUCCCAUUAGGCUACUAGUGCUUAUAAGGAAACAACAAGGAAAUUCCUAGUUGUUGAACAUCCUGAAAUUUGUCAACACUCUGCUAUGCAACUAUUAGUGACAGGCCACAAACCCUUAGCAAAGCUCUUUUUAGAAGAAAUACCUUAUUGAUAACCUAUUACUUCACCUAUUAAAUGGUACAUAUAGUUUUAGUUUCACUCUGGCAGAGUUAGCAAAUAGUUGAACAUUAAUUCAGAUGGUUGAUGCCAGCGACCAAGAUACUUCAAAUAGUGAAGCGCUAUAGCUUAGUGGAAGAGUUACAUACUUUGCAUUUAGAAGAUUUCAGUUCCAGUCCUUGGUAUGCUACAUCUGAAGGGUUAUCAGGAUUGGGAAUUAUUCCUGCCUCAGACCUUGGAGAGCUGCUGCCAGUUGGACUAGUCAAUAUUGGACUAAAUGAAUGGUCUGCUUCAAUACUGGACAACUUCGUAUGUUCAGGUGUAUGACUAGCAACAGCUAUUUUUAUUAGUUCAGAGAAGCAGACUGUAGAUAUCAAUUGUUGCUCUGAAUUUGUUAGUUGAGGUUAGAAUUGCUUUUGUAGUUUCAUGAAUAUCUGCUCUGGGAGAUUGGAACAGGGGCCCUCUGGAAUAGCGUGGGAGGUGGCUGCAAGGGGGAAAAAGGAAACUGGCAAAAAUUAUUCCCUCCCCUUCUGCCAGCUGGAGCCUUUUCUGUGUUGGAGUCCCUUAUGUGAAUGGAAGGCACCUUUCCUUUUGCAGAAAGGUAGCUUGGGUUCCAAGCCAGUGCAUAUUGGAACAGGUGGUAGCACUCAAAAAAAAGAUGAGUAAACUGGUGCUUGGUUUUAUAAACUAUUACAUGAUUUGAGUGUGUAUUAUUUUCAUGUUGAAGAUUUGAGUAGCCUCUACAUGCACACAGAACUCGGAGCUCUUCUGUGUAAGUUAAAAUAUAGAGCAUGAAGUGCUUUGGGGAAGGACAGUGCCUAAGCACAGUUUGAUUCUACGUUCUUACUCUGCAAGGGUUGACUCGAAGGCAUGAAAAUGUUUCAUUUUCCCAUCUGAGUGUAUUGGAGCAUGGAAGUUGAGGUGGGGUGGAAUGGCAUACACAUGAAUGGGGAUGGCAGAAGGACAGAAAAUAGUUUGAUGAGAUGGGUUAUCUGCACUUUCAUUAUUUGGAGGAUACAGUUAAGUGUAGCAUCAUUAUUUAACAUCUGUCCAGCACAGAAAAUUCAACUGCUAUUUAAGCCAUUUAAGAGAAUUUGGAAAUCUACAGCAACAUAUCUGUUUAGUACUUGAAGAUUUCUUGUUUGAAACUCUGACCCACAGAAACCAAGAAAAGACAAAGUAUGUUGGGGUUUUAUAGGUGUCAUAUACAUUGGCCUGUUUAGAUGCUGCAUUCUGAUUGUCCAAACCAUGAUUUGGAAGAUUGGGAGUACCCUACGUGCCUUCCUGCUCCAUCGUUUUCCUCCUUCCCUCUCACAAUACAGUUCAUUUGCACACAGUGCUAAACAAGACCAUGGCAUAGUAUGAGGGUUCAGUGUGAGGACAGCAUGGCUGCUGUGCUUCUCUCCCUGUCUUCCUUUUGCUGUGAUUCAAGCCAUGGUUUGUCACUUGGCAUUUUGUCUACUCCCGGUCUUAUAGUUGGACUUUCUCUGGACAAACCAUGAACCGUAAGCCUAAGAACAAAGCUUGUUUGCAGCUGAUGGCUUGUCUGGAGUGAGACAGACCAUAAGCUUGUGUUUGGAUGAACUGCUAAGCCAGAUUGUAGCUGAACACACAGCUGGGCAACAGGAGAUAGCAACAGAAGCAGCAGCAGGACUGGAAGAGGAGCAAAGUGAUCAUGAUCUCCUGUCUUUGAGCUUGCAUGUUCACUGUAAGUCAUAGUUCCGCUUCACUUUUUGUGAAGCUCAGAUUUUUCUCCUUCAUUUCCUCUAACUGAGGCUUGUUGUGAUGUCCAAAUGAGAUUAUGGUUAGUGCUAACCGUCAAACCAUAGCUUGCAAGCUCAUUUCAUGCCAUAGUUUCAAAUUAUGGUCUGGAGGCUUAUGUUAAUAGUAGUUUUUUUUUAAAAGGUAGCAAUUUGAGGCCAUUUUGGCUUGCUUUCCUACAUAAAAUGUACUCAGAAAUGGCAAACCAAAAUAAUCUAUUGUUUCUAGGAAUAUUAUUAUAAAACACACCCAAUUUAAAAAUGGUACGAACAGAAACAAAGCUAACUUUUAAAGCACUGGGUCAGGUAAAAAUAGAAAACUUACACAUCAAAUGUCUGUCUAAAUAAAGAAGCUUUCACAGCCCACCUAAAACUGGGAAGAGAGGAGCCCUAUAAGAGUUCUCCAGGAAGAGUUGUGGUGCCAUCACUGAGAAGGUCCUGUCCUCAGUUUUGUCCAGUUCAUGGGAUAGAGAGCAGGCCAUCUUUAAGAUUUGGGUAGGUUGGUUCAGAUAGGUGAAGGCAGUUCUUGGGGGUAAACUUAUUCUGGAUCAUGAAGGGGGUUAAAAAAUGAGUACCAGCACUUUAGAUUGAGCUCUGAAAAGUAUAAAUAACUGUGGACACAGAGUCAUCACACUAUAAUCUGAUUGUUGAGCAUGACCUAGGAUUUUGGCAGCUGUGUUUUAUGCAAGUUGUUGUUACUGAUCUAGGCAGCCAUAGGUAGAAAGCACUGCAGUAGUCCAGUCUGUUUACAACUAAGAGUAUGAGCUACAGAGCCCAGGUCCAUUUAUUUCAAGCAAUUGUCAGUAAUUUGCUUGAAACAGAAUGUAAGUACAUAGCCAUAAAAGAUUCAACCAUCAACAUGCAACAUAAACAUAUAAACAAAGCUUACAUAAUAGUUGGUGUAAAAUGAGGCUGUGGCUGUCAUUUCCAGCUUACACCAUCUUAUGGUGGUUCUCCCACUUACAGCACUUAUGCUUGGAUGACUGGGGUGAUCGUAAUGCAUAGCAAUAUAUGGAAACUUUUAUUAAUUUUAUUAAUUAAAUUUAUAUACCACCUUUAUCUUCAAAGGAUUUCAAGGUGGUGUACAUGAUUCUCCUCCUUCCCAUUUCAUCCUCACGACAACCCUGUGUGAUAGGUUAAGCUUAGAAAUGGUGACUGACCCAAGGUUACCCAGUGAACUUCAUGGCUGGGUAGGGAUUGAAACCCUGCAGGACAAGAGGAGGGUGACCUUGGUCCCCAGCUUCUCCAUAGCUAUUGACAACAUAGACCAUGGACUGGGAAUUGGAGGCAUGGUGCUACAGUGGUUCCAGUCCUAUCUACAUGGCCAAGUUCAGACAGUGCCAUUGGGAAAGUGCUUUUGGGCCCUUUGUCAGUUUUGCUAUGGGAUACGGAAGAGCACUAUUUUAUCUCCAGUGCAAUGUAAUAUCUUUUUGAAACUCCUGGAGGCAGUCAUUAGGAGAUUUGGGGCAAAGUGCCAUCAGUAUUUCCCGUGACUGAGAAAUUACCUUUUUACUUAAUAUGUUGGACGGUACUUAUUUACAUGCAUCAAUGUAGUUAUUAUCUUCACAUAAUUAUUCAAACUUUAUGUCAUAAGUUGCUGAGACAAUUUUGAUGGUGGUAUAUAAAUGUGAACAAAAUGCUAAAAUCAUCAGCAUCAUUUUAUUUUCAAGCUACAUUAGAAAUGGUUGCUUCCAUGUCUUGUGGAAAUCUAUCAUUCUUGUAAUAGGAACCAGUGAAAGCACAGCAGCACAUAACCAUGGUAGAUUUAGCUGGUGUUGUCCAUAAGGAAGGAAAUCCCUAGACUAAAGUAGUGAGAAAGGGAGACUAUUAAGAUAGUGUUUGGAGCAUCUUAAACUAAUGCCUGAUAAAGCUCAGAAUACCAAUCACAUAACUUUGAUAUCAUUAUACAUUUAAUUUUAAAUCAUAUGUUAAAGUUCUAAUUAUAAAUAUUUGUGUUGGAUUUUUACGUAAAACAUAAUCACUAUUAUUAUUAUUAUUACUAUUAUUAUUAUUAUUAUUUCUAUACUGCCCUUCAUCCAAAGAUCAUGGGGCAGUUUACAAUAUAAAAACAAAAAAUAUAUACAAACCAUAAUAACAAACAAAAAUAAUGCCCACCUGUAUUAUUAUUUAUUAAAUUUCAGUUCUGAAGUUUGCAAAACUCUUUUCCAAGGAAAUGUUUUAUGGUGAUCAUACAUUGGAUCAUGCUGGAAGGUUCAGCACAAGCAAUAGGAAGUUACACAGAGUGUAGUUGAACUAUAGAAUUUACUACUACAAGAUGUAGUGAUGGUCACCAGCUUGGAUGCCUUUAAAAGCCGAUGGAAACAUGAAGCUGCAAAAUCCUUUCUUGUGGAAACUUACUGUUAGUCUAUAUUUCACAUUUAUUUUUUAUUUUAUUGCUCUGAUAUUUGCAAAAUGGGUGUGUGGGUGAUUUCAGAUUGGUGAGCUGUUUAUAAAGGAACAUUUCUCCUCUGAUUGCAAGAGACUUUCAACAGUGAAGUGUUAAAAUGUAUAAACAGUUAAAUAAGAAGUAGGUCACACAAUGAGAAUAAACAGAUGAUUGAACACUAUUCUUUCUUCUUCUGAUAUGAUUAAAUUAUCACAAGCAAGAGCACAUGAUCAAAUGUCUUAUAUCUGAUUAAUGUCAAUUUUUUAUGUACAGCGAGGUUAUUCCCUUAAUGAAGCGCUGCUUCAAAAUAUACUGGGAGUAUAUUAAUAAAAUUACACAUACACACUGGAAUGCACAGAAUAUCCUUUCAGCAAAUGAAAAUAACUGAGAAUGGUGAAGGGAGUCUGCUUGUAAAUUUGUUCUUCUUCCCACUCCUAUCUCCCGUAUGGUUCUGGUGAGCCCCCCAACUCUAUGUAGCAGCUUUACAGGGGCAUGAGGUUGUGGGGAGGAACUGAUGAAAAUACUUCCCCUUACGCUUUCAGGAGGAUUGUCCCACUCAUGGAACUCUGGAUCUUAACCACCAUCAAUAAAGUAGAACUUAGAUUUUUCUCUGUGUAUAGGCAAAGGUUGAGUUAUAUGUCAAAAGACUAGAAGUGUAAAUAAAAGUAUUUGCUUCAUUUUUCCUUGUAUUUUGCUAAUUCCUCUUGGAAAAUAGCAGUGAUUACCGAUUCUGUGAAGAAAGCAAUGAUACAGUUUGCUAUAAUGAUCAUGUUCAGAUAGCUACACCUAUUUCUUGCUAGCAACAGCUAUAAUUUAAAAAGGCAUUUUCAUACUGUUUAGUUAGAUGUAAUUCUUAGUUAGAUGUAAAGCUCAGGAUUACAUUUAACUAAGAAUUACGGUACCUUUGUGGUCGUGUGCCACAUGGCCAGCUUAACAUUUAAAUUGCAUACCCGGUUACUGUCUAGUGUGCUACACUGCAAAUGCAGGUGAGGCAAUCCAGUUUAAAUGAGAUGAUAGGUACGUUGAAUGUUGCACAAGUACAUUUUCCCCUAUGUAAUAAUUUUAAUAUAUAUUCAUAUGUGUUUUUUGUGAGUAUGCCCUAUCUCAUGUUUCCGUUAGGCUUGAAAAACUGUUCCUUACAUUUUUUCCCAAGAGUGUAAGGUGGUUAUUCUGGAAGAAAUAGGUCUUAGAUCAUUGAAAAAUGACUCUUGAUGGGUCACAGGAGCUUUUAAAAAGGAGUCUAGUUCAGAUAGCAAUAUCUUGUACUGCAAUACAGAAAUAAAGGAGUAAUGUACUCUCCUAGACAACGUGUUAUAAUUUAGAACUGAUCGUGUUUUAAGUGCCAUUGUACUUGUUCUAUUUUUACUGUGGAACUGGGCAUUUUUGAGGCAGCACAAUAGUCUUAGUGCCACGUUUGCCUUGAUAAGUUAAUUUAUUUAUUUAUUUUACAGUUCAUAGAUGGGAUGGGUGCAGCGUAACCUGUCAUGCUGGAACUUGCAGGAGUGUUUGUUGCUGUGCCCUUCUUGUUCUUUCUUCUUUGUGUGCUUGGAGCAAGAGUAUAAAACAGCAGCCAGCACCCUUCGUUUUCAUUCUACUGUUCAGUUGGAUCCAAUUAUUCAGCUUUAUAAUAUCUUGACGUUGCUAAAAGUGCUUGGCUGCUCCUACAUAAAAGAGUCUAUCCAUUUUGAUGCCACUUUCAACAUUUUGGAUUUUUAAAAUACAGUAGCUGUAACCCACCCUCGGACUUUAUAGUGAAGGGCAGUUGAGAAAAUGAAUUAAUAAUAAUAAUAAUAAUAAUAAUAAUAAUAAUAAGUAAUAAUAACCAAUCAUUUGGUAGAUUGCACACAUUAAGUUUCUUUCUGGUUACAGUUAUUUUAGGACAGUGUUUUUUAAGAAUCUCUCCUGCUGCUUACAUUCCAAAAAGUCAGUUCCAUUUUUUAAUACUGUAAAUCUCUAAAAUUGCAUGCACUUUCACUCCGCAGGUGCCAGUGUUAAGUGCAUAGGUGUGUUUAAGACCUGCAAAAUAUAUGUUAAAAUGAAAGCCCUGAAAUGCAUUAGGUCUCUGGGGCUGCUGCAAAAAUGCUCAUCUGGGGAAGACUGAAGUGGGUGACAGCUGGUAGAAGAUAAUGGAUUAUUUCUUGGUUGGGGGAAGAGGAGGGGAUGCAUCCUCCCUCUCAGCCUCUUGAAAUCCUUGUGGAUGGAUAUUCUUCCUGGUUCUUGAGCGAGAAAGAUGAAAAAUUGUACAAUGUUCACUUUAAAGCUUCUUUACAUAUAAGGAAUGUAAUGUAGACACAAUAAUAUAUUCACUAGAUCAGGCAUGUCCAACUCUAUAGAGACUGCAAUCUACUCCCAGUAUAAUAAAACUGGCAGUGAUCUACCAUAGUUGUUGAGCUUUUUUUAGAGGGGAGAUACCAGAGUUGUUGAGCAAGUGGAAAUAGCACCGGUGGUGGGAGGUCGAGAUCGCUAAGGAGCAACCGGGCAAUCUCUUUUUUUACUCCUGUGGUCGACCUGCAGAACCCUGGGGAUCCACCUGUUAAUUGGGUUCGGACAUAGCUGCACUAGAUAUAACAAUUUGUAGAAUAAAUUGAAUUAAUUCUACUCUAAUAAUACAUACUGUCUAGGAAUAGUUUUUUUGUCUACAUUGAGCUAGGGUUGCUAUAUUUAAAAAAAUGAAAAUCCGGACACAAAAGAUGUUGAGCAAAAUUUCAAAUAAAUAAAUAUACCGGUAAGUUUUUAUUGUGUUUUUAGGAAAUUUGGCAAAAAACAACAAGACUUCCAAUAUGGACUGCCAUACACCCGGGUUUCCCCCGGACAUUUUAACCAAUUUUUGAAAAAUUCACCUGAAUUCAAUUUUUGAAUUCAAUUUUUGAAUUCAAUUUCUGAAUUCAAGCAGCUCCUGCUGCUGCCGCGCCGCUGGAGCACGAUUUCUGUUCUCAUCCUGAAGCAAAGUUCUUAACCUGAAGCACUAUUUCUGGGUUAGCGGAGUCUGUAACCUGAAGCGUAUGUAACCUGAAACGUAUGUAACCUGAAGUGUAUGUAACCCGAGGUACCACUGUACUAUAAUGUUGCAGAUAGUGUUAAUAUACUGCGUUUGGAAAUUUAGCUUCUUCUUGUCCUCUUAUGAAAAGCUGAAACUGGUCAGUUUUUUUAAUGAUAAAUGUAUAGCCAGCUUUCUAGGGAGACACUUCCAAGAAAAGCGUAAUUGAAAUAAGAUGAGAUCACUCAUUAAUCCAAAGCCCUUAGAUUGGAAACUAGAUAAUAUCAUUACUGGAACUGAAAGCAUCAAGUUUGUUGUCACACCUUUAGAACAUGUUUUUCAUUGGGGACAGGAAUGAAAUCUCAUUUUAUGAAGUCAUGACAACAAAGGGCAUUUGGUUCUGGAAAUUCCAUGUGGACAUUAUUUUGAAUUGCCACCUGGGAGGCAGAAACUAAGAAAACUCAUAUAAGUAUUGCACAACCUGUGUGUUGCCAUCAACUUAACACCUGGUUCCCCCCUUCCAAAUGCAAAAUAAUCUUUUUUUAUGUACUUGUGAGUCCCUGCCCACAAGAAAUGCUAGGAAGAGCUUGGCCAAACUAAAGUACUCUUUGAAUGGACAAGGGAGAAGCACUUUGUACAUGGACAGGAACAUAGGAAGUUGUAAGCUGACUAUUGGUCCUUCUUGCCAUUAUUCUGUAUGUUUUAGUCUGGAGUUUUUCCCUAGCCCUACUUGGAAAUGCUAGAGGUCAAACCUGGGACCUCCAUGCAGAGAAAUGAUCUAUCACUGAGCUGCGCCCAAAUGAGUAUCUGUAUCGCUGUAGGAAGGCAGGAAAGACUAGUUACCUAAUCCACACAUUUUUAGAGUAACUGAGCAGUAAUCUUAAGCAUUAGUUUCAUGGCGCUCUCGCUGCAUUUUCCUAAACCCAAUUUAAUGUGAAAAGUUUUCUGGAACAUGCAGCUAGGAACUUAGGAAUGGCUCAGCUAUAUUCAAGUUCUGUAGAGCUUUUCUAGGAAUGAUGUGUAUACUAAGAACAAGCUUUAGGGCAAAUCUGUGAUGCUCUAAAGAGACUAGUGCACAAACACACAUGCAAAUAACGUUGAAUCCUACAAGCUCUUGCUGCCUUCUGAUCAUUGUGGAGAAGGAAUUGUGGAAAACAAAAGAGGACAAGGGGAAAUGUUGCUUCUCUCUUUCUCUGUGUAUGUAAAUUUGAAAUAGAUUAAUCAUGUAAUUGUAUCCCAUUGCAAUUCAAUUAAAAUCCAGCUGCAUCCAGAACUUGUGAACUCUCAUAAUUAUGCUGGCUUAAUCGCAGCUGCUAAAAACCUGCUGAAAUAGAAAAGUCUCAUAAUGCUUCCUGAAAAUAUUUGAACUUUGGCAAUGUUCCCAAAAGAGGUGUGUUACAGAAUAGUCCCUGAAUCCCCUUCUCUGUCCAUUUGAAGGACUAGCGAAAACAGAAUAUUCUCCAUUUGUUAGCCAUUGUUAAGAGAUCAGGAGUAUUCCUUACCACUUUUGGCUUAACCAGGGCUUGUUGCUAACCAUGAAUUCCCUCUUAACCAAGGUUUGCAGAACAGCUUCAAACAAAGAAGUUUUCCUUUCUUCUGAUUGCACAAACAACAACAGCAACAGUAUUUCUAAGCUGGGUGGUAGAUAGCUUCAUCUUCUGAUAAUUUAGUAAGUCUUUCAGCUACUUUCUGUGGCUCUUGCACAUUGUAGUGAAAUGUGUUGGAGUUGCUAUCACUUUUUCUUUUUAAAUACAGGCCUUACUUGUGCCCUCAUCAGGAGAAGGGCAGCUUGUAGAGUAAAUGCAUGCAUCACAGGGCCCUGUAAAGAGUUAUGCUUAGCUCCGCAUUAUUACUAUUUUUAAUUGCAUUUUCACAAGAACCAAGACCCCUUAGGCAAUUCUGAAUAAUUUGUUCAGGAUACUUUUCUGUUCAAAAUGAAUGUCAUUGUCUUACUUUGUGAGUUCCCAUUACAGUUCACUUUACAAUAGAGUCUCUCUAGUUUGUGCCAGUUGUGGUUUUGUUUUCUCAUUGUUUCUGCUAGCCAGGAAUAAAAACCAAAUGUAAAACGGUUGUCUUGUUUAGCUAAUAUAUAUUUACUUUGUAUAUUUACUGCAAUGUGUAGUUUUUUUAAAAAAAUGGUGGAUGGUCAGUACUUGAUAUUCUGAAACAUCAUUUGUAUUCCAUGAAAUCUUUUUAUUUCCGGUGCCUGACUCUCUCUGUAAAUCCCACUGCUAAAAGGAGUUGCACUAGGCCCCUAUGUUAUACUUUAGCUGCUGCAUCAUCAAAGAAUGCCUACACUGGAAUAGGGAGAAUUAUUUCCUGAACAAUCUCAGACAAUCCUGCAAAGACUUGAACCUGAAAAAUCAGUACAUGUUCAUAGAUGUAGCAAUAUUCCCGUAAUGUUACAUCUCUUCCAGCACAUACGGCCUGGAGGACGUAAUGUGUUAGCUUCUGUAGGGUACUAAUGCAGGUUCAAAAAAUUGCAAGGUGAUUUAUGAAUGUAGGAGCAGGGUUAAAGCCUUUAACAGUUGUUAAGAAUUGGGAAAGGGCGGUAACUCAGUUGUGCAGCAUUUGACUUGUAUUCAGAAGGUCCCAGGUUGAAUAUCCUCUGACUAAAACCCUGGAGAGCCACUGCCAGUCAGUGUCAACAAUACUGAGCUAGUUGGGCCAAUGGUCCAAGCUCAAUAUAAGGCAGUUUCCUAUAUGCCUGAUGCUUGAGUCUGACAGAUGGUGGAAUGGAAAAGGAUGCUCACAAACAAAGCGGGUUAAUAUCAGAAAACUAUGGUGAUUCCAAAGGAUUGAGAGAAGGGUGUGAGAUUGAUUUGAAGAUAGGUAUUGUCAAACUGAGGUGGGACAAAUGGAACUAUUAGAAGAACAUCCCACAUGGUUGUACAGUUAGUGAUUUCAUGAUUUCUUGUCCUGCUUUUUCACUCAGUGGAGCACUUAAGAAGGCGAAUGUUAUCAAAAGAACAUAAAAUUACAAUAAUAAGGUUCAAAUGCGCAACAAAAGCACCAGCUAUCAAACCAAAGCAUCAGGGGGAGAAAAGAUCACACAGAUAUGAGCUGAAAAACACACACACAAAGAUUUUACUUCUGAGUGAGGUGAGACACAGCAGGCCUUCUCUUAUCUGUGGUACAGGAGCUGACAGUCCUUUAGGUCAGAGGUUUUCAGCCUUUUUGAGUCUAUGGCUCCCUUGACCAUCUACAUUCUUCGGCACCCUGUGGGGCUCAGGAGCCCACUUAUGUCACCCCUUGCCUGCAAAGCUGGCAGCCUUUCAAUCUUUUUCAAACACCCUCCCUUGUGGAGUGUUCCCUCAGCCUCCUCUCCUCUCCCCUCUCCUUUGGAGUCCUCUGGGCCCCCUCUUCAAAGAAAGGUGCCUCCUCACACUGCCCCACAGGGGCCUAGAAGGCACCCCCUGGUCAGCCCCAGAGGCAUCAUUUACCUGCGGAGCUUGUAGCCAGGGCUGCUGCAGCAAACAGCUGUGUAAGCCUUUGAGUGGCAGAGAUGCAAGAGGGCAUCAGAGGAGGGAGGGAAAGAAAGAGGGACAGAGGCCAUUGUUGCCUGUGGCACCCCUGACCAUCACUUAAGAUACCCCAGGAUGCCACGGCACACUGGUUGAAAACUACUGCUUUAGGUGCUCCCAAGCCUAUUUUGUACCUGUUGCUUCUAGCAGAGUCAUUUGUAUUAUGGGUCUUGCCUUGUACGGUAGGACAGCAAUCUAUACACAUUUAACUUACGCACAUUCAGCUUUAUGCGCGUGGCAAAAAAUACGUAAAAAAUUGGAAAGGGGGUCAGGGUUCCAGGAAAAAUGACUUUGACAACCCCACUGGCAUUGAGCCCAAUGUAUUUUGACUAUAUGCCAUUUUGGCUUUAGGCACAAUCCCCAGAAUGUAACCCCUACAUAAUUUGUCAGCAAUUUAUUAAUUGCCUUCUGCACAAUUGUCUUAAGGCAAUGUACAAUAAAAACAGCAACAAAGCUAACAUUUCUUAAGGGUAGGCCAGCACGAAAAGCCAGAGAAUGGUGGACAAACAAGCGCGCUCAGAAAGGGACACCACCCUUGUAGAACUUGCAGUUUGCUAAACAAAUAAACAAAAAGUCUUGUAAAACUCUUUUUUUGGCCAACGUUCAUCACAAAUGUAAAAGUCCUCAAUUGGAGUCUUUGGAUAGCUUUCAUCACCAAGUAUUACAGCUAAUAGCAGCAAUGAGUGCCUCUCAUGUGUCUUCAUGGAUUUUUGCCCAAGGCAGAGGUUUGACUUUCACAAACCUUUCAGUUAGAAUUCUGUCUAAGGAAAUGAAACAGGGUGUGGGACAGAGUUGAAGAUUGCUGGUUGUAUAUUGCCAUUUAUUAAGAGAAAGUACAGUGAACAGAAAGGUGUGCCACACCUAUGUGUUCUCUGAUCAUUGCUCUUUGGUAGUUAUCUUUAGUAGGGAAUAAGUUCUGUAUAAAGCUUUAGACUGUGUCCCAACAGUAAACACAAAACUGCUUUUACUUUCAGCAAGCAUUCCAUAGAAAACUACUCCUUUAAGGAGGAUUAUUCUCAAAUCUCAUUGACUUCUAGUUUCAGAUUUAUCGUGCUGUGUUACUGAAUUGUAAGCAUAAAGUACCCACCUGUUCAGAAAGCCAAUUAUAUUUAUAGCACAGGACAGUGGUAUUGUAAUUCCCAGCUACUAUAGAAAAUCUGUUUAGCAAUUAUUUAGUUCUUUCCCAUCUUUUACAAAAAGUAAUUUUAAUUUCGUUUCUCAUUUAAAGUUACAUUUCACAAAAAAUAUGAACAUAAGAAUUCCUCAUCAGUUAAGUCCAGAAGGAAUGCCAAAUGCCUUAUUAUUAUUAAAAGACUAUCAGUGAAGUGUUCUCAGAUUUCAUUAAUUAGAGAAAAGAACUGUUCAAUAUUAGCCAAAUGUCAGAUCCUAGGGUUAUUGUGCUGUCUCUGCCAAAGCACAUGGAGACAAGCCUCCCACCCUGUCUUCCUGGGCACUUGUGUGGUGAGUGUCACAGCCUGCACUAAGAGCUUGGUCUGGGGAGCUGUCUAAGUGGUGUCUGGAACUGAUGCAGCAAGUUUUACUGGAUGAUGCGUCUGAAGGGAUGUGAAACUCACCACAAGGAUGCCACUCCUCAUAGCAAACAGUGACAUAGCAAACAGUUGUGGCUGGAGACAACUGAGGGUUCAUUUUGCUGUUUUCUCUCUCGUCAUGACAAGUGCAGAAACAGUAUUCCACGUACUUACAACAUACCUUAAAGUGCAAAACCAAAAGCUUUAAAACAGCUUUAUUUAUUUAUUUAGGAGUAUUUAUACCCCACCUUUUAACUGAAGUUCUUGUAGCAGCUUACAAUAUCUCUAAAACACAAUAAAAUAAACAGCGAUACAGCAGUCACUACCAGCAGGACAAAGGUAAGUUUCCCAUUCCUUUGUUUCAGCACAUGCCAAUCUGCAGCUGAAUCUUCUGGCGGUUUAAGCAGCUGUAAGUUUGCCCCACAUGACUUCUUCACUAGGUGGGUGCUCUUUAUGUCCCUCACAGCCCCAGGCCUCAUGGAGGUGCUAUACAGGAGGUGCUGGGUGGAGCAAAGAUGUUACAUGCCUUCCUGCUGAACCCUAGUGCAUAAAUCAACAUAAGGUUUGGUGUUUUGACAUACACAGGAGCUUGAGCCUCCCUUGGCAGCUGUCUGUGCCUCUGUAGGGAGAGUUGCCUGCCCUACAGCUUUGAAAGCUACUAGUAAUGAGUAUAGAUGUACUGUUUAUCAGAUAGGUUAUUAAACUAAAGCAGGUUAUGGCAAGUUACAACGCAGUAGGUAUAUUGUCAGUGGCACGCUAUGCCUCUGAUACCCACAAAACACAAUCAGUUUAAGGGUUUGGCAACCCGGAUAUAAAAAAUUAAGUACUUUCCUCCUCCUAAAUGUGAAUUUUGAAAAGUCACUCUUAGCUCAGUUGUGGAGCUGCUUCUUUGAAACUGGGGCCUUCUGUGUUCAGUUGCUGGCAUCUCCAGUUAAAAGGAUCAGGUAGAGGGUUAUAACAGAAGCAAAAGUUACUGCUGCAGAUCUGUAUACACUGUAGUGCCCUAGGGUGGACAGAGAGUUUGGUCUGGUAUAAGGCAAAUUUCCUAUGAUCAGUUAAAAACAACUGAAAAUACUGUCCCUCACACACACUCUUGAGACAGCUGUGCAAACAUUGGUGAGGGUUUCCUUAGUCUUGUUUGCAAAUCUCUCUUAGAUACUUUUUAAACAGUAUUUUAAAUUUAUAAGGACUAGUUAAUUCCUUAAUUAGCAUGAAUGUGUCUAUAGUUCACUCUGAAGAUAUUCUGAGGUCAUUCAGUACAGUGAUACUCUAGUUAUGAACUUAAUUCAUUCCGGACGUCCGUUCUUAACCUGAAACUGUUAUUAACUAGAGGCGUUCUUUCUCUAAUGGGGCCUCCCGCUGCUGCCACGCCGCCAGCACAUGAUUUCCGUUCUCAUCCUUGGGCAAAGUUCUCAACUCAAGGUAACUCUUCCAGGUUAGCAGAGUUUGUAACCUGAGGCGUUUGUAACUCGAGGUACCACUAUAGUAUCUAUAAUGCCGCACGGACAGCUCACAUUGUCCUCUGUUGCUUAUCUCUCACUUUAUUUUCAAGUACUGUUGCAGUAUUUUUUUAAGAAUGCAGUUUGUUGAAGGUAGGCAUGUUGGUUGCUUGGAUGUAAACUGAUGCAGUGACAGAUCCAGGAAAUCCUGAUUCAGUUUUCAAGUUGGGUACAAAGAGAAAUGUUUUUUUUUUCUUGGAAAGGAGACUCAGUUUAAAGGUGUAUAUCUUUUGUUCUGAUUUAGUUUCCAUGAUACUUCCUCAUAGCAUACAUUCUCUAAUAUGCUCUCAUUUCACCCUUUCUGAAACCACAAUAAAAGUUAAAAUCUUCGUAGAAUAUCAAUGAGCCCUCUAUAAAUUCUUUGAGGUUACAGCAUCAACACUCAAAUAUUAAUACCAGCUGAAUGGUGAACUUGCAUAAUUUUGAGUACAAAUGGUUCAAUAAAGUAUGGUACGUCACUGCAAUGUCAGACAAAGUUGGGAACAAUUUGAGAAACUUUGUUCUCCUUUUAUUAAUUAAUUUAAAAGUAUUUAAAGCCUUUUCUGUGUUGUCAGUACAGAUCAGUAACACACAGACAGACACCCUACUCACACUGAGUGUGGGUAUGGAGAGGGAAAGUUAACAUCUCUUCAGUGUGAUAGGCUUGAUUGAAUUUGUACCGUAUGUAGCUGUAUCCAGGCCACUUAGUAACAUUACAAAUUUAACAUUCUGUAUCACUCUGUGUAAACAGCAUGGUAUUUCCUAAUUAGAAUAUAAGUGUGCAUUUCUGAUAGCCUCAUUUCAUUUGCAGAAAUGAUCAGAAGGUUAGUUUACUUUUCCUUAUUAGGAAAGGGUUUUUUUUAAAAAAUACUUAGAACAAAAUUGAGGGAGAACAUAAUGGAUACUUAUAAAAUGGUGUGGUGUAGAAAGUAAAGAGGGAUAAAUCACCCAGUCUCAUCAUGCAGUAACGUGAUAAAUUGAACCCAGAUUUGAGAUUCUAAGGUUCUUAAAAUGAGCAUUGAACUGAACAUGCUUUCAUUGUAACUUGAGUUGAUGAUGGUUGUACACACCAAAAGAAAGGGAGGAUGCACAUAAUCCCAUAUCUUAGUCCCUUAAAUCCUAAUUUGGCUGUACUGUACUGUGAAACAGCCCAUGGAUGUCUCCUGCUGAAGCUGACGGGAAAAUGUGAAAAAUAUGUCAGUAUGCCACUGAUUAACUACAUGCUGGCAGUUAAGACCAGGGGUUGGCUAUCACUGUUGCAUAUUAAGUCUAGGAAAAAUGCCUUGGAAAAUGAUUUCUGUCCUAAAUCAUGAUUUGCCUAUAGUUUGAUCUUAUACAUGCAGCAGUUUGAAAUGGCAGAAUCUUCAGGUUGUAGAAUGAACUGUGCUACUUAAGGUAACAUUUUAAAUCUACAGUGGUGCCCCGCAAGACGAAUGCCUCGCAAGACAAAAAACUCCCUAGACGAAAGAGUUUUCUGUUUUUUGAGUCGUUCCGCAAGACGAAUUUCCCUAUGGGCUUGCUUUGCAAGAUGAAACGUCUUGCGAGUUCUUGCGAGUUUGUUUCCUUUUUCUUAAAGCCGCUAAUAGCCGCUAAGCCGUUAAUAGCCGCUAAGCCGCUAAUAGCCGUGCUUCGCAAGACGAAAAGACCGCAAGACGAAGAGACUCGCGGAACGGAUUAAUUUCGUCUUGCGAGGCACCACUGUACUUCCGCAUCUCUUCAUUUCUCUCUCUCCCCCCCCCCCCAGCAAGUAAAUAAGCUCAUGAGGGGGAAAUGUUUUAGCUCUGUUUCUGAGGAGUGAACUAGUUUUCUGUUUGCAGGGAGUCUUUCAUGCCAUGAAGUAUUCGAAAACAUCUUCUGCUUGUACUCUGGAGUGGUGCAAUUCAUACCACCAUUUCAAGAGCCUACCACCUCACUCUUCUAUGCUGAAUUAAUUAGGAUCUAGACUACAUUAAUUAGGAGGCAAGUUAGUGUCUGGAAAAUACCACAUGCGCAAGACUUCCAGGUUUGUGGGUCUGUGUGCAGAUGGGGAAAGUAUUAACUGCAAUAUCAUGGAACAGGCUGUUGAAGCAUGCCUUGCUGGGGAAGCAGCCAGACCCAUUAAGACCUACCCAGCUAUCUAAUCUUGCAUACUGUGGAUGCUGCUGUUCCACAUUCUUAAAAAAGAAAGCACACUAAAAUAUGAUGUAAACAAGAGGCUUGGCCAGUGAUCUGAAGUAUUCUGAAGGGGUAACAGUAGAAAUCAAAGCAUAAAGCAGCAUUCUGUUCUUUGACUGUUAAACCAGAAAAUAUUUUCCCCUGAAAUCUCUUGUAACUUUAGGUAUUAUCCCCAGUAUUAAUUAAUUCCAUGACCUCAGUAUCUGUUCAGCAUUCUUAUCAGCCUCCAGAGUCUUCUCUUACAGCAGUUUUCACAGUAAAAAUCUUAAUGUGUUCCUGCACUGGUUCCUAAAGUCUUGCAUAUGUAGCUCUGGCUUGACUGCAAAACUCAUUUUAAAAGUUAUUUGCAAAGACUGCUCUCUGUCUCAAGAUAGGUUGCAUGUUGCACUAGGUUAUGUUAUUCCUAUGUACAUUUAAUUCAAUAGGAAUGACUGUGCACUGCAUAUGAACAGCCCCUGAAUCUGUGACCAACCUCUGAGGCUCUUCUCUGUCUGCUUCUUCCACAAGAGCUGAGGAGGGUAGCAAGGAGAGAAGAGACCUUUUCUAUGGUGGCUUCCCGUUUGUGGAAUGCUCUCCCCAGGGAGGCUUGCCUGACACCUUCAUCACAUAUAUUUAGGUGCCAGGAGAUAACAUUUCUAUUCUCCCAAGCCUUUGACUAAUUAAGCAAUCUAUGGCUUUUUAAACUGCAUUUGUGGAAGGGGUGAUUGUUUUGUUUGUUGUUAUGCAUUUUUGUGUUUUUAUACUGUAACCCUUCUGUGAUCCUUGGAUGAAGGGUGAUAUAUAAGUUUAUAUAGUAGUCAACAUUAUCAUCUGUGCAAUUAUAUUGAUUCCAGUAGUACCCUUCUGGCUCACAAGAGAGCCUGAACUUUUAAAAUGGUGUUGCGAUAAUGUUUGGAGGCUCCACUAAGUUUUACCUCCAUUCUAAAGCUUGAAGAACAUGUUAUCAUACUUACUGUUUUUGGCUCAAAGGGGGUGGGGAUAAUUUGCCCUAGGACACUAGGUGUUUAAAAACCCACUCAAAGCUAUGUUACCAGUCAUUGUAAGAAGAGUAAUUUUUUUCUGACUGUGAACCAGACCACAGUGAUCUGGUUCAGCUGUACUGCUAAGCCAUGGCUUAGCAUUAAUGAGAAUGAGUCACAGCAGCCUUUGGUUCCUGCACUUUCCUCUGCUCUUCUUGUCUGUAUGGGUUGCAGCAGCGGAAUUGGUCUGUGGGGCCCUUUUCAUUCACCUAAAUAAAUGUGACUAUGUCUGAAAAUAUGAGGGGAGCGCAGAGUGAGUUAGUUAAUAACGUGUGUUAUCUUAUCACGAGACUCCAGAUCUUCUGGUGGGAUGUUUUGUUUUGUUUGCAAAAAGGUGUCAUACAAAACUUUUGUCAAUUGGCUUACUGAGAAGGAAAAUCUGCACGUAAUAUUCUACCUAGUCAAAGCAUUUAAUAGAGUCUAAGGAGUUUAAAUUAAACAGUGAGAUAGAUAAAUUAAAAUUAUGAGCCUUAGAAAUAAAUGGCAUGCACAGAGUACAUCUGCCUCUCCAAUAAGAUAUCUGUGUACUGAGUCCACAGCAGUAACUUCAUUUUGAAGUAUAAAUACAUUGGAUUUUAUCCCUUGCCGGUCCAGCUUAGAGGAGACCCAUGACUAAUUUAGGCUCAUCAAUUUCAGUGGGUCUGUUCUGAGUUGGACUAGCACUGGCUACAACCACAUAUGAUAUAUGGAAUCACUGCUGACAUCAGGUGAUUGGCAGGUCAGCAACCCCACCCAUCUGUCAAAUUUGACCUGACGGGUAGGGUGAUACUGAUCUAGCAAGCUAGAAAAGGUUCCCCACCCCUGCUGUAGGCUAUUAGGCUUGGGAGAGAAAUAUGCUCAGGUGGCAACAGUUGCUGGAUCCUAGCAUCUUCCUGUAAUUUCUUAGUUGUCUGUAUUGCAAAUUUCUUGCCAAGUGCCAUUGUGGUAAAAACAAUGGGCUGUACUUAAUGCAUAUGUUCAGUUGUCAUAAUAGUGGUGCUAUUAUUGCUUUUGAAUUGAGAACUUUGACAAGACACUCAGAGAAUGCUAGACCUGUUGGCUAAGCUGCUGACUUCUGUGCUACACCCAGGGAUAGCUAUUGCCUUAUUUUUGACACUUUCCUUAGCACCUUAUUUUUGUGUGUUUGUCUGAGGGAGUGAAUGUAUGCCUAUUGGAACAUACACUAUCUGUAAUAGGGGAAAAGGCACAACUUGAAAUGUUCUAAGUAUAUGCUUCAUUCUAUAUUUUAUGUGACUGAUGUAAUGCUUUAAGGCAAUUUUUCUGGACGCUGAUUUGACUAGUCUUUGUACAACACUGAUCUGCAGCUAGUUUUUGUGAGAGAUUAAAAGAUAGUAGGUCAGGCUUGUUUCCCCCACUCCUCAUGAACUCAACAAAUUUCAUUCCUAGAGCUCUCUGUUAGCAAUCACUUCCUUAAUACAUCCUGCAGACAACUGGGGGGGGGGGGCAAAGUGUUACUCCUCAGAGGUCUGGAUUUGGCCCUGCAGCCUCUGUUGCUAUUUCUAAUGUAAGGUAACAUUAGAAACAAAAAUGCUGAUUGAAACUGGCUAGUGUUAGCUUGUAAAGAGCUGCAUGACUGGUUACUUGUAUCAGGUAAAGAAGAUGUUCAGGUGGGGAACUUUUGUAAAUUAGUGAUAACAUGCCAUAGGUUAAUAAUACCUGCAUAGGUGAGAUGGCAUUCCAGUAACCUUUGUGGGAUUACUUGCAAGGUUGGGCUAUUAUAUAGACUUUAAUUUGUGAUUUUCUCUUUAUUUUCAACAGCGAAACCAUUUACUCAGCUGGUGAAAGAAAUGCAGCUUCAUCGAGAUGACUUUGAAAUCAUAAAAGUAAUUGGGAGAGGUGCAUUUGGUGAGGUAAGAUGCCAUUGGAGCUCAGUUUUAGAUACAUUGUCUAUUGUAAGUUUUUGGUAAAUAUACUGCAUGCUUUACUUUCAAACUGUUUCUCUUUUAACUAUUUUUAGUUCAUUGGACUAAGUGAACUCCAAACCACAAAAGCUUAUGGCACAAUAAAAUAGCUUGGUUUUAAGGUGCUUCAGGAAUCUUUAUUGUAUUUGCUAAAUUAAACCAAUUCCCCCACCCUUUUAGAAUAUUUAACUCUAUAGCUGUCAUAGCCUAGGGGUGAACAGUUCAUACAUAUAGGACUGAAUCCAGUUGGGUCCUUCAUUUUGUGGAAGGGCUUUUGAUCCAGUGGAGGCCUCCACUAAUGGAAGAGGAGAAAAUACAGUUUUCACUGAUUUUCCUUGCAACCCUAAAAAUCUGCUCCAGAGAGUUGAAAGACAGCAUGUGCAAGAAGAAGGAGAAAUUGGCAAAAAAUUCCCUCCAUCCCACUUGUUGAUCAAAGAUGCUUCCAUGACACUAUUGGGUAGAACCCAUAAUGUGUUGGAAUUCCGGCUAGCCUAGCAUGAGGCAAAAAGUUUGUAGUGGCUAGUGAUCUGAAUUGUAAAAGUGCACAGGAAAAAAUGUUAGCUUUUAUUGAUGGGGAUAUAGUGUGAAAAAUGUAGAGAAUUAUUUGUUAAUUAAUUUCUAUUGAGGCAUGAUUUUGGAAAUCACAUCUAAAUAUAGUAGCUAAAUUAGCAAAGUGAUGAUAAAGAGACAUAAUGCAUAAUGUUUAGUCUUGAAGAUAGCGUUCUGUUAAAUCCAAGGGAAUGUAUGCUUCCAUGAUAAAUGGGAGUGGAAUAAAUGUUUUAAGAGCCUUCUCAGUCAUAUACAAUACUGUGAGAUUUAUUUUGGUAAAAGGGCUAUCUCGGUGUCUGGGCAAGUACUUCUGCCUUCUGAGACAGCACUUAACUAAUUGUACUGGAUCCCGGGAGAAUGUUGCAUGCUGAAAAGAGUUCAGGGUGUGCUUUGGAUUCAUCAGCAGAAUCUGGCUGCAACUGCAUAAUCCCUUUAGGUUCUUCCUAGGCUUGUGUAUGUGAACUGGGAAUUCUCAUUUCCUACCCUCUUCCCAAUAGCAACUCAUUACAAUACACCAGAAACUGGUUUUGAAGGUUGCUGGAGCUACCACUUGCUAGGGAAGCAUGCAGAGCUGCUUCUGAACCAACAAGGGCAUUGCUCGUGCAACUGGAUCUCUUGCAUUGGUAUUAUAUUUCCAUGGGAGAUUUAAUCAUUGACCUGCCUCAGCAUCCUUGAUUUCUGGAAAUAUAAGCUGAACGGAAAGAGAAUUGAAAAUUGUGUAUCAGUGGUAUUUCCAGUCCUAGACCCUGAACUGGAAGUCCAGCCUUUGGUUAAUAGCCUUUGUUUAUUGCAGGGUAUUGGUUCCCUGACAAAUCAGGUCUUUAAUUUAUAAAGGGACAUUUCCAGUCCUUGGGAACACUUAGGAGGCUACCUUAUACUGAAUCAGGCUCACUAGUCCAUCCAGCUCAGUCCUGUCUUUACUGAUUGGUUCUUCAGGGUUUCAGACAGGGACCCUCUCCUCCCCAACCUGGAGAGGCUGGGGAUUGAACCCGAGGCCCCCUGCAUGCAAGACAGAUGCUCUAUCACUGAGCUACAAUUCUACGCUUCUAGUGGUUUGUAGGAGAGACCAUUAUACUCUUCAGAGUAUACUCUGUGUCAGUAGUCUAGGAAUUUUAUUUUUUGAUUCCCUCUAUAGCAUUUUGCAAACUUAGAACAGAUUAUCUAACCUGCAGUGGCACUGUUCUAAAUAAGCUAUUACUAUGUCUUUUAAUUCAGACCAUUACAUUGUAUUUUUGUUAGAUAAAAAGUUUACAUAAUCCUCAGAAUGGGAAGCUCAAGCCUUUGUUUAGAAACCAUUGAUUACAGCGCUAUUGAAUUAAUAAAAAUGGCAUUUUGGGUUGUGGAAUGAUGUUGCUUAAUAUGGUGUGUCUAAGCAUGUUCUCGCACCCUAACAGUCAUAUUUGCUGUGAUGAUGAUACUGAUUUUGCUUUGGUGUUCUCCACAUCAAUGUGCAAAGGACAGGUGCAAAGUGCAAAGGACAGGUGUAAAUAUGUAGGACUGUUAAAGGCCCAGGUGCAUGCUCAUUGCAUGUUUAGGAAAAGCUAUAGGUAAUGAUGUGCUGCUUUGGCUUCUGAUUGGUCAAUAAGGGAAUGGUCUCUUUCUGCCAUGUGGAUGAAGAGUGGUUGUGUUUACCUAACUUUAGGUGCUAUAGUGUUUUAGAAUGGGCCCCUCUGGGUCAUCUGUAGAAGGUGACAUGUGUGGUGCUGUGUUUUGGAAAAGAGACUAGAUAAAGGAGAAAAUAUUAAGAAGAGACCACAGUUACCUAUACUAUCAAGAUAUUUUAUUUCUGCUUACAAUUGCAUGGUCUAUUUUUAUAAUUCAGUGUGUAGAAUGUGUCCUAGAAAGAGAGGAUAUGCUUCAAAUUCAUUUAAAUAGGAACCCAUCAAUGAAGCAAUCAGUCAGUGUUUUGCUCCUGAUGUUGCUGUCUGUUCUAAUUUGGUGGAGUUCCUGUAUCCUAUUUUAGAGCUUUACCAGCUCCUGGCUUGUAUAUGGUGUAUGUGUUUGUCUCUCAUAUAGCAUUUGCAACAGAAUAUGUUCUUUUUCUCCUUGUGUUUUCUCUCAGUGGCUUCCGAUUUGGGGAAAGGAACAGAGAAAAACAUCCUGUUAUUUUACAUUUCUGUUGUUUCCAUUAAUUAAUUGAGUGAUUACCUAUUUUAUUAUUAUUGAUGAUAAGAUUUUUAAAAUAGCAGAACAUUUAGUUUUGAUUUACCUUCCCUAACCGGGGUGGGGGGGCGGGGGGGACAGUCCUCCAGCUGAUCCCUCUCCUUGAUUGGAAGAGGUUUUGCAUUGUAACUCUGCACUUAAGUUCUGUCCACAAACCCAGGAAGACGGGUUUUCUUGCUGUACUUUAAUCUUUAAUCUGGAAAGCUGUCUUAACAUCUAUAAUCCAUGGAAUCUUAAAUAGUUUUAGUUUAUUAGAAAUUUAUUCAGCCUGAGAAGUUAUUUUAAGGAUUCCUCCAAAUAUAGUACAUACAAGUUAGAUAUAUUCUGAAAUGCAGUAGAACAGUAAAGCAUGUUUGUGAAAAUGCUCAGAACAGUUUUAGAUUGUGCAAGUGCUAGUUUACAUUAUAUAGCUUUCUUAAUUAAAUAACCUUGUUCAAAAAGGCUGAAAAUUAAUAUGUAUUAAUAUGAUAAGCAUUUAAUGAAAAGGUUAGUGCACCCAUGUUGGCUUUUUCAGUUGCUAAUGUCACACACCCCCAAGAAAUAUUUCAGAACAAUUCUUUAUAUAAAUAAGCCACUGAAGCUAAUUUUAGGUUUAUUGGUGUUCAUUAUUUCAUGGUAAAGGCAAACAAAUUCAUUAUAUUAAAACAAAGAAUCAUGCAGCAGCUCAAAUACAUAAGGUGGAAUUCAGUGUAACAAAGGUCAUUCCAUCAGUGCAAACAUUUCUGCUUGCCUGACAGAACAAUUUCCUCCUUCAUCUCUCUACACACCAUUCUGGGGCAGUGUUCGAAAUUAGCAGGGCACCAGGUGCACUUUGCUCCUAAAGAUUUUCCAUUUGUGAGCACCUCAAAAAGUCUGGGUGCCAUUUUUUUUGCGUUUGGCUGACACUCAAGGAUUAAUGAAAUGUAUGUGCUUUGAAGCCUUGAAGUAUAUGUUAAGGAUAGAUAAUAUGUUAAGGAGUUUAACAAUAAAGAGUAGAGUGUUUUGAAAAGUAUGGUACCAGUAUUUUUAUUGUAAACACCAAAUUAAAUAUGUAUUAACAAUUUAGGCUACAAAUAUGACAUUAAAAUGUAUCACUUUUGUGAAUUGCAUAUUAAUCCAUGCUUACUAAAAUAAUAAAUAAAAAGCCGGCUACUAGGCAUUCUGUUUUGGUGCCCACCACCCAGGUCCCAGAAGCCAUUUGGCUCCUACCUUUUCUACUCCAGUUUCUAACACUGUUCUGGGGGUACUCCUGACCCUCCAGAGUAGAUUUGGGGGGAGUUGUGGCGGGAAGCAACAUUGCAAUAGCAGAAUUCCUUGAGCUGGCUUCUACUGAUAGUUGAAUCUGGUCCCUGUUUUAUGCCAUAAGAAAAUGUUAAGUGUUUCAACGCUCAAAAGUUUGUUGCAGCAAAAACAACAAACAGAACUACCCCCUCUUGUCACCUGUGUUAAACAAUACAGCCUGAUCUUCACAUUAAAGCACAAUGUUCAAUUUACACCUAGUAUUUGGGCUUGCUCCCAUAAGUUCUAAAUAUUAUUUUCUGGUACAGAGAGGAUUUGGGUUUUUGGUUGUGUGAUGCAGCCAUGGCUCCACUUCCGUAAAAGCCACAGCUGCUUUGUAUUGAUAAGUCCAUUGUGUCACACAAAAUGGACAGGGACAUAGAGGGAAAAAUGACUUCACAUCUAUUUUUUCCCUAUAGAAUAAAGAGCAGAAUGGUUCUUCCCUCCCCAAAAGAACUCUCAUAUAUUUUGUGAGCAAAUAAGGACACUUAGUAGCUGUUGUUUGCACAUUUUAGUCUAGACAGUGAAUUUUAUUCAAAGUACAGGCAGCAGCUUGGUUGUCAGUUUUAAUGAUUAAUGACACGCGUAUGUGAAAAAUACUAUAUUUUUCAAAAUAUCAAGCAGCAGGUUGGAUUGAACAGGGAAUCAUAUAAAGGGAUAGCUGCCUUUAUAGGUUAUUUAUCACUUCUGCAACAAUACAUUCCAUGCCUAAUAUGAGCAAAAAUCCAAGAGUUCAGUAUAGCUAAUCAUUAUUCCAUUUUCUCAGUAUGAAGAUAGAUUUAAAAAUGCUUUUGUGUUUUCUGGAUUGCUUUUCAGUGGCCAGAAAACUGAUAAUGAACCAUGCAGAUCAUGCCUUAAGUGCCCAGUCACAGUGCAAAGGUGUAGUUCUUUCAUGAAUGAGAUACUGAUGAAAAUUCUUCAUGUAAUCUAAGCAGUAAUGACUGCCUGAUCUAGUGCCCAGAUUUAGACAGUGGCGAUGGAAGAUGUACUGCUACAUUUGCUGUUGCUGCUGAAACAGGCAUAGGGCAUCCAUCAAUUUCUGUUUUGUUUUAACCUCUUGGGUCCUAAAACCUUAUUGUGCAUAACCCCUUAUCCCAACCCCUUACAGUAACUUCUUCUCUUGUCUUCCUAUGUUGGAAUUGUGUGUGUUCGAAGAGGGAUAUAAUUCCACGCUCCUCAGUUGGUUUAUAGGCAAUAAUCUUAAUACAAAGGAGAUACUCCUCAUUCAACUAGAUUAAUGCCACCUAACAAAGUAUAUGAGCUGUCUGGUGACAACUCACAAAUUUGGGGGUUAGAGUUUGUAUAACAGCUAGGUCGUAGGACUGAAUUAAGAAUAUACUACUGACCCACCGCAUGCACUAGUGCAAGCUAGUCAAUACAGCACGCUCAGUUACAGGCAGCCCCUGUUUACACAGGGGUUAUGCAUACGGCGGUGAAAUCAUGUAUAAUUGAAACCAUAGAAAAAGCCUGCAAGCACCCUAUCCCACCCCUUUAGUGAUGUUUCAUUGACACCUUUAUGACGUUUCUGAGUUCAGCAUGAUGCAUGUAUACAUGUUCGCACACAAAUGAACAUAUGUAAACGGGCUGCCUGUAUAACAUGACAGUAUAACAGGAGCAAAAGUUUAAAAAAUGUAAAAUAGAGAAACACUGAGACAUUGAGGCUUAAUUCUUGGCCUUUCUGGAUGAUAUGUAGACCCAUUUCAAUCUGGCUUCAAGUCUGGCUUUGGAAAAGAGACAGCUUUGAUGACCUACUCCAGAAACCAGACAGCUGGGAGUGUGCCUUUCUUGAUUUUGUUGGCUGUUAGUGCCUGUCAUUGAUUAUGGCAUCCUUCUGCAUAGCCUGGCUGGGCUGGAACUUAACAACACUGUUUUAUGGUGCUUCCAUUCUUUUCCGGAGAGGCUGUUCCAGAAAGUAGUGCUGGCGAACUUCUACUCAUUCCCUUGGCCUGAGGGAAUCUCUAUGGGAUUCUUAUGUCUUCCAUGUUGUUUGAUAUCUAUAGUGAACUGCUGGAAGAGUUUGAAUGAAGAUUUGGAAUUGGGUUCCGCCAUGCAGGCCAGACGGAGGUGCUCCUCAGUAUUUUGGUGCUCCAGAGGAGUCCAUGGGGUCCAACAGGGCAGCCUGGUUGCUUCAGCACCACAGAGAGCUCCGAUGGAGCAAAUCGCUCCAAUGAGGACUAGAGGUCACCUAUGAUUGUUUGGGCCUCUGCCUCCAGUUUUCCUCUCCUGUGGUUUUUGUUUUGUUUUUUAAUCGGGGGGGGGGUGGUACUCAAGGGCACGCAGUACUGGCAUCCCCCCCCCCUGCUUAAAAAGUGAACACUUAACUUUUACAACUUCAUGGUGAGUAGCGACACCCAUUUUUCUAGAAAAAAAAAGCACUGCACUCUACUAGUUGAAAAACUUCAGAUGCAAAGGUCCCUGCUCUGGUUCUAUGGACUCUGGUCAUAUAGAAUCCACACCAGCAGCCUUGAACUUAACAUCCUCUGGUUCAGAGGGUCUCCGAUCACCACUGUUGGUCUCAAAAACAGAGUUGAGUUCCUAAGUCCAGUGAUCCUGAUUUGGUAUCCUGGACUCUAGAAUAAUGGCAUUCUAGUCAGUAGAUUUACAAUGUUAUAUGCGGCAGGAAGCCAGGGUAUAAACAUUUGAAUGAAUAAAUUUGCAAGGCUAGGGAGGGAUAAAGGAAUAUAGUUGGAAACUUCUAAGUAGCUUUUUUAUUAUGAAUUGUAGUAUUUGGAUUCCAAUGCAUUUCGUUGUUUUCUAUUGGCACACACAGUUGUGGCUUCUGUGUUUUAGAACUUAGCUCUGCAACCAUGAAACCUAGAUUUUAAAAAAGAAAAGUCGUAUACCAGAUAAGCAGUUGGUAUUAGAAAUUUCAUAGAAUAAGCAGCUCUGCUUAUAAUUGUAUGUCAGCAGUAGUGAAAAGCUAAACUAAUCCUACUUUCUACUGCUCUUUAGGACCUGCUAGUGCUUGCUUCACUGAUUUCUAGAAAACGUGCACUUGUCAAGGUUCCAAGACUCAUUACAGUGUUGUAAUGAGUCUCCCACUUAGCUGCCCAGAUUUUAAGAUAGUGUGUGUGUUCUCUCCCAAAAUUAACUUCGUUUAGUAGAAGUGAUGAUACUAGCCUAGGAAAUAACAUCAUUGGGGGAGGGCUGUAGCUAGAGGCAGAGCUACCCUGAGUAGUAGAACAUCUGUCUUGCAUGCAGAAGGUCCCACAUUCAAUCCUCAGCAUCUCCUGGUAGGCCUGGGGAGAGACUUCCUGUCUGAAAUCCCAGAGGGCCACUGCCAGUUAGUGUAGAUAAUACUGAGCUAGAUGGACCAGUAGGUCUGAGGCAAAUUCCUAUCAAUGAUACAUUAGCUGUAGCCAAAGGGUUCCGCCCACCCCACCCACCAAUGUGUCUCUAAAAUGCAUUUCAUUGAAGAGCAGUCUCUUCUCUUUUUGUGACAGGACAUCCACAGUUGUUUUUAUUGAGCUAUGGAAUUUAGGGAACUUCCACAUUUCAGGUCAAAUUUAUUUGGCCUUCUAACCCAAAGUAGUCUCUUGCAUCACUUGCUUCCUGGUGCCUUUUAAGUAAAGCUGUUAGAGAUGAGUGAAACAUCCUUUAAGUCCUGAGUUAGUAACUAAGUUUUAAUUGGAAUCAUAUUUUGAAUAAAGCAAGAGAUGGAGAGCCAGCAAUGCUGACUUUGCUGUGCAAUCCAAAACAAAGGCAAAGAAUUAUUGAAUCACUUCUUUAUCAGCAUUAGCUGUGACCAGAAAGGCUGACCAAAAGGCUGACCAUUCCUUCUAAGACAAAGGCAAAGGAAUCCUAGAAAGAAAGCAACAUAAAACAUGUUUCCUUGCAUCCAAGGUCUAUGCUUAGAGCCAGAUUUGAAUCCGUGGGUCACAACUUGCUUUUCUCUUAACCUUUUGUCUGCUUUGCUCAUUUUAGAGGGGUGCGUGUGAUCACUUUUAUUAUAAUUGAAUUAAUCCAGAAUAACUUCUCUGCGGUUGUGCUCAAGUCAAUAGUGUUAAAGAAAAUUCUCAAGUACAAUUUGCAAACAUGGAGCUGGAGCUGGAAAAAUCUUGGGCAUUUAAAAAUUGUAUGCUGCCCUAGGAUCUAGGAGUUUCCAGUGCUUUGCCAAUCUGACACGUGCUGAAGAAUGGGGACAGGUUCAUAAUCUCUAUGGCUCUUUCAGCCACCUAAACUGUGUAUGAUAGAGUGAUAAAGGUUGCAGAUCCGUAUUAGGAGUGUGCACCCUAAGCUUGGACAGAUGUUUUCUAUUGGUCUUGCAGUAAAAUCAUGUUGCUACUAAAUACUCACAUAUAGGUCAUUACAGUGGUGCCCCGCAAGACAAAUGCCUCGCAAGAUGGAAAACUCGCUAGACGAAAGGGUUUUCCGUUUUUUGAGCUGCUUCGCAAGACGAAUUUCCCUAUGGGCUUGCUUCGCAAGAUGGAAACGUCUUGCAAGUUUGUUUCCUUUUUCUUAACACCGCUAAUACAGUUGCGACUUGACUUCGAGGAGCAACUCAUAGAACGCAGUGUACAUAGUAGCCUUUUUUUGAGGUUUUUAAAGACUUUGGUGAUUUUUGAAGCUUUUCCAAAACUUCUUUUGCAGCCAUUUGGUAAGUUAAGCUUUCAAAACUUCUUUGGGGGGUUUUGGAUUUUGGGUUGGGGUGUUUGGAAUUCAAGGACUUGGUGUUGGGGAGGGGUUUGCAAGAAUCUGGAAGCUUGUGUGUUUUUUUUCUGCAUUUUUAUGAUUUUCUGUGACCAUUGGGACACUCUGCUGUUUUUUUUAAAAAAAUUCUGGAUUUGAAUUUCUGUGUGCUGGGUGGCUGGGGGAACAGUUGGGGAGGGGUUUGCAAGAAUCUGGAAGCUUGUGUGUGUUUUUUUCUGCAUUUUUAUGAUUUUCUGUGACCAUUGGGCCACUCUGCUGUUUUUUUUAAAAAAAUUCUGGGUUUGAAUUUUGAAAUGCUCUUUACAGUAUGUGUGACUUUAAAGUGCACUUAAUAAACUCUUGUUGUACCAAAUUUGGCUUUGUUUGGACUUUUUUUGACCAUAGGAACGCAUUAAUUGAUUUUCAAUGCAUUCCUAUGGGAUUUCGUGCUUCGCAAGACGAAAAAUUCGCUAGACGAAAAAAUUCGCGGAAUGAAUUAAUUUCGUCUUGCGAGGCACCACUGUAUGUGCAUCUCUUUCAAAUACUUGUUUAAUUUGGCCCCCUUCAAACUGGUGUCUAAUUUGUUUCCUUCUAGGGUACUAGCUCUUGUUUUAUGUGUGGUUACUCUGCAUAAACUUCUUAUUGACUAGAGGAGCAGUGUGAAAUUUCCAACUAAUUAGGUCCGGCAGGCUUCCCCAUUUGGCCCCAAGGGAAUUUUGGCUAAGCCAUGCCCUCCUGCCUUACACCUGAAGUCAUAUAUAUCAUCAGGAGUGGUGCAGGUAAAGGUGCAGCUGAGCCAGAAGGAGGUGUGCAGGUACCUGCAAAACCUUAUGCAAAUUGCUGUGUACCAGGCUUCACAAGCUACAAUAACCAGGUGGUUUCUUAAGAUCUAAUGAGCAGCUAAUCGUCAGUGAUUUGUGAAUUAUGCCUUUGCCAGUGUGGUUUGAUUUCAAACCGUGCAUGCAGAAACAGGCCACUUGUCAAUAUCAGGUGCUUUACAGCUGGCCCACAAAGGGUGGUGGAAAUAAUUACCUGACCUGCUGGCCAGAUCCAGCCCCCCCCCCCCCGCCUAGAGACAUAGGGCUGGAUCCAGUUGUGCUUUCCUGUUUGCAGAAGGGACUUUUAUCCAACAGAUGCUUCUGCUAAUGCAGGGGAAGAUGAUUUUCAUCAAUUCCUUCUCACUAUAGCAGCCCCCUGUACCCUGAAAAUCUAUUCCAUAGGUCGGGAAUCCUUCCAGAACCUUCUGGAAGUGGUUCAGGGGACGGCAGGGGGAAGUGGGAAUCGACACACACACACACACACACACACACACACACACACACAAAAUCUCCCCCAAUUAUUUCUUUAUAAGAAUUCUUCACACCCUUCACCAUAAGAUCCCAGGGUGGGCUUCACCAAUAUAAUGUUCAGUUAUUAAAACAAAGAGAACAAUUACAGUUAUAAAAAUAAGUAAUGCCAUUCCAACCAGAAUGGUGUCUUCUGUUAGUGGACACUUCUACUAAAUCAAAGACUCUUUCAUGAAUGGAAGGACAUAAUAAUAUGCAUCCCAUAGUAAACAAAUACUGCUGUUUUUGGUCAGUAAUGUGCAGAUGGUGGCCAUUUUGUGCUGGGGUUCCGUUCCUGACCAUCACAUUUGUCGGUGGAGCGUGUAUAAGCAUACCCUGCCCCAUUAAGCCUCCUUUCGGGUCCAGAAGCACCCACAUCGGUGAUCGCGCCUGAAAUGGUCGUUGCCUGUACAGUCCCCCCACAUCUUCCUAUAAAAGGCUUCCCAUUUAUUUGUUCAUAAGUAUUUGGUGACACAUGACCCACUGUUUACCCUUAGGAUGUGCAGGUUUGCAUGUGUAUAUUUCCCAGUAGUCCUUAUUUAAAUAUGAAACGGAUUAUCAGUAGCAUGUUGAUCUCCCCCAAAUUUACAGUAGGGUGAAAUGUAAGAUGACAUUCAUAUUGUGAUAUUCUUUCUUCAUCAGAAAAUGUAUUUCAUUUCAGAAGUUAUCAAUCCAUUCAAAAUUGUUAAAAUGUCAUUGACUUCUUUUUUUUUAAAUUCAGGUUGCAGUUGUUAAAUUGAAGUGCACGGAGCGCAUUUAUGCAAUGAAGAUUCUAAAUAAAUGGGAAAUGCUUAAAAGGGCAGAGGUAAGUGCAGUAUUUCCAAUUCAUAGAUUUCUUUUUUUUUAAAAAAAUGGCAUUAAAGAAAAUCACAGUGAACUUCAGCCAGAUUAGAAAGAAUUACUGCAUGAGCAUAUAGGAGCUUGAUUCCUCCCUGCAAUCCCCCCCCCCCAAAGUGAGCUGCUUUAAUGCAAUCAAGUCUGACAGUCCCUUCGAGGCAUCUGUUGUUCUCAGCAAUACUGUGUAUUCGUUUACCAGACAGUCUGCCCUAGUUUUUUUUACCAUGAAUUAUAUUGGCCAGAUUUUUGUUUACUAUAAAACCAAGUUAAAGACUACAUGGAGGCUUCAGAUUUCAGUUGCUAUGACAUACAGAGCCACAUGCUAAAUGCAUUAUUCAAGACAAAGAAUGUAAGUUUGUGCAAUUUGAAAGUCAAGUCUUCAAGGAGGAUAGUUAAUUGAGGGAGGAUUUUUUCAGUUCCUUAAAAAAGAUCAGAAUGUAUUUGUGAAAGGAAAACACUGAAGCAGUGUUGAUCCCUUAAUAAAUGUAAUACUUGGUUCUGAAAUGUUAUAAAUGCCUUGAUAGACCGUAUACGUACCUUUAAAAAGACUGGGACACAAUAUGCUGAAUAAAGCAUCUUAGCAUAGUACGCAUCACAGUAGAAUCAGUGAAGAAUGCAUUAGCAAAAAACUAAACAAUGAUGAUUUAUAACAAGACAUAUAUGACAUUUAGCAAGAACUCUCAGAAGUAUAAAGGAAACUUGGUUGCAAAGUUCACAUACAAGUCUAGUGCCUAGUUUUCAUUAGACAGACAUAUAUAUGACUGGAUGCUGCCUUGCAUUGUAGGGAUACCAUAUCCAGUCUCUGGUACAAUACAACCUUUAUCAAUCUAAGAGUUUCAUAGCUCUCCAGUUCUUUAUUUACCACUUUAUUUUUCACGUAAGAAGUCCUGGGAAAUAGUUUCUAUUCUGCACACAUAGAUAUAGUCCUAGCUGCUGCUAGAAAUCUGUCACUUCCCUAUUCCAUGGCUUGUUCAGAUGUUUGAAAGGAAAAUGACACCAUUUCCUUCCCUACCCUAUAUGGCUUGGUUUUGCUAUCUGUUGAACGGUGCUAGCUCUUUUUCUUACUACUACUACUACUGUUGUUGUUGUUGUUGUUGUUGUUGUUGUUGUUGUUGUUGUUGUUGUAUUGUUAUAUUUAUACCCAGCCACUCUGGGUAGCUUAUAAAUGGUUUUGCUGUGUUCAUGUGCCCUCUGAGGGAAAUAAAUAUAGAAAUAAAAAUUCUGAACUAGUUAAGAAGCUGUAACAGACCCAUUGUAUAAAUGGGUCAGUUGGGUAUGGUUAACGAGUUUUGUGAUCAAAGAAAUGUUUGACUUUGUAAAACAAAAAUGGAACUUUUACACUGCAAUUUUUUAAUGAUUUGGUGGUUUAUAAAUAUUCAUAGAAUGAGAUACUGAGCCUUUUGGACUUGUCUUGAAAUGUUCUUUUGAUAUAUUGUAAGUAGUAAAUGGUUCCUUGCUAUGAAUAUUGGUGUGUUGCAGAAUUGGUGUAAACAUGUGUUUGCACCUAUGUUUUCUGCAAAGAUGUCAAAUAUUUAAAAGAACUUCCCUUUCCCUUUUUAGACUGCUUGUUUCCGAGAAGAAAGAGAUGUUUUGGUGAAUGGAGACUGCCAGUGGAUUACUACAUUGCACUAUGCCUUUCAGGAUGAAAACUAUUUGGUAUGUGAAAACUGCAAUUCUUUAAAGGAAUGGGGCAGUGACUCCUAGUUUCUCAGUUGGGUAUCUUUUUUGAAUCUAGAGCAUUAUCUGCCUGCCUGCUUGUGUCUUUAUUGUGGACGAAAAACAGAUUCCCUACAUCAUUCAUAUACACUUUAUUUUGCUCUUUUGAUAUGUUGAUUUGCCAUUAAACGUAAUGAGCUAGAGUGAAUUGAAUUAGAUUGUUCAUUAAAUGCUUUUAUUCUCUAGUUAUUUACCUUGGCUCAGUUGCAUUAUGUGUUAUUUUAUACACAAGAUCCCGAGGCUUCUGCUCAAAUCCAGGGUGGCACGACUGAUUUGAGGGCCAACUGUGGCUUUUAGAAUGUUAAGUUACAGCUCUGAAAUAUUUCUGAGAAAAAACACAGAAAAACUCCAACUUUAGAGUGCAGUCCUAUGCAUGCUUCUCCAGGAGCCAGUCUCACUUACUUAAAAGGGAUUUAUUCUUAGUAAGUAUGACUAGGUUUGCAGUGCCAUUGCAUAUGUUUGGAGGGCUGGGGCUCAGCAGGGGGCAGCUGUAGUGUCCAAGGGCUAUUGCAGAGAAAUUGCACCCAAAAAUUACCUUGCUUGUGUCUUUGAAGAGAGUUAUUGAGGAGCAGACAUGCACAGACAAGGGAACAUACAAAAUGGAUUCAGUUCUCGGGAACCUUGGUCAAAGUUACUGUACCCAAAUGAUUGAGUAGCCAGAUUUCCUUUUAUUUUCUUGUACUUUUUUACAGUUAUGUUUUCCAAACCAAAUUAACCCUUCUCACCUUUGGCACAGUUUCUGCACUUAAUUUUAUUCUGUGUAUCUUUUAAUUUGAAGUAUUGUUUUUUGAAAAUCUUUCUUCACUGAUUAUCCUGUGGUUUGGAGACAGGAAAGCACAGAGAAAAUACUGCAUUUUUUUUUAAAAAAAAGUUUAAAUAAAAUCAUUUAAAUUCCAGAAAGCAUUUUUGUCAGUCCCAGAAUUCUUACAUGACAAGCAGUCAGUAUCUUUGACUGUUGGCUGACCCAUAUUCUCAAGCUGUUUUCUCUUGAGUUAACUGCCUGUCAAGAACUGAUGAUACCAAACUUCUGACCCAGCAGAUUGUCUCCAAGGCAUCAUUUUACAAGUCUUAAGGACAACUCUAUAACCAUAGCUCUUGGAAUCUAUUUUCAUAGCAAAAUAUUGCCACUCAGUUUUCUGUGUAAAUGCUCUAAAAUAUUCCUGGAAGCUAUUCAGUUACCCACAAUGAGUUAAUAAAUAGAACUUUCACUGGAUGCAAUUAAGUCAGGCACCUUCAUUAUAACUCAACUAUUUGAUCAAUUUAUUCAGCUACAUUUGCACCCCACCUUUCAUCUGUCGCACUCAAGGUAGCGUAGGUUUCUAGAACUGACCAGACUUAGAGCUGCUUAGCUUAAUGUCAUCUUCCUUCAGUUCUUGACCUGGGACCAUGCCACUCACACACACAUUCCCAUAUUUCACUGAAGCUUGCAGAGGAGAAAUGUUUGAUGGCUUGUGCCCACUUUAGCAACUGGCUGUAGGAAAGCUUGAAAUAGCUUAACUUUCCAUCUUUCCUGUAACUGCAUUACUUAAUAAUUUAAAAGCACAUUUUAAAUACAUUUUGAUAUUUCUGUGUUUUAUUUCCAUGGCUCUAAUUUGCUUUAACUUUUAAUGCUGAAUUUUAAAUUGUUGCAACCCUCCCUAGGACCUGCUGGUGAAGAGCCAGUAAUAAAUUGGAUGGUAAUAAUUUAAAGACAUCAGCCUCUUUGACUCCUCUUUUUGCAGACACAUCUUUUGUGCCGUGGUUGUGCAGUUGCUGAAUGUGAUCAGUUGGAUCGCAUUCUGCAUUGAUUUUCACCCAUGUUGUUUAUUUUGUCUUUGCAUUUUUCCCCCAGUACUUAGUAAUGGACUACUAUGUGGGUGGUGAUUUACUGACCUUACUUAGCAAGUUUGAAGACAAGCUUCCUGAAGAUAUGGCCAGGUUCUACAUUGGGGAAAUGGUGCUUGCUAUACAUUCCAUUCAUCAGCUACAUUAUGUGCACAGGUAAGGAUUCUGUCUUGUUGGUUGUGAAUAAAUAAAUAACAUUGUGGAGGAAACCCUUGCAACUUAGGGGUAAGCAAUUUUCUUAAAACAGAAAACCCCCACCUCCAACCAAACAUUUUAUACAUCUCUAUACAUUGUGGCUACACCAAGUCUGCUGAUAAAUAUUUCUUAUUUUGAGUGGUACAGUUUUGGCUUCAUAAGCAUUGACAUGUUCACCUGAAGAUUAGAAAUAAAUAUAAGAUUGAUGUAGUAAAAACAGGAAUAGCUAUGAUAUCCCUCCUGUGGGGUGCUCUUUAUUUCCUUCCUGUCUUCACAGUGAUAGAAGAGUUAGCAACUCUUCCAGACAUAUGUAGCAAUGGUUCCACCACCAGUUCUGUUGUCGGUCAUGUCCUUUUUGUCCCAUGUUUUCAGCUUUCCAAAACAUAGCUUUUAUAUUUAAACAGUCAAAAUGUAAUUCACCAACUUACUUUAAAAAAUACACACCAUCAAAUUUUAAAAUGCUGCAAGUCUUUCUCCAGGGGAGAGGAUUUUGUGAUACGUUAUAGAUGUUGGCCAAUCUGUACUUUGUGCAGCUGCUACAACUCAGCAAAACGGAUGUUCUGAUUCUGAGAAUUAGAUGAGGUAUACCUGACUAGAACACGUUAUAUGCACUUCCAGAUUGCAACUCUUUAUAUGCAUUUCAUGCACUUCUAAAUAAUAUUUCUUUUCCCAAUUAAUAAUAAGCAGAAAAAUAAGCAUAUAACUAAGGUGAGCCUCACACUGAAGGAUGACAUUAUGUGGAAGUGUUUACAGUGUGCGCUUGGCACAAAUAAUCACAACUGCAAAUUACACAUAUAAGAAAAUGACCCCAUUUAGUUAGGGGUGAACACCCAGAAUGUUAAAUUGUACGUAAUACGAAGGAAGCUUGAAUAUGUGAAACAGAGGGGGAUAGCUAGAGCGCUCUUGAGCUUUGAUGGCUUAAUUCUUGCAAUAGCAAAUAAUAGCAUUUGGAACAUAAUCAAUGCAUAAAAAGAAAUAAAAAUUAACAGCAUGGCAUCAGAAAUGUCAAGUUGUCUCAUCUAGAAACCUCUUAAUGUGUAUCAGUACAUGAUUAGUGAGCAAGGAAGCUCAAACUGCAGAUCAGCUAAUAUUUUGUAUUAAUAGAAAUGCCCACAGAUUCUGAGGCCAUGUGGCCAUUUAAAAAAUAAUAAUUUGGGGUUACUACAAGAUCUGCUGAAGAGUUGGAAGUUACCAAACUAAUUUGGGGCAUAUAUAUAAAGAAUAUGCACUCCUCUGUAUUUUGAUGUCACAGCUUAAGCCUAACAAUAUUUACUGAUAAGUAAACUCCAUGUUUUUAUGCUUAAUUAUAGUUUAAGAAUAUCAGAACAACUAAUAGGGAUUAAUUACAAUCUGGGGCAAUUACACAAUUGUCUAUUCUUCUGUCGUACUUGUUGGGAUAUGGAAUUUCUUUUUGGGAAGUGGCUCAAUGUACAUUGGUGUAACAUGGCAGCCAUCAAAAAUCAAGUCUGCCAUUUGGUAGUUGCCCCCAUUUCUGAAUUCUUUUAUAAGACAGAUUUCAACAUGGCGGUCUGUUUGAGGCAAUUGCAAAAAAACAACAACCCCACCACUGGUGGGGAUGUGAGAGACAUAGGAAGUACAUGGAUCCACAGUGGUCAUCCAGAUGCUUAUGAGCAUCCUGAAUCCCAGUGCUCGUGUUGGGAUGAUUUAAAACACAGUUUAGUAUACCACAAGGGCAACUUCCCACGGCAGGACCUGAGGGCAACUAUCUCUCUCGCAUGGCUGUUUCCCAGCAACUUGUACUCAGAGGCAUGCUGCCUCUGAUCCUGGUAACAUAACAGCCAUCAUGACUGAUAGCCAUUGAUAGACUUAUCCGCCAUGAAUUUGUCUAACCCUUUUUUAAAGUCACUUCUGGUCGUUGUGUUAGCCUCUCUUUGUGAUGAGCGUGCCAUGAUUUUGUCAUUAAAGUAUUUUUUAUCUUGCAAAACAUAACAUGGCUUUUAAUGACCUUUCUAAAUUACUGCUACCUCAGGAAAUCACUUGAGGACUUUGUCUGGGACUGAGCUAGCUAGAAAAUUGGCAUUUAAGUCAAGUUUUCUGAGUAAACAAAUGUAAAAUGCCAUGGGGGAGGGGACUCUGUAAUGUGAUGUAUAACAUAGCCGUCUAAGAACAUUGUUACCUGCUUGAUUUGUAUUUAAUUUUACUAAAAAGAAACUUGUUUUUGCAUGGUGGUUGUGAGGAAAGGCGGUGCCUGCAUGUUCAAGAAAAACUUAAAAAAACAGAAGAAUUCGUUUUUGACACUCUCCAAUAGUUAAUCACCUUCCUUCCUGUGGGAAGGAAAUGGAAGGCAAAGGACACAUUGUACAUUUUUAUUGUUGAACUGCUGUUAGCAAUGCAUGUUCCAGAAAAAUCUUUGGUAAACAGAAGGCAAAACACUUGAUCAGUGUUGCCUCAAUAUGAUGUAAAAAUGGAAAGUGACACUGUCCCCCCCCCCCCACAUUAAUUGCGUUAUCUCUUUAAUUUGGAAGAAAAGUAAAGUAGUUUCAUAUUGGAAACUUAUAUAGUCAUUUCUGCUCUGACCUUCCACCUCAGAAAGCUAUGAAAAGCAAUUAUCUUACGCAUGGAAUUAUGAAGUAUGGGAAGCAUACACCUGGUUUCUUAAUCCAAAUACAGAAAAGGCAAUUUCUUUAAUGUUGAGGCUGUCUCAGAAGUAAUCAGUAGUCUACAUAUUUGCAUAUUUAGUUAAAUGUCAUUAACAUAUUUCCAUGAAAUUGGCAAGUUGGGUAUAUUUCCAACCAGUGUCGGUUGUUGCAUACCAAUUUUUAAAUGCCCAGUACUAUCAUAAAAUUGUAGUGAGGUAUAUAUAAUUUUCAUUUAUAGCCAGGUAAACAGAAUGAUUUACUGGAGAAAAUAUAUGGUUUAUUUCUAAAUUAGAUUACUAACUGCUCAGUAAAGUUAGUGCUGUGACCUAAUGUGUGUACUGUAUGAAAAUAAUAAUUUCUUUUCAAAUCAGAGAUAUAAAACCUGACAAUGUUUUAUUGGAUGUGAAUGGCCAUAUACGCCUGGCAGACUUUGGAUCGUGUUUGAAGAUGAGUGAAGAUGGCACUGUAUGUAUCAAUAAAAUGUUACGAUUACUUAUUUCAAAUGGAACUUUGUGCAUUUUUGUGACAUAAUUGCUCCUUGUUAAUCUGUAUAUUUUUUGGGAAGAUACAGUAUGUAAUAACUGAAAACAAAACUAGAGAUUUCGGGAUAGAAAUUUUAAAACAUCAUGCUUCCAGGAUAUUUUUUGUAAGGUGUUCACUCAAAAUGAAGAUUUUAAGAACUUACCGUAUUUUUCGCUCCAUAAGACGCACCCCCCCCCUAAAAAGUAAGGGGAAAUGUGUGUGCAUCUUAUAGAGCGAAUGCAGGCAGGAGGCAGGCGGGAAAAGCCCCCAAGAUCCGCACACACGCUCCGCGCACUAUUUAAAGGGAGCGUGGCUUUUGCGGGAGGUGGGGGAAGGGACAGAGGGCAGCCCCUCAGUCCCUUCCUGCACCUCCCGGAAAAGCCCCCAAGAGCCGCGCUCCCUAUCACUAGCCGCAUGGAGCAUGUGUGCGGCUCUUGGGGGCUUUCCCCCCCAUAUAUUUUCAGCCCCAUAUACCAGCUGCACUGGCUCCCGGUGGAGUACAGGAUCAGGUUUAAGGUGCUGGUUUUAACCUUUAAAGCCCUAUACGGCCUAGGACCCUCGUACCUACGGGACCGCCUCUCCUGGUAUGUCCCACAGAGAAACUUACGGUCUUCAAAUAAAAACAUCUUGAAGGUCCCAGGCCACAGAGAAGUUAGGCUGGCCUCAACUAGAGCCAGGGCUUUUUCGGAUGUGGCUCCGAUCUGGUGGAACACUCUGUCACAAGAGACCAGAGCCCUGCGGGACUUGACGUCUUUCCGCAGGGCCUGCAAGACAGAGCUGUUCCACCAGGCCUUUGGCCAGGGCAUAGCCUGACUCCCUCCCUCGGCAAUCUUCGCGGAGCUCUGGCCCAGUGGUUGCCAGUGGCUUGAAUUAAUUAAUUUUAUAAUGAAUGAUUUUAGAGUGUUGUUUAUGCUGUACUUUUGUACUGUUUUAUUGUUGUUAGCCGCCCUGAGCCCGGCUUCGGCUGGGGAGGGCGGGAUAUAAAUAAAAUUUAUUAUUAUUAUUAUUAUUAUCAGUGACGAGCUGCCCUUCUCCCUCCUGGGGAAAAGCCUGCAGGCGCCGCACACAUGCUCCACGCAGCUCGUGAAAGGGAGCGCUGAGCAGAGCCUGGGAUGCAUACAGGCUCCGCUCAGCGCUCCCUUUAAAGAAAUUUUUCCCCUUGCAUUCCCCCUCUAAAAACUAGGUACGUCUUAUGGUCAGGUGCGUCUUAUGGAGCGAAAAAUAUGGUAACUCAGCAACAUUGGCUUGGAUCCCGAAAACUGCAAGCCUCCUUUACAUACCCACAAAGUGCCUUUGCCUGAACCCCUUCCCACACUGUCCAGGAGAGUUCCUGAUCCUCUAGAGAGACUUUCCGGGGGCACAAGGGGCUUCUGGGUGGAGUAGUAGACGGAAUGGGAAAAUCCCUUACUGCUUAUGGUUCCCAGAAUCCAAUCCAUUACGUUUCAUUACACAGGGAUGCAUAGCCCUUUCUCAUGCUAAGAUAUAGUUAACGUAGUGUGUGCAGAUGAAUUAAUCUUAAGACUUCGAUAUUUAUUUUACUUUGAAGGUGCAAUCUUCAGUUGCAGUGGGCACACCUGAUUAUAUUUCCCCUGAAAUACUGCAAGCAAUGGAGGAUGGCAUGGGGAAAUAUGGGCCUGAGUGCGACUGGUGGUCCCUGGGAGUCUGCAUGUACGAAAUGUUGUAUGGUGAAACACCUUUCUAUGCAGAGUCGCUGGUGGAAACCUACGGGAAGAUUAUGAAUCAUGAAGUAAGAACUAUUUAACUAUGCAUUCACUAAAAUUCCUUCAUUCAUCUUAUGUACUAAUUAUAUCUUGAACAUAUAUAACAUGUUUUUGGAAGCUUUGGGAUUUUUGCAGUAGAUAGAUAGAUAGUUCUAGUAAAUACACAGGAGUAGACUAUGCAAGCAUGAGGUCUGUCUGCCCCUAAUGUAUGGAGCGCAACUGGAGUCAGUGUUUAAUUUCUGAAGAACUUCUGUUGUAUCUUCUAUAAGACCUUGUCCUUAAUUCUGUGUGGGUAUGGAUGGGCAGUUCCUUCCCAUGGAAAGGAAACUGUGUGUGCUCAAACACAAUUACAUUCUGGUGUGUAAAUAAUGGUUAGCUACCAAAUUUUGGCACAGUUUGUGAACCCUAAUUAUUAUUAUUUCUCAAAUUUCCACAACAUUUUCAGUUGCGUUCUGACUUACCAUAAGCCUGUUCAAAAACAGUCCCUUAGCUAGCCUUUUCUCAUUGUAGAAGUCUGAAACAUUGUCUCCCCUCCCCGUUCUGUUUUCUUUAGGAGAGAUUCCAGUUUCCAUCCCAUGUUAGUGAUGUGUCUGAAGAGGCAAAAGACCUAAUCCAGAGGCUUAUUUGCAGUAGGGAACGUCGUCUGGGGCAGAACGGAAUAGAAGACUUCAAGGCUCAUGCAUUUUUUGAAGGGCUAAAUUGGGACAAUAUCCGAAAUUUAGAAGCACCUUACAUUCCAGAAGUUAGCAGUCCUUCGGACACAUCAAACUUUGAUGUAGAUGACGAUGUAUUAAGAAACCCUGUGAGUGAUUAUUUAUUUUCUUCUUAAAGGCAAUAGUUUUCAAACUUGCUUCUUUGAACCAAACCUUUUCAUCACUGACAGGAAUCCUGUAUGUCCCAGGGGAUUCUGGGGACAGUUCUAAUGUGCACACCCGGUUAAUGUUAAUUCUCUUGGGCCUCAUCUUUCCUCUGCAUGAACUGAAUGCAGUUGAGAACAUAUUCAGUGCUUGCCAGUGGCUGUGUGUUCUCGUGUGACUACUGUAGAUCAUCAGCGAGAUCGAAAACUGAUAGGCUUUCAGAAAAACUGAUCUGCCAUUGUUGAACAUUUCACUGAUAUUUCCUUAGUGCAUAGUGAAAACACUGGCAGAUAAAGUCCAGAGUGAAGUAUUCCUGCUUUAAAUGAAUAAAUCUGAAUACUUAAUCUUCCUAAAUAACAUUUAUAUGACUAUGGCCCUUUUUACAUGAGAUGGACAGUAUACACGUGGAUGAAGAAGCAUGGUGGCUGUUCCCUGUCCCUGAGGCGAGGGACAAAAAAGCCAACAUGUCCUUCCAGAUUCAACUUGGUUUUCAUCCUGCAUUCCUUUUUGUGCAGGAAAUGAUACCACCUGGUUCUCACACUGGCUUUUCUGGACUGCAUUUACCGUUCGUUGGCUUUACCUACACAACUGAGAGGUAGGUGAAAAAAGUUCAUGCAUAUGGGAAAGCACCACACUAAGAUCUCGUCAUUUGCCUUUCUCUUAACGUAUUCAGCUGCAGCUUAAAAUGCUUGACCUGAGUGUCUUGGGCUCCUGUGCUUUUUUGUUGCUUAUGAUUUAUUUAUAUGAGCACCAUCACUGGAUAUGGUGCUUUAAAGAGUAAUCCGAGCAGCAGAAGACAGGUUUUUGCCCCAGGGAGCUUAAAAUCUACAAUUCAGCAGUGAGGAAGGGGCAAGGUAAGGUAAAAGGGUAAAUUAAAGCAAAUACACUUCCGCAUAUUUAAGCACAAUUUAAAUUGGGAAAGAGGACAAAGGGAGUUGAGCAGUAAAAUAGAGAGCGAGAGCGCUUUGUCAAGGUAGUCACUUAACUGGUGCCCCAACCAGUAGUUCUAAACACAAAGAGAAUCCAUCAUCUGCAGUCUCCAGCCUCAAGGUGAAUUGAACAUCACCCUACUACUUCCCUAGAAGUGAGCUUCAAGGCUGAUCAGGGAAUUAAACCAGGAUUUCCCUGUCUGGGUUCUCUCCACUAUACUACAUUGGCUGUGAUCAUAGAAGGGCGAUAGACUGGGUUUCCACGUGGUUCGAGUUGCAGAAUAUUUUUUAAAGCCAGUUUUUGUACUGAAAAUAAUGUUGAGGAGGUGGUUUGUUCUCUUGCGGAUCAAAGGGCGUGUGGAGUGGUGAAAGGCCUGGACAGACUGAUAUCAUAGAUGCACACGAGCUUAUGAGGUUCAGUCAGAUCAUCAUUCUACCUAGCCCGUUGCACUUUGAUAUGACUGGCAGUAGCUCUCCAGGUUUUGGGGCAGAGAUCCUAUCAGGUGGAGAUUCUAGGAGAUCAACCUGAUACUUUUUAUUGAAAAGUGUUUGCUCUGAGCUGUGGUUCCUUCAGCUUUUAAAGGCAGUCUUCCUGCCCUUCCUGCAAAAUGUAGUGUGUCCAUACUCUUAAACGUAAGGGAGAAUUGUCACAGCAGCAGCAUUGUUCCAUUUCCAGUCUCUCCUGAAUUAAAAGUUGCUGCUGCUGCUUCCUCCCCGAUAAGCUAGCUUGUGCUGGCUGGAGUGAGAGAAAACAGAUCACACAACACAUUGCUGCCAUUUUACUUGCAGGCCAGCUCAGAUAGUACUGAAGCAAGGAUCUCUGUUAUAUAAUCUUCACAGUUGUUCCAAGGUUUCUGCUUCUGUUGAAUUUCCAACAGGAAACUGCUACUUAGGGUUGAGCAUAAAUUGAUUAAAACGUGUUCUCCAAUGUUUCUGGUUUCCAGUUGUUUUUCUGAUAGAGGCUCGCUAAAGAGUGUCAUGCAGUCCAGUGGUAUAACCAAAGAUGAGGAUGUGCAGCGUGACUUGGACAACAGCUUGCAAAUAGAGGCAUAUGAAAGGAGAAUACGAAGGUUGGAGCAGGAGAAGCUGGAGCUGAGCAGGAAGUUGCAAGGUACGCCCUCUCGCUUUCCUUUUAUGUUGCUUUGCAAUGGAGCAACAGAAUGUUUUUCAGGUUGGACUAAACAAAUUGUUUUGGUUUGUUCUUUCGGUUCAAUUUAAAGAAUCUACCCAGGCUGUUCAGUCCCUUCAUGGUUCUGCUCGCAUAACAGCAAACACAAACCGGGAUAAAGAAAUAAAAAAGCUUAAUGAGGAAAUCGAGCGCUUGAAAAACAAAAUAGCAGGUAUGUGUCUGGCAUGUUUUAAUAGCUUUCUCUCUAGUUCUCAAAAAAAAGUACAAAAUAAGUCCAGUGGUAAAGCACUAAUCCUCAUAGCAGCCUAUUAGACGUGAGCCUCAUUCUUUUUUACUUUUGGAUCUUUAGCUCAAGUACCGAGAUGGCUCAGUGUGGAAAUGCAUGAAAUAUUACAUUAUGAUACAGCUUUGGAAAGUGUGGCAGGUGCAACCUUAAGCAGCAUUUAGAUUUUUGAACAAAAGCUUAUCUUUCUUCUAAAGCUUCCUUUACUUGAUAGCAGAUUAUUCCCACUGGGGAGCCAAGAAUAAAAGGCAAUUUGUACGGCUUCACUUAGAUAAUUCUUUUGACUUCUAUCCUUUCUAUAAAAAUCCCAGGAUAUCCUCUUCUAAUAUUUUUUUCCCAGAAAGGGGCAAGCUUUGAACUUUGUACAAGUGCCAUUCAUAUGGAAAAUUUUAAGCUGCAGUGCACAAUAUUUCGCUUAUGAUGUCUACAUCUGCUAUGAGGAAAUGUGAGAAAGUGGCUGUUUGAUGUGGUCCUGCAUCCAUUCACCAUUCUGAGAACCCUCAGUUUUGUAGGGUUAUGCCUUUGUAACUGGUGACUCUCUUUUUGUUUGUUAAUUAGGUAUCCACUGUAUGCACCUGAAGUUUCUUUUUGUGAGACAGUAGGGUAACUAGAGCGGGGCAGUCGGAGAACCUGCUCCAGGUGCAACCUUAACAGGGACACAAAACAAUCAAAGGUUAUUGAAUAUAUUCAACACCUUAAAUUAAAUCUUAAUUUAUAAAUAACGCUAAAUUAUAAUUUACAUAUCAUUUUGCUCAGAGGCUCAAGUAAGAUUCACAGGCCAGGCUGAUUGGCACCAUUGUACAGGCAACUCCCCAUUUAUGCAUCACCUCUUUGCGUGCAACCAUGUACACACACAGUGCCGGGAACCUGGAAGUGGAAGCUGGAAAUGGGGAGCACUUCCUGUCUUGCAAGGAGACCCUCUCCAGAGCCUGUAGAGGACAUUACCUUUGGGCUCCAGAGAGGGUCUCCUCGCAACCUGGAAGGUUGUUGAGCCAAUCAGCUGAUGGGCAGGGAAGCAACUGCUGCUGCGCUGCCCCACAUAUCAACUGUUAGACAGGGAGGUUGAGCAGCUCAACAAAGCCCUUCUUGCCCCUCUGGCUCGCGAGGAGACAUUCCCUAGAGGUGGAAGAAAUGGCUGCAUACAAUACUGAAUCUCCUACCUGAAGUAGCUGCUUUUGAGUGGAUAGGCUACAUUGCAGUAUUAGAAACUAAGGGGUGGCUGUUGCUGACAAGUAAACACUUGUCAGACUUGUAGUCUUGUUUCUCUCUUCCCCCCAUAGAGGCAUUUCCUUUCCCUGCUCCCAUGAGGUACCUCUCAACUUUGGAAAAAUAAAACACUUUUUUUUUUUUUUUGCUGGUUUAUAGUUAGCUGUGUUGAAGUAGCCAUAGUUGUAAAUUUGGGUGAAAAUCUGAUGGAUGGAAUUUGAGGGAUCAACCAUUUUCUGAACUGGGGGCAGGGGGAGGGCUGACAUUUUUCCACAGCUACCCACAGGCAACAAACCUGAAAGUUUUGUCCACAGAACCAGCACCACUGUAAUCUUCUAUUUUACUUUGAAUAUUCAAAAUCCAUUUUUUCUUUAAAAAGGAAAAGAAAGGACCACAGUAAUAUCAUGUAACCUGCUUAUAUCUGUUCACAGACGGCAGCUAAAAUUUGGGAAGGAAAGAUAACUGUUUCCAAAGGGGCAAUCCAGUGGGGCUUCUGCUUCUGCCAAAACUGUCCACCCUCUUAUACUCGAGAAAAUGAAUUGUACUUUGAGUUUCUGAGACAUUAUUUUAUAUACCCGUUCCCGCUUUUUUCCUUUAAGGUCUUUAGUCCUAUUGUGCUAGCAUGGAAACUUGAAAAUAUGUCAGCAAUGAUUGGAGACAUCUCUUUGGUGGUAGGGAGGUUAAGGCUAAGUCGGACUAUAGUAGGCAGGGAGCUGUGAUUACAUUGCCUGAACUAGUUUCUUGUUCCUUUAAAUGACCUGUACUGCUUAUCUGACCCUAACCUUAAUGUUUGCCCUUCCUCUUCUUUGCCCUUCCUCUUCUCUAGCUCUGCAUGCACAAAUGGGUUUUGAACGUGUGUGUCUCUUAAAAGCUACUUAAAAGUCACGUGACAAGCUGCUUUCAAAAGCGAUGGGACUUUCAAGCGCAAUUUGAGAUAUGAUGGGGACUGUUGUUCAAGCAAAGCCACAGUGGUCUUAUCUAAAAUAGCUUUUUGGAUCUCAUUCCUUGAAAACAUGAGUAUUGAAAGCAGGUUCAGUAUUGUUGAAAGAAGCAGAUGGCAAGAAUGCUUAUGUUGCAUAAUUUAUUCUGCCUUCAGAACUUGGAAUUCUUUGGUACUGGGACUGAGGUAGAAUUUGGAUUUUAUUUGUAUUUGUCAACACCGUGUACAUUGAGCUGUGAUGAUGGGACUUGGGGUUUUGCCAGUGUGUGUUAUGUUAGAGAGAAGAAUGAAUGAGUUCACUCUGAACUACCCAGUGUAAAUUGUUCUUGGCAGAGAAGAAUGCAGAACUGCUGCAUAUGCCAACUGAGCAAAAACACUAUGGAAUAAUCCUCCCUUUUAAAAUUAUAGACUCAAAUAGGCUAGAGCGGCAACUGGAAGACGCAGUGACGCUGCGGCAGGAACAUGAAGACUCCACCCACAAGUUAAGAGGACUUGAAAAGCAAUGCAGGAUAUUUCGGCAAGAGAAAGAGGAUCUCCAUAAGGUAAAAUUCUUCUGUCCAGCAAAGUGGAUGUUGACUAGGGAAUGCAAGUAUAAAGGUGGCAUUGCCAGCAAUGUGGAACAUUAUGUGGAACUCACACUAUAUAGAGAGUUGUUGUUUGUCAUACUUGUAUCCUGUCCUUCCUUCAUGGAGUUCAAGACAGUAUACGUGCAAUUAUCCCAUUUUACAUCAACUUUGUAGUAUAAGCUAGGCUCAGUAAUAGUGACAUGUCCAUGCUACCAAGCUUCAUGGGAACAAUCAGAAGCCAAAUCCAGUUCGCCUCAUCCAUUAGACCACACGUGCUGUAGUAGGAGCAUAGGGGAAAGCAGCCUUUACACCGCAUUUGACCAUUGGUCUCUCUAGAUCAGUCUUGUCUUCAGUGACUGUCAGCUCCUCUCCCAGCUAGACUCCCAACCCCUACCUGAAGAUGCUGCAGAUUGGAUCUGGAAACAUCUGCCACUGAGCUAUAGCCCUCCCCCAAAACGGUUGGGCAGGGGCACAAGUUGAACUUGUUCAGGGGAAAACCAGUUACCAACUGCCACUCGGGAAGGCCCUCCCCCCAUUGCAAAUAGGGUACUUGGUGCAGUUGCUGUAGGUGCGUAGUUGUAGGGACUGCUGGCUGCACACCAACAAUGCAGUGAAUGCAUGUAUCCAGCUUAUACCGUUGUUUUCUUCCCACGUGAAUCUCAGUAUUACAUUUGGAUCCAGUGAGCAUACAGUUGAAUGUGUACCUCACACUAAGACAUCACAUGAUACUUUGUGCUUGCUUGCUUACUCUUGGUUUCACAUCAUGAAAGCCUGCAUUGGAUAAUUCACCGUAAUGCAAAAAACUGAACCACCUCUGGGUGCUUAAAAGAUGGCAAGGAUGUGAUGUGUCAGAAAAGCACUGGAAGAAAAUCAAGAAACAAAAACGAACUUGGGUUAUGGAAUUCCCCUCCAUCCAGAAUUCCUUUUGCAGUAUUGAAUUAUGUGGGAAGAUGUGGUGGUAUGAAAACAUGAAGCAUUAGUUUCUUAUAUGUUAACUGCGGCAAGAAUAUUGUUUGCUAAGUCAUGGAGAUCAGCUAACACACAUCCAUUCUUUAAUGGAUGGAGAAACUUUGGGAAUUUGCUGCUAUGUCAAAAUUAACCCACCAUCUCAGAUUUAGGCAACGAAAACAAAGGCAUGAUAGGUUUCAGAUGAGAUGGAAUACUUUUGCUGAAUACAGCAAAAAUAAAUGAUUGUGGUCAAGUGUAAUGUCCAAGUAUCUAAAUAAUGUUAGAUGAAAUUAGUAAUUUUGUUUCUUUAGCAGAAAAAAUAUUUUUUUUUCUUCAUAAUACUAGCGUGCUGGCUUUGUUUAGGUUUGAAAUACAGUCAACUUGCAGCUUGCACACAUUUAACUUGUGCGAUUGUAGUGUUAGGCACUUGCAACUGCAAUCACAGAAAUUAAAUGCACGUAAAUUGAAGCUCUCCACCUUGCGUGGGGAGGAGGGGGCAAGACCCAUUUGACACACAAGCUUCUGAGAAGGUAGGGAUGCUCGCGUGGGGGCUGUUCCGGCUUUACUGUAUGUGAUUUGGGCUUUACACACAAUCCCCAGAACAUAAGCCCUGUGUAAGUUGUGAGUCGACAGUAUUAUAAUGGAAUAUAAAUGUUGAUGUGUUGUAUAUGUAAAAGAAUAACUUAAAGAAAAGGAUUAUAGAGGGGAAAAGAUGAGGAAAAGGCUUCAUAGGGCAGAAUUUGUAAGCACUUUUGAGGGAUUGACCAGUAGCUUCCACUGAGAAUGUCCCUCAGAACUGAUAUGUUAUUGUCUCAGUAUCAGUCCCAUUCUGUCCAUAUUGACUGUGCCAGACUGUAUACACAAUGUUUAAUAAUAAUAAUAAGCACAAAUGGUUUGGGUGUUGUUUUUUUAAAGGCAAAAUAAAAUAAAUUUGAGCCCUAUAAAAGAGAGAAGCAUUCCUCCCACCCGGACAUACACUGCAAAGGCUAGAGGCAACACAAGAAAACUAAAGGGCUGAUGGAAGUAGGCUGUGUAUGAGGGCUCCCCAAGCUAUUCACAGCCCCUUUUCCCUUUAAGGGAGGGUGGCAUUGCUGAAGCGCUGCUCAGGUUUCUGGUGUCCUCUCUAGAGAAAAAGGGUAAUCACUAGCAGUAAUCAGCUCUUGUUCCCUGUGGUGUUUAACCCUUUUGUGUCCUUUGGCUCGUGGGAGUGACCGUCCUUCUGCCAGGGAUUUCAGCAGAAGCUUAAGCAUCAGCUUAUAACCUCCUUUUGCCCCUGGGACUGGCUCUGAUCCCCACCACAUGCAAGUGAACACCGCAAAGCAGAAGCACACACAGGGAUAAAAGAAUUUAUCCUGAUAUUUAUUUUUUCUUUCUUUUUAGAAGGUUGAGUACGAUUGAGGAAAGGGAGGAGUAGGGAAGAAGGGAGAUGGAGAAAAGGCGAACAGAAAGAAGCAGAGAUGACAAAAGAGAUGAUGCUGUGAUGAGAUGAUGCUGGAAAGAGUGGUUGAAGAGAUAUGAGGAGAGACAGAGGAGGAAAGGGGGAAUGUAUGAAAGAAGGGGAGGGAGAACAGAGGAAGGUGGGAGAAGGAUGGAAGCAUACAAUACGUUGGGAUAUCAGAGUGGUGAUAUAGAAAUACUUCUGCUUAUAUACUGCCAAAAUGCCUGUCAUUAUUUUGAGAGCAGGGAUGGGGAGAGGUGGAGAUGAGGAUGUAUGUUGUCAGAAUGUGAUUUUGCAAUAAGAUUGAACUUCAUGCUCAAGAGUGUCGAUCUCUAAACACUUGUUUGGACCUUUCUUUUCACCAGCAACUCAUUGAAGCGUCUGAAAGAUUAAAGGCACAGUCCAAAGAACUAAAGGACGCCCAUCAACAAAGAAAGCUAGCAAUGCAGGAAUUCUCUGAGCUGAACGAGAGGAUGGCAGACUUGCGCUCCCACAAGCAGAAACUAUCUCGACAGCUCCGUGACAAAGAGGAAGAAGUGGAAGUGAUCAUGCAGAAAAUUGACUCCAUGAGACAGGAAAUCCGUAAAUCUGAGAAAGCGAGAAAAGAGGUAGCUCGGCAGGGUACUUGAGGAUAAUGGAUUUCAGCUGCUAUUUUAGCUUGAAAUAGUUAAUGUGGCUGGGUUCCACACAUACAAGCAGCUGGUUUAUUUCUUCAUGCAGUCCUUCCACACCCCCUCUGCCCUGUGGGGUUGUGUGGAGAAACAUAAUGUGUGAGCCAGCUAUUCCAUGGAUUCACUUUGCUAAAACUCUUGCUAUAUCACAGUAGCACAUUCUGGACCAUAAUUUGGCCUUCCUGUUUUCAUCUUACUCUCCCUCCUUCCCUUCGUCUGUCCGUAAAGGAGAGAAAGCAAGCAAUGGAAGAACCAGAAGCACUAACUUUUUUCUGUCAAUUAUUAUAUUUAUAGUUAAAUGCCGCAGUCAUUCUUUCCUUAUACUGAAGUUUCCUAGCUACCCAGAUCUGUCUUGUUGAUCUUGGAUUCUAUGUUUCCCCUUUUAAAGUAACUGGCUCCUAGUUGGCUACAAAAUAUUAUAGUGCAGGCCCCCAUGAGAUGGUUAAGUCGCCAUAGGCAUGAGGAUGGGUUAUAAAGAUGUGUGUGUGUAUUCCCUUGAAGUUUCUGAAAGUUGGUAGGAUUGGGAAUAAAAGGCAAUAUAUCAUCUUCCAAAACUGUUUUUAUCUUUUCCUCUUUUGUGACCCUUGUCGUCUAGAUUGUAAACCUCAAGAUGGGCAUAUGUCUCCCUUUCUGUUUUUUGUAGCUGCUCUAGUCAUAAAAAUAAUAAGGGUUAAGCUAUAGCGGUUUUAAUAACCAGGCCUGUUUUCCUUCUUAUAGCUAGAAGCCCAACUUGAUGACGCAGCAGCAGAGGCAUCAAAAGAGCGUAAGCUUCGAGAGCACAGUGAGAGUUUCUCUAAGCAGCUUGAAAAUGAACUGGAGACCCUAAAGGUGACAUUAUUUGAAAAGCAUCUAAGCCAUAUAAGAACAGCUUCACUUGACAAGGGAUAGAAAUCCAGAUCUCCAGGGUGUCCCAUGACAGUUGCAACUUAUGCACUUCCGAAAAACAUUUUGCCAGAAUGCCCAAGGCCCGAGAUUUAGUUCUUCAACGUAUAUUGGGCAUUCCAACAAGAUAUUUUAGGAUCUAGGCAGGAUAGGUAGUAAUCCUCCCUGUCUCACAAUUUUAAUGUGAGAAGCAACCAUUGACAUUGACACAUUUCUCAUCCCCACCACAGGUUGACUACUUUAUUAUUAUUAUUAUUAUUAUUUUGGUAGACCUUUAGAUUGCCAUACAUGUUAAGGGUUUUUCUUGGGAAGUUUGGAGUAGGAAAGAACCUCACAUAGCACAUGUUAAACUGCAUGGGAGCUACCACUGCAGGCUGUUCUCAUGUGUACCAGCUCAGAAUUAGCCUCUUACAGAGCCCAGACAAGAUUUUAUUUGCUGUAUCCUCUUACACAGUCGCCCCACCCCCCAAAAAAACCUAAAUCUGUACCACAGUGAAUAGAUUUGCUUACAUGUUUCAGGGCCUCUGUUGUUUGACUUCUUUAGACUUUAUCAUUCUUAACAGUUCAGUCCUAGGAGUGCAGGGCAAGAGACAAUAUGCUCAUUAAAACAGUAAUUAAAGGGGGGGGAAACACCAUUUGAAAGUUGGCUUUCAGAAUUAUUAUUAUUAUUAUUAUUAUUAUUAUUAUUAUUAUUAUUUUAUUUAUACUCUGCCCUCCCUGGCCAAAACCGGGCUCAGAGCAGCUAACAUCAAAUAUAUGACACAUUACCAUAAUAUCAAGCAAUCAAUUAAAAUACAUCCUAAAAUCAAGUCAGAAUCAAAGUGAAAUCCAAUCAGAUGGCAGCCCACAAAAUAGGGAUGGGGACCUUAAAUGCUCACUAGAAUAUGUUCAGAUUGGGACUCCUGCAAAUGGCUGGUGCUGGAAAAAAUAGUUUCCAUAAAUGGGGAACAGCUAACUAAAAUGAUGUCUAAGUAGUGGUCUGUGCUUCUUCAGGAUGCAAAUAACGUAUGUUUGUGUGUGUUCCAUGGUUCUAAAGAAAGUGGAAAGUCAGCAUGAUUAUGAGACUAGAGUAAAACCUUUCCACUUUGACAUGCUAGUCUUCUACAUGAAGGCAAAAUGAAUGAAGCAUGCAGUCCCCCUCCCGCUGCAGUCUGAUGUGGACUGUUUUCUGCAUGUUUCAGUCUGCUCUCAGUUCAUGGCUUUCAGAGAGAUUAUGAUGAAGCAAAUGAGAUCUCUAAGCUAUGCAGAGACAAAUAAAUAUGCAUGUGUUUAUACUUCAUGAUCAACUCUUCUGGUAUUAAGGAGAUGAAAUGUGUUUUAUGUCACUUUGAACAAAACUAAAGUCUCUGAUAUUGAAUGUACUGUAUUGUGGUGUUGUCUGUGUGGCUUUUUCCCUGCUCUUGUGCAGAUAAAGCAGGGAGGUCGUGCUGCUGGCGUGGCCAUGCAUGAGCAUCAGCAGGAACUGGCCAAAAUGAAGUCAGAGCUUGAGAAGAAAAUCUUGUUUUACGAAGAGGAGCUGGUCAGGCGAGAAGCAUCCCAUGUCUUGGAAGUAAAAAAUGUGAAAAAGGAGGUGCAUGACUUAGAAAGCCAUCAGCUAGCACUGCAGAAAGAGAUCAUGAUGUUAAAAGAUAAAUUGGAUAAGGCCAAACGGGAGAAGUAAGUUCUGUGUACAACUGCUUUCUUGGAAACAUCCCCCCCCCCCCGCAAAAAAAAUGUCACUAUACAUAAUGUGGCAUCCAAAAACCAAAUAAGAUUUAUGUACUCAACUCCAUAAAAAGCAGCAAUAGUUUCUUUGUUCUGUGAAAUGGCAUUUACAUGAUAUUAUUUCACGCUUGUAGGCACAGUGAGAUGGAGGAAACAGUGGGAACUCUGAAAGAGAAAUAUGAGCGAGAGAGAACCAUGCUCUUUGAAGAUAACAAGAAAAUAACAACUGAAAAUGAGAAGGUAAAUUGUCAUAACCUGUGAAGAAGCACAGUUUUUCAUCAGAUACAACACUAAUCGCCCACGUGGCUUCCUCCAGAUGCUAUGGACUUCAGUUCCCAUUAGCCCCAGCAUGCAUGGCAAAUGGUAAGGGAUGAUGGGAUUUGUAGUUCAGCAACACCUGGAGGGCAUGUUGGCUACCCCAAGAUAUCUUAUGUUUUAUUUCUAUAAUUCACAUACCAUUUUAGCGUUCCCUGCCCUACUCCUAAUUCAUGAGAGGCUACAAAUAAUUUUUUAAAAAAUAAUACAGUGGUUUUAAUUGUGUGUGAAAGUCGUGACUAUUCCAUGUCAAAUGUGAAAAUCUGGGUGUUUAAUCUCUGUUAUCAAAACCGAAGAAACCUUCAGUGCUGCUUAUACACAUACUUUGCCACUUAACUGGGCUGGCUUAAUUUGACUGUUUGGAAAACAAAAUGUUGCAGGCGGUUUUACACAUUUGCUGCGGGAGGUUCAAAGUUACAUUAAAUUACAGUUAUGAAAACUUCUAAUUUUCUCGUUGCAGCUUUGUUCCUUUGUGGAUAAACUAACAUCACAAAACAGGCAGCUAGAAGAUGAGCUUCAGGAUUUGGCGGCAAAGAAGGAAUCUGUUGCCCACUGGGAAGCUCAAAUUGCAGAAAUUAUUCAGUGGUAUGUGCAUUUUGAGGAUCCUUUGAAAAAUAAAUUUGUGCUGUAUUAGCAGAAGGAAGGAUCCCAUAGAACGGAAAUGUGUCAUCUUGUAGAUGAUACACUUCAGAAAUCACAUGCAGCCACAAAUAUUGAUUGAUACAUACUGGCUCCCUCAUUUUUAUUACCCUUACAGGAACUUUAUUAACCUUCUAUGUCAACUGAUUUCACCGAAGUGAGAAUGUCUAGGUCAUACAUUAAAAAUUAAUUUGUAUUAAAUGAAAAGGUUGCAGCCUGGCUGUUCAUCAGUUCUUUGUUUCAGUUCUUCUUUUUUAAAGUCAACCUUAUGGUUUCUGUGCCAGACUUAUAAAUGAGGCAGUGUAGAUCCUUCAAAUAUUUUUUAAAAAUUCACAUCAUAACACAGACAUGUAGGGGGAAGAUUGGAACCAUUAUGCCACAGCCUUUUCCAAAAGGAGUUUAUAAUGCUCCUAACAACCACAUAUGCACAACCUCAACACAAAUUACAUUCUCCUUAAGGGUAGGACAGUCUUAUCUGAUGGAAAGAGCUCCUUCUGUUGAAUCACAAAGAAUCAGAAUUGUAAGAGUUGGAAGGGACCGUGAGGGUCAUCUAGCCCAUCCCCUGCAAUGCAGGAAUCUUUUGCCCAGUGUGGGACUCGAACCCAUGUCUCUGAGAUUGUGUCAUACUCUACUGAGUCUCAUGCUCUACUGACUGAGCUAUCAAGUGGGCUAAGAAUAUCAAAGAAAACAGUUUCUCCCUUUGCUCCCAGACCAGCACUGCCUGUUAAGCAGCAAUAUAUCAGUUAGGCUCUUUCGUGGUUGUUGCAAAUUGUUAUUUUAUUAUUGCUUUGGGCUGUUUACAGGUUCUUAAUACAUUCCUUGAACUAAACGGGAAGCUCAUCCCCUUUGCAGUGGUCUUCGCAUGACCCUGCCUGUCCAUCAAGAGUAGCUCUCAUCAAACAAGGUUGGCCCACUCUUAGAACCUCAGAGAUGGGAAUUCACAGGUCAUCACAAACUCCAAAUUUCCCCUGUCAAUAAACUUUACUGCUUAAUUAUCUCCACAGCAGGAGUGUUACAAUAGGUAUACCCUGGGAUGGUUGUAGGGAAAACUACCCUGGCUGUGUCUGCUCAGUUUAAUCCUGAAAAAUUUCAUGCAAGAAAAGCAACAUUUUAUGGUUUGAACACUGAGACUGGUGAUAACAUGUUAUUGAAUGUGUGUGUGCCUGUGUCCUUUAUCGAUAUAAAGGAGUGACUCUUUAUGAUUGUGCACUAGGGUGAGUGAUGAAAAAGAUGCCCGUGGCUAUCUUCAAGCUUUAGCUUCUAAGAUGACAGAAGAACUUGAAUCUUUAAGAAGCUCCAGUCUGGGAUCGAGGACUUUGGUAAGCAUGAAUAUCUUAAUUGGUUAACUGGAAAGCUUUACAAUUUGUGGGGCCUCCAAUUUUGUGUAUCUUCAAUGAAUCCAGAAGUUCUUUUAAAAAUGAUGAAGGGUUUGUUUCCUCAUUCGCUCCAAUUGCUAACCCCCUGCACCACACAUUAGCCAACAAUAGCGCCCCCUUCCCACCCCAGGCAACUACUACGAUCGCCUUUCACCUUCUCAGCCCCAUUUCUGAACCCCCUUCUAUUCUGCAGCCCUUCUUUGCAUCCAUUUUAAUCUUCAGUCCCAUGUCCACACCUCCUCCCCCUCCUUCUGUGUAGUCUCCACCCUGCACACACCCCACCCCAUGGUUAGUAAAGUAAAGGGUAAAGGGACCCCUGACCAUUAGGUCCAGUCGUGGCCGACUCUGGGGUUGCGGCGCUCAUCUCGCUUUAUUGGCCGAGGGAGCCGGCGUACAGCUUCCCGGUCAUGUGGCCAGCAUGACUAAGCCGCUUCUGGCGAACCAGAGCAGCGCACGGAAACGCCGUUUACCUUCCCGCCGGAGCGGUACCUAUUUAUCUACUUGCAAUUUUGACGUGCUUUUGAACUGCUAGGUUGGCAGGAGCAGGGACCGAGCAACGGGAGCUCACCCCGUCAUGGGGAUUCGGACUGCCGACCUUCUGAUCAGCAAGUCCUAGGCUCUGUGGUUUAACCCACAGCGCCACCCGCGUCCCCACCCCAUGGUUACCACCUACAUAUUCCUCAUCCCCACACAUUGGAACUACUAAGCGACCUUUUCAGCUUCUACCCAGUUAUGAAGCCAUGCUUUCAUCUUCACCCCCAUUCACACGUUUCCUACUUCCUCCUUUUUUGCAACUCUCUUUGCACCCUCAUUUUUACAUUCACUCCCCUUUUCCCCUCCUCCUCCUUACUUUUCUCAGCUCUCCCUUGUACACAGAUCGCUCCCAUUUCCAUUCUUCAUCCUCUCUCCUACUCUGCAUCUCCUAUUGUGCACAUACCACAUAUGUUACUGUAUCUUUGAGAUGAAUAGAAUCUUAAGAGCAAGCCUGCCGGUUAGCUUGUUGAGUUAGAGAUGGUUAAAUUAAGUUGGUGGAUGUCAGUAUUUGCUUGUUAACAAAAUAUCUGUUCUAAAUUAACUACACUGAAUCUGGAACUUCAUGUUGAAAGCAACACAUGGUAGCAAUAGUGAAAUGCAUUUUGUGAAGGUACUAUAGAAUAUUUGAGGGCUCCUAAUCUUUUAUCUCUGACACAUGAGACAGCUAAGAAAUGUAAGAGGGAGAAGCUUGAAUACAGCGAGAACAGAGGACACUGAAAGGAAAGCAAGUGGUUGUUUUAAAUAACUACAGAAGUUUGAGUAAAAGUGAGGGUGGAGGCACACUGAGAGGAAAAUGGUGAUUUUAGACAACAGCAGAGGUUGGAGUAAAGCAGGGAUGGAGGACACAGAAGCGUUGCCUUUUAAAAAAACAAACAGGGCAGUUUUAACAAGAAGAAAUAGAAAUGAUGGAUACAACCCCAGAAAGCUAACACAACAGAGCUCCUUCAUUUAAACAUCUGUUGUUGCUCAAAAUCUACUAUUUUCCUCUCAGUUCUCUCCAUCCCUGCUUUGCUCAAAUGUCUGCCUUUACUUUAAACCACCACGUUCCCCUUCUCAUCGUACCUCCCUUUUUGCUCCCACGUCAUGGCAAAUGUUGUUGUGCAACCUGCCUUUGAUGUUGCUCCCCUAUCCCAUCCUGACUUCGCGCAAAUUCAGAAUUGUGAUGCUGCACUACAGAUUUUCCCAUGGGGCUGCAUGAUGACAUUCGUAUAUUUUUGUUAUAUAUAGAGAAAAGGCAGACCAUUCCUCCCCCAAAGCCUCCCUCCCGCAUUCUCCAUAAGAACAUAAAAAAUUGCUUUGCUGGAUCAGGCCAGUAGUCCUCAGCAGCCUACUAGCAGCUAUAGCCCUUUCCUUUCCUUCCACCAACAGCUGCUAUUCAGUGUCACGUUACGUGGAGCCAUCGUGACUAGUAGUCAUUGAUAGACUCACCUAAAAGCCAGCUAGUGGUAGUCACCACAUCUUGUGUCUCCAAGUUCCACAAAUAACUCAUAUACUGUGUGAAGAACUGCUUCCUUUUUUUUGCACGGAAUUUCCUGCCAAUAAGUUUAAUUGGUACUGUACUGCUUGGAGGGGGGGGGCAUUUCUCUUACUGAUUUCACAAUGCCAUACAUGAUUCUAUAAAUAUCUAUCAUGUUCCACUUCCCCAGGUAACUUUAACAUUUUAAACUAACCUCCCCACAGACACUAUAGCCUUUCUUCAUAGCAAAGGUGCCCCAGCCUCCUGAUCAUUCUAGUUGUUAUUUUCUGCGCUUUUUCCUGUGCUACAAUAUCCUAUUUGAGACUGGUGGCCAUCUCAAAGAGAAUCCAUAUUGCAUCCCCUAAUUCUAAUGUAUAUUAUUUGUGAAUUGAUUCUGGAACCAGUUACCAUAUAUUUGGCUUGUUUCAGUUCUUAUUAUAAUUGAGAUUCCCGCCCCCCUUGGGUAUUUUUUUGAAAAUAACUGGGCUGUUCUUCUAUCUAUCUUUCAUUGUAUUUACUUAUUUAAUGCAACCCAGUUUGGGCUACCUUUUUGAAGGAAGAGGAGUGUACAGAGUUUGAAUCAAUGAAAAUGAAGAAUCACAUCAUUCAGUGAAUUCUAGAAGGCAGGAAUGGGAUGGUAUCUAGCAUGGAACUUCGAAAAGUUCCAAAUGAGGAUGGAGCGUUGCCCUUGGCAAUCAAUAGCAGAAGGAAGCAGCCCUUCUCAGGAAAUAGAUUGGCUUAAACAGCUGGUGCCUUUGCCCAUUCCCAUCUCCCUUCUCAACAUGCUGCUUGUUACAGCUGAAUUGGCCCUAGGGAGAGAAUUGUUUCUCCUAUUGGAAGCCAGGGAAAGGGUGAGUCCCAGAGCUAGCUUCCUUUCUCGUACAGUCUUUGGACAGUGUCAUUGUUUACUGCCUCAGUUGCUCUUUAGAGACUCUAAUGUAACAGUCUAAUCUGUAUAAAAACAUUAAAAUAUGAAAAAAAAUAAUGUCAAAUGUAAGGCUAGAAUGGGGAAAUGGUGAUUCUAUCUGUUUACAAAGGAUAGCAGAUAGUUCCACAGUGAAAUGGAUUUUGGCAAAUCAUCAAUCCAGUAAUUGCCUCUUUGAAGCACCUUUGAAGCAAAUUUUUAAACUUUUCCUUGGCUUUGUUUGUUUCUGUAUUUACAUCCAUCCUGCCAGGCCACCAGGGGCCCUCAAGGGCAAUAUUUUGGUCAAUUCAUUCUCUGGGGAUUUUUUGGUCAGCUCUUGCUCUCAAUGUAAAACUGCUUGGUUUGUGUUUCAGCUAUAUUUUCCAGCUGCAUUCCACCCCCACCUCCCCAAUUUUUAAGUUGGAAUGCAUUACAAAUGUUGUUGUUCCCUGAAUGCCGUCUUCCUUUUAAGAUCUCAUCUCCCCUCCACCCCUACCUCACUAACGAUGAUGAAUACAACUGAAGCUUUUUAAUCGCUUUUAAUAUUUAAACACAUGUGAUAAAUUCUUUAGCAGUAUUAACCAUUGCUUUUUGCAAUAGGACCCACUCUGGAAAGUGAGACGUAGUCAGAAGUUGGAUAUGUCAGCAAGGUUGGAGCUGCAAUCUGCUCUUGAUGCUGAAAUACGUGCCAAACAGCUGGUCCAGGAAGAGUUAAGGAAGGUUAAAGAUGCCAACCUGUCCUUUGAAAGGUAAUGUUUCAGAUCAUUGUUUAAUUUUGCUUUUCUAAUAUAAAAUAUGGCAUUCAUGUAAUUCUUUAUGUAAUUGACUUUUUGAUGCAUAUUUCUGAAAGUACGUAUAUGUGCCAGGGAGUCUAAGAACUCAAAAUAAACAGCCCCAAGCCUCUGCCUUGCAUUACAGUUUAAGCAUAGCGGCCUAGAUUAGCCCUCAACCAGCCUGGUGCCCUCCAGAUGUUUUGGACUACCAGCCUCUGUCAGCCCCAGCCAGCUCAGUUUUGGCUAGGGGUGAGUUGUAGUCCAAAAUGUCUAGAAGGCACGAGGUUGGGGAAGGUUGACCUAGAUCCAAAGAACAAUGCAACUAGUUCCUUCCUGCCCAAGGGGAAAGUGAGGAACUCUUUCAAACUGGGGGAAGCUUUGAAAAGCAGUAUGGGAUUUGCCAUUGGGGUUGUCGCUCUUGGAAACAACAGUAAAAAAUAAUCCCACUGACCGUGCAAAGCCCUUUGGUGAAUUUGCAUAACUUUUUGGAUCCUGGCUAAUGCCCUUAAGUCUGUUUGGAAAGCAAACUGCCAAGUUGUGGGUUCCUCCUCCUCCUCCUCUCCCUGCUUUUCUUGCAGCACCUUCUUAAGCUUUAACUAUAGGGAUGUAAACCAUUUUAAUACCAGGGGUUGAAAUGGGCAAGCAUUAGUCACGGUUAACAUUUGUAUGGUCAUAACACUUAGCCAUGGUUUUUGGCUAUUAGCAUAAGGGCAGGGGGGAAGAAUUGCACACAACACAAGCUGGGGGAAAGAAGCAUGUAAUUCUGUGGCCUGCUUUUCUUUUCUCAGUUGUAAGUCAUGAUGGGUGGAUGGAGCGCAGAAUCCAUCCAGUCAUAUUUUCUACUCCCCUCCCCAAUACACCUUUCACCUUCCCACACCUCCGCACCAUUUCCCAUAUCACUUCCAUCAGCACCUGCACCACAAUGGCUGCUUCUCUUUCAAGGGAAGAAGAAGCCCUGUUCCUAAUUUCCUGUGUAGGAGGAAGACUCGGGAUUGUGAGAGACGGAGGAAAAAGGUGGCCAAGCAAGCAGUCAUUUCCUUCCUCAUGAUACCCUAGGUCAGGUCAAAUUCCAGCCAGGAAGCCAAGGCAUUCUAGCCCUGCAGCCUGAGCCUAGAGCUCUUGCAUUGGCUUUUGUCAUAAUGCGGGGAGGGGGGUGGGCUGGCUAGCCUGUCGUUGUUUUCAGCAAGCCCUGGGGCACCUCUGUCCCUGUUAGAGACUUGCAGCUGGCUUCCUCCAGCCAGCCAGCAUGUGCAGGAUUAUGGGUCAUGAAUGUGUCAUGUUGUUAGGAAGUGUCACGAUUUUGGCAAGCUUUUUUGAAGUUGGUUUUGUACAUCUGACGCGUGGCUUCUCUUUCUGAAACUGGGCAGUGUAGCAACCUAGAGCUUGAGCAAAUCCACAUCCAUUGGAGCCCCCCACCGAGGGCAAAGAAAAGUGUUUUGCUUUAUUAUGUUCCAAAUGCUUCAAGGUUUCCAUUUCACCAUUUAGCAAACUAAAGGAAUCUGAAACAAAAAAUCGGGAACUCUUGGAAGAAGUUGAAGCUUUAAAGAAGAAGCUGGAGGAGAAAUACAGGACAGAUGCAGGUAAUGUAGACACUAAAUCCUGUUGAGGCCCUUGUCUUGCUGUAGAAUGGACAGUAGAUACUAGAUUCAAGCAGGUAGCCGUGAUGGUCUGAUGCAGUCGAAAUAAAUAAAAAUUUCAAAAAAUGUCCAGUAGUACUUUAGAGACCAACUAAGUUUGUUCUGGGUAUAAGCUUCUGUGUGCAUGCACACUUCUUCAGCUACUCUGUCACUGUACAGCUUCCUGGUACUCUGGGGACUCUGAAGCAAUGAAAAAGGCCAGAUGACAACUAGAGCACAGGUGGCAGAAAUAACUUUGAGGUCGAUUGAGCACUGGUUAUAAUCAUUCUUACCCAGUGUAGCUAUGAGGACAGCAAACAUACCUUGUGCCUGCAUGGCAUCCUCAAGUAGUCUCCCAGUGGAACUGUACAGGGUGGUCUAACAGUUGUCCAUGGAUCACCACUGGAUUCCUCAAAGGUCUGUUGUGCCAUGUUUGCAUGACACUUUGGGGAUAGAACUCACUCACCUUGAUGUCAUGACUAUGACAGUUCCUAGUCAGGCCGCCAGUACAACAUCUUGCCCUGUUUUGUUUGGUCAGUUUCAGAUUAUGAGGCCUCAAGGUGCUUGCAGCUAUGCAUCCAGCUAACUGCCCUCUCAAUCACUGUCCUUCAUGACUAAUCAAAUCAAGACAGCAGGGUAUGUCUGGUUGGGUCUGGAGGUGAUUUACAUGCCUUUACACAAGGGGGUGGACUCCACUGCCCUUAAAGUGGCUUUAGUAUGGCCAUUCCUUUAAAAAAAAAAAGUCACCCCAAUAACAACAGUUUGUGACAGGUAUCCACUAGUUGAAAAUGCCCUGUUUUGGGGGAAGGCGAUCAAGAUUCAGACCUUCUUGGAAUAUACGCAUUAUCUAGACCCAUUCCAGACAAGGUUCAGGCCUGGCUUUGGAAUAGGCUUCCAGCAAACAUCAGGCGGGGACCUACAGUAUUGGCAUUAAAGCACCUUCUCAAAACUCAACUUUUCACCCAGGCUUUCCCAGAGGGGUGAUCCAGCUAUGCCGAUGGUUUACUCUGAGUUACUAAUUUGUGAUGCAUUUUGUAGUUGUUUUAGGAAUGUAAUUUUAUUUAAUACUGUUCACCACCAUGAUGAUUGUUGCAAAUUUUUUUAAAAAGUAAAAUAGCGGGAUGAUGACUAAUUAAUUGUGCUUUCUUUUUCCAGGUCUCAAACUUUCAGACUUCCAGGAUUCUAUUUUUGAAUACUUCAAUACAUCACCUCUUGCUCAUGAUCUGACUUUCAGAGUGAGUAUUAGCACCCUUAAACCUUUGCACAGGAAACAUAGUGAGUUGGGAUGUUAAAAAGGAGUGUGGAGCAAGAAGGAUAGCCGGAUCUAUACUGAUAAAUGACAUAAAGUUAUGAGUGAGAAGUGAGGUAGCUGAUCUUUUUCUGAUGAUACCAUCAGAAUUGCAAAAAGGAAUCCAAAGGAGGUCCAAAAGGAUCUCCAAAAGGAUGAACGGGGAGUAGAAUGGCAAAUGCAGUUCAACAUCAGCAAGUGUAAAGUUAAGCACAUUGGGGAGAAAAAUCCUAAUUUUGCAUAGAUGCCAAUGGGAUCUGGGCUAGUGUUUACUGGAUAGUUCAGUGAAGAUGUCCCGUGAAGAAAGUGAAUUCCAUGUUAGGGAUUGUUAGGGAAAGGAUUGAAAAUAAAACUGCCCGUGUCAUAAUGCCAUUUCAUCAAUCAAUGGUGUGACUGCACUUGAAAUACUGUUAACAGUUCCGGUUGUCUCACCUUGAAAAGGAUAUUGCUAGACCUGGAGAAGGUUCAGAAGAGUGCAGCCACAGUGACCAAGGGACUGGUGUAACUCCCCUACAAGGAGUUACAUUUGGGCCUUUUUAGUUUAGGGGGAAAGGCAAGUAAGUGGGGAUAUCAUAGCAGUGUAUGCAACGAAGUGGAUACAGAUAAUUACAUUCAAAAACUGGUUCAUCUCUUUCUAACUCACUCACUUAUUAUAUGAUAUUGAAGUAGGUAAUAGCAGUUCAUAAAGAAAAAGGACCCUGUCCCGCAAGCAAUCUGAAUUGUAAGCUCCUUGAGGCAGGGUUCCUCUCUUUUGCUUUUACUGUAAAGUGCCGUGUAAAUUGGAAGUUUACUUUUUGGUAGCUUAAAGUUAGAGCACAGUGUGGAAGAAGAGAAAUGAGUGUUUUUUCUUCACUAACAUAAACUUAAAUAUCCUAUUCUGUGGUCCAUAUCGGUUUGGCUCCUCUUACAGUAUUAAUAUAUACGUGCUUAUUCAGCCUCUGUUCACCUCCCUUGAGCUGUCUAUUAAACCCACCUCCCAUUAAGACUAAACAAAGGGAGAGCCCACCUGUAUCCAUUUUUCAGACCUCCCAUAUCUGUAUAUUCUCUCUCUCUCUCUUUCUGUGUGUGUGUGUUUCAUCCCAUACAGCAGUAGUUAACUGUUGUUAGACUACAACUCCCAUCAGUCCCAGCAACCUUGGCAAUGGGCCGAUAUCAUGGCAGUUGUAUUCUAACAGCAUUUGGAGGCCCACAUGUUCCUCAGCUCCAUUCAUUUAUUUCUCUCUCUGUUGGAAAGGGAAUACAUGACAGUGUUACUAAAAGACAGAUGGGUUAUAGAAAAAUAAAAUCACAAGAACAUCCCCAAAGCUAUGCUACUCCACUAAAUUAUCCAGCAGACCAAGCAGACUGCAAAACCUGUCAGUUACAGCUUGCCUGACAGGAAAAAUAGGCCCUUUCUUCAGCUUUUAGGUGAUGUGACUGAAGAUUAGUAGCUAGACACUGGAAAAAAAAUAUGUAUUCUGUUCAUGAUAAAUUCACCUACUUAAACUAAUGAGUUCUGUGUUUGUCAGAAACACAUACUUGAGCACAGUUUGCAUUCAGUGUCCUUAUCAAUACUUAAUGGGUUGCAUAUUUGUUUUAUUGUAUGGAAAUUCAUCUGUUGAUUGGAAUGAGAUUGGAAUGACCGUCACAAACAGAUAAAAGAAUGCUAACAAUUGCCUUGCUUGAUCAGACCAAGCGAUCAUAUAAUUCAUGCGUUGCAAGCCAAAUGCUUAGAAAAGGUCACAAGAUACAAUAGUAAUAUAAUAAAUGCAGUGUAGAGUCAUAUUACAAAUUCAGCACAAUCAUAUUCACGGUGAAAAAUGAAAUCUUAAUGAAAGUAUUUUUAAUUCUCUUCCACUCUGCAUGUUUUAUAGAACAAACUCCCAAGUCAGUAGAAAUCAAGAGUGCUUAACCUGACAUGACUAAUUCUGUAUGCCACUUUGCUUUCCUCGGGGGAUGUAUGACUUACUUGCAAGUGCCUAGUCAUCUGCAUCUGGAAUUUCAUAAAGCCCAGAGAGGAUAUGUGUCACAACCCAGCUCAGAUAAAAACCUGUAUGGAGUUUGGGUCUACAAUUUCACAUGCGAUCCCUGGAACUACAAUUAUAUCUAUUCUUGCGACUUCCUGGCUUUCCUUAUUUCCUUUUCAAACUGCAUGUUGGUUGCCAGGGGAAAGAUAAAUUGGCUGCAAGUCUUUGCAGAAAGGCUGCUUGCAUCUCACAGAAAGUGGGCGCUGGUUUGUUGCGCUUGCAGAAGGAUGUGCUGUGUGCUGCUCUCCACCCACACUGCAGCCUCUUUGAAAACAAACUAGAAUGCAAUCACAAGUUGUGCCAAACCUUAGCUGUUACCGACAACUGGGAAGUAGAAAGAUCUUUGCUACGUUAGAUCUAAAAGCCCUUUAUAGUGAGGUGUUGAAUUUUUUAUGAAGAUCAAAUAUCUGCCUUCAUUAUAUACAUCUGCAGGAAAUGUUUAUUAUUGUAUGUUGCACUUACUCUCGAGUUCCUUACCUCAUUUGACCUCGCAAUAGCGGCUGAGACAGAUCAGUAUAUUCCAGUAUUACAGAUGGGAAAAGGAGGCUGAGUGCUAGGAACUUUCCCAAGACCACUCACCGAGUCAGAGCUGCUAUUUUCUCUGGCAACAUUUUGUUGGUUGUAUUCGAUAGCAAACGCUAUUCAGAUGUAUUAUGAGGAAUAUUUAAUAUUGGUAAUGCACAGUUUGGGAAUAUCAGGAAAAUGUUGCCUUUGCAGUCUGCAAACUUUGCCAAUUACUAACUUACCUAGUUAGUUUGCUAAUAACCGCUCUGAUGGUUUGUUGCUGGGUAAAAAGUGAUCAAUUUUAUCCUCUCAUAUCUAUUACAACAAGGACAAUGUUUCUUCCUCGUCUUCAUCUUCUCUGCUAGCCUUUUGGGAAGAAGUAAGUUCAUGCUGAUGGCUUUACCUCCCUAAUCUGUAACCUGUAUGUGUAAAAUUGCCAUCCUAAACUAGUGACCUUUUUUUUUUUAGUUUCCUUUAUACAUGCUUAUUAAAUUAUACUGAAGAUUAACCGACUAAAUAGAAAUAGCUUCAUUUCCUAAGAGUUCUCUUGUAAACUGCUCAUUUGAAGUUGCUGUGGCAAUUACAAUGUGUAUUAAAGGUGAUUUAUGCUUUUUAAAGCAAUUUGUAUUGUGGACAGCAGAAUAGUGACAGGGCCAAAACCUUUUCUGUUUCCAUUGAAACAUGCUAUAAGAUGAACAGCACAUGGACUCCACUGUAGCAUACGUAUUUUCUAAGACCUUUCUUUCUUUAACAGCAUCUUAUUAAACACUAUUAUUAUUAUUAAAGACUAGCUCUGUUAUGUAAGAUUUCAGAGCUCCAAAGUGCGGAAUUUCAUUUUGGUAACAAUAUUAGCAUUUUUUAAAGGCCCAUUAUCUAAGAGUCAAAAAAUGAUUCUUCUAAAUACACCUUAGCUCUGCACCUACUAGUAGCUGUAUUUUCCCAUUUAAAAUUUGAAUGAAAUUUUGUGUGUGUUACAUCUUCUAGCUGCUGAACCGUGUUUUGUUUUUGUUAAGUGAAUUACCUAACCCAGUUCUAAAUCUUAAAUGAGGAGGCCAUAUAGUUCAGCAAAAUAAGGGUUAUUUUUAUAACAUUUUCUAUCCUUUAUUUAGAUGCAACAUAACAGUGCAUUUCUGCAUUUUCCACCUAAGUCUUCAGUUUUUUUCUCCCCUCCCCACCAGAAAUUUCAUCUUUUAACUUUUUGUUUUAAAAUACAGAAAUCAUUAGUACUAUCUCCAUAUCUAAUGCUCAUUAAAGAGCCUUUAACAAUAAGGAACAAAGUAGAUACUGUGUAAGUCUUAUUUUAUGGUGAUUGGGUGGGUGCAUACACGCACAUACAGGAGACAAAAACACGCAAGCACAGUGUAAUCACACACCUGCUGUAUGGAGGUAAGUCCUUGCCAGGCAGAUCUGAUUAUGUCUGUUCCUACAGUGAGUUAGAAGUAACCUUCAAAGGGCAUUUGAAGGCCAUGUAUUAAUACUUUACCUUAAUCUCAGAAUGAACUGAUAACUUCACAAUUUUGGGGUUUUCAGCAUCAGCCAACUCCACUUAUAUAAUAUAGCUGUGGCCUUUGUUGGUGGAGGGUUUCCUUUUAGAGUGUAGGUGUUAACUAGCUUGACAUUACAGAGCUCAGCAGAAUGCUCUACACAAAGCAUUUUCUGAGCAGACAGGCUCUUGUGCCCCAGGUGAACUUGGUUUUCUUCUGCUACUCAGGGAUCCAUUGCUGGAAGCUAACUUCCUUUACUAUCUCCUCUCCUCCAACCCACUUUGCAGACAAAUUCCGUUAGUGAGCAGGAGGCACAGGGUUCUAAAGCAGAGGUCUCGCCAUCAACAUCUGUUGUGACUGCAGAGCAGCAGCAGCAGCAAGAAGUAAGCCGCCAUUGUUUCAUUAAUCCAGAUUAAAGCAUUUUGGGGAGCCCUAAAUUUACAAAUGUAUGUUUACAGCCAUCAGUCCGCAAGAAAACAUUUUCUUUCCUCGCAGCUUCUUUCUGUGUUGACUUGCGUCAGUGUUUAAAUGUACAUGCUUUGUGAGCUCCCUUUUGUUUUGCUCCCCUUUCCCUGGGUCCCUGUGUAUCGCUGAGCUCCAUCUUCUUCCUUGUUUACCUUCUGCUGCUUGCUAGAGUGCAGGCUUUCCUAUGAGUCUUUCUGAUCUGCAAACCUGCUUCUAGUAAAUUUGGAACAAUGCUGCGUUUUGUGAUAUCGGCUCUUACUCACCUUCAAAAAAGAUACUCGAGUUGUUGCCAAACCAAAUGCAUAUUGGAUCCUGGAAGUCUUUAAUUGCUCAACUGUAGUUUUUUGCAAUUCAGGAACCAAAUCGGCUUCAGAGGAUGCCUGCUGCUCCUUCCCCCACCAUUCAGUCCAUUUCUCUAGCUGUACCAAAGGUAGGGGGCACUUGUUGACUUGUUUUGCUUAGAACUUUUUGGGGGGGGGUGCAGAUAUGAAAAUGAUUAUAUCCCAUUCAUAAGCCAUCUGUAUGUUAAUUUUGUCUGAGUUCGUCAUUUUCAUCUCUUAGGAUUAUUUCAAAUUGGUCCUGCAUAGCUGUUUACAAAGCCUUAUGCAGUCCAUUUGCCAGGUGUCCAACAGCCCAACAGGUCUGCUGUCUCCUUGGGACUGUAAAAACAAUGGGGUUGUUAAACACACAGCAAGCCAGUAUGGGGCAGAUCAGCUGUGUAUGAUUUUGUAGGCUGCAAGUUGUGCAGGCUUGUGCUAUUAAACACUCCUGUGUGUGGUGUCCUUACUCAUUGCUUUAGUUUUGUUGGGGUGCCGGAAUAGAUUUCCUUUAGGUUGCAGUUCUGGUCUGCUUGGUCUGCAUAUAGUUAAAAUUUGCCACAAUGCAAAACUUUAUUCAAUGCUAAUCCACCACAGUAUAUUUUCUGUGUUCAUUUAAAAAUUGUUACACACCCGUCACCAUGAAGAGUGGGUAGCAAAUAUGCCCCCCCCCCGAGAGAGAGCUUUCAGUGCUGAAAAACCAGUGAAAGAACCAAUUUCAACACACUUGAUCAGUGUACUAAGCAAAACCAAGGCUUAGUAAAAAUAUUGAUCACUUCACUCUUGUCCUGGUACUGCUGCUUCCACUCUACUCAGAGCUUCCCAUAGGGCUUUUCACAGACAUCUGGCUGGAUGCUAUAAGAACAGGAUGAUGGACUAGAUGGGCAUUUAGCUUGACCUAGCAGUAUUCUUAUCACGUUCUUAGCUAAGUCGUGGUAUGGCAUAGAGUUGCAUCUGAACAUGGGCUUGUGGCUUGCCUCCCUCAGACAAACCAUGAGCAGGAAGUCAAAGCACACCUUGGCUGAAAUCUAGAACAAGUCAAAGCAACCAGUAGCCUAGGUUCAGAUGUAGCACUAAGCCAAGCCACUUAUAUAAGGGCAAACCUCUCUGCCCUCAUAUAGGUGGUGAGAUCAUCUCCCAAUGGCAGAGAAAGGAGUCCCAGUCUCAGAACUGUGUCGCCCACUGCUUCUACCAUGCAGCUAAGUGUAGGAAUGAAAAUAGUGUGAUUUGUAUAGAGAGCAUAUUUUUUAGCAUUACUUCCUACAAGUAUUAUAGUUAACAAGAGAGAAUUUGAACUGCUAGAUCUCUACAUAUUUUAAACAUUUUGUAAGUUGCAUUGAGUAUUAUUUCAAAAAGAUGCCCAAAUAAUAAUAAUAAUAAUAAUAAUAAUAAUAAUAAUAAUAAUCAGUACACAGUUCAGGAGUAAUGGUUCCUGCUGAAAUUCCAUUGCAAGUAAAUGAAGGCAUUACCAGGGCCACCUCUUCAAAUCAAGGUCCACUGAAGUGGGAACUUCUGCCACUGAUACAAUUUUACAAUUACUUGUCAUUUUAUUAAUCUUUUGAAAAUGUUAUUUACCCUGAAUUUAUAUUCCAGCCUAAAGCUCAUCAACUCAGUAUCAAAUCCUUUUCAAGCCCCACUCAGUGCAGCCACUGCACCUCCCUCAUGGUGGGAUUGAUUAGACAGGGCUACGCUUGUGAUGGUAAGUUGGCUUAAGUCUUCUAAGUACUCAGAGACUUAACAGCAUAAAUUUUACAUCUUUAUUGCAGCAAGACAGUUACCUGAAGGAAAUGGUUAUAUGCCUCUUUAAAGCAAAAGGCUGGGUGAUCUAAAAUAGAAGUUAAAAGUGACUGCAAAGGAGCUGAAUGUGAUUGUCAUUUGCGCCAAAUUUGAAGGGUCAGCUGCAGAAACGGGUUAUUUACGUUACUAAUGUGAGCCCAUGAAAUUUUCAGGAAGGGCGAGGCAUUAAGAGAGGAUUGCAGGGGUUCCAAUUCCAUUUUGACCCAUAGAGUUGAAGCUGUGUUAUCAGUCACAUGUGUCAACUGUUUUAAUCAGAAAGCCUCAUGAUAGCAAUACACUGUACUUGUAUGAUGCUGUGCUCCUUAUUUUUAACUGAACUUUAGGUUUUAUUGUGUAACAGCAAAGAACUUUGACAAGUUCACCUUUUCUUUCUUAGUGUGUUCAUUUGCAUGCCAUGUUUCCUGCAAGGACAGCGCACCACAAGUCUGCCCUAUACCUCCAGAGCAAGCCAAGAGACCCCUUGGGGUAGAUGUUCAAAGAGGCAUAGGAACAGCCUACAAAGGCUACGUCAAGGUAGGAAAAUUACACAGGAGCAGAGGCAGGGAGAGAAUUAUGAUUCUAACAGUAGUGUUAAUUGAAUCCCACCUGUCUUUAAAAACACUACUGUGUUUUUACCCCAAAAUCCAGUAGUUUGAUUGGCAUAGGUUAUUAGGUACAAACUCAAUUAACUCAUUCAGUGCUGUAUUAAAUAAUAAUCUUCAAGCAUGGAAGUGUACAAUAAAAAGUACAGUAUAUUGUGUAACUAUUUCUUCACUGAAUUUUGCUCAGGUGGGGUAUAAAACCUGAAAGGAGGGCUUUGUUUGUUUAAUCUGCACUUCACGUCAUAGAUAUAUAAUACAUUUUAUUCUUUACUGCUUUAAAAAGACAUCACCUUUCUUUCAGGUUUCAUACCCCCACUUCAGCAAAAUGCAGAGAUUAGAAAAAAGGAUUUGGUUUAGUUAAACAGGAAGCAAGGGUACCGAAAGAACACUGUGUACCAAAAUCAUCUGUGUUUCUUGGUUCCUGUUGGUUUUGGUAUGCUUUUGGUUCCUAUUGCAUCUCCUAAAAUGUACUAUAAGCGUGGUGUUCUCCAUGAACUCGUGAGGCCCACCCUGCAUCAAAGCUAGAUGGAAAGUUGCACAUGUCAAUAGCUUUGUCACUUAACUAAGCAGCAGACUAGUGUAAAAAAUAACUGUUGCUUUUCAGAGACGCGCAAGUAUAUAUGAGAAAAGAAUCUCUGUGUGUUUGAUAUCACAUAAGAUGGGGCAUUAGAAUUCCAAGCUGAAAAGUCCAACUGAAAAUACAAACAUUAUGCAGAAGCUAAAGGGAAGAAAACACAAAAUCUUGCCUUGUGUCAUUUUAGCGUACUGCUUCUUUAUAGCAGCAGUAGCUGGAAGGCAUUUGAUUAUCUUAGUAUAUUACAAAAAUAUUUUUCCUUUGGCGUACGGCUUAGUAUCUUCUGCACUAGUAUCUGACAUGCUAGAAGGGGCAAACUGCAUAAGAGGAUCUUCCCUAGAAUUGUGCCGAAAACCCAUUCUCUCUCUAUCCAUCCAUCUUCCCAAAUUAUGAUAAAGCCCCAAGGCUUUGUUUACAAUUUAUAGUAAUCCCCUUAGUGCUAAUCUUUAUACUAGUGAGCACAGCAGGUGAUUUGAUAAAAAGUUCUGGAAACUGGCAGCUGGAUUGCCACAGACUGAAAGUUGAGAAAGAAUUCUGGGUGAGAGAGGUUUGUUUCUAGCCAAACUUUAAAUGGGAGAGAUAAUAAAUGUUCUCAUCAUCUUACGCUCUUUGAUAUUUUCCAGUUGAAAGGCUGAAGUGCACACAUCCUGAAGUUAAUUUUGUAAAAGGGGAAUGUUUUGUAAAAGAGGAAUGUUUAAAAAAAAUCUGUCUUCCCUGGAGUUUCUUUAUCUAUCUAUAUUUCCAGACACUAGCAUUUCCAUGCUUGAAUUCACAUAUGACUAUGCAUGCUGUUUGGUUUCUUAUAGCUCCAUGAUCCAUAGCACUCCAGAGUUCAUCAUGGAGGUCAUAGGUCCUUCAAUAAGCGCAUCAUGUUUACAGCAUAAUGCUCAGUACAUUUGCACAUGCAUCUAAGCUCAUGGAACUCAUAUUCUGUACAAGAAAUUGUAGCACUAUAAUACAAAAAUUAUAGCACCAAAAAUUGUAGCACUAAAAAUCAGAGUCAAAUGUCACAUGGAAAUGUCCUCAAGGGUCCCGCUUCUGCUUUAUCUGCUAAGAUGUGAAUGAUGUAUGUGUGCAUUUGUUUAUUUACAGGUUCCAAAGCCAACAGGAGUUAAGAAAGGAUGGCAGCGGGCCUAUGCAGUUGUCUGUGACUGUAAACUAUUCCUCUAUGAUGUACCUGAGGGAAAAUCCACCCAGCCGGGAGUGGUUGCAAGUCAAGUCCUGGAUCUCAGGUUUGUAUUGGUGUAGUCAUUUUGGUGAUAAACCCCAUUCCCCCCCCCCCCCCUUUGCAUGGUAAAUUUACGCGGGUUGUUGUUUUUUUUAAUACAAUUAAGCAAUCAGAAAUUGGCAUACAACCCCUUAAUUUUCAUCAAAAUAGUGUACUGUGCUUUGUUAUUUCAGGGAACGAUUUGACAAAAUGGCCAUGUUGGUCUACAAAACGACGUUAGAGUGAGCCUUGAUUUGCACAUGUUGUUACUGUGUUCGUCUGUUCCCUCACCUGCUCUCCCUGUUAAAACCUAAUGUUUUACCUUGUUGCUAUAACUAGCUUAUCUGUACCCAGGGUCUGCCUGAACUGCACAACCAAGUAUUAACACCAGUUCAUGUGUUAACGUCCUAGGGAAAGGAGGCCGACCGCUUUUGCUUUAGCUGUACUUUUAAGUGUAAAAUCCAACGCCAAUGACUUGAAUUAUUUGGUUUCUUACCAGAGAUGAAGAUUUUUGUGUGAGCUCUGUCCUAGCAUCGGAUGUUAUACAUGCAACCCGCAAAGAUAUUCCUUGCAUAUUCAGGGUAUGUUCAAAUACGGUUUUUAUUUUACUGCAACUUCUUAUUCUCAUACCUUGCUUCAGUGAAUGACUGAUAAAUAGUUGUAUUGUCUGUCCCUAGUAUAAAUCUCAGUUUUAAAAUAUCCAUUUAACAUGUAGGUAGAGGGACACUUCUUGAAGAUUAAUAAAUUCGCUGUAACUGAUCUGUGAAGGACAGGCUGUGUGUUUACAAUUCAAUUUUUAUAUGAAUAAUUUGUGUUUUCAGAUACUAAAAUUAAGUGCUCGUAUCUGGCAAAAAAAAAUUUUUUAAAAUGGGACGCUGCUGAAAUAUAUUAAGGUGGUUUAUGCUAGAGGUGGGCAACCUGCCGCGCCCUACCCUAAUUUCAUAUGAAUGAAGGAGCACCAAGGGAGAUGAAGAGAGUGGGAGGAGGAAAAAGGGGAGGGGUGGGAAUGCUGAAAUUAAUGAAGCCAUGGGAGGAAAGAGAAUCCCUUUGAAAACAAGCAUUUCAGACUUCUAGCAAAAGAUACAUGUUCCUUCCCCGGCAACCUUCUGGAAGAGGGGAGAGAAAAAGGGUGUCCCUGCUCAUAUUGGGCUCUGGCCAUAUCAACACCAGUAUGUGGUCCCCAACAUUACCCCUGAGGGAAUGCAGAAAAAGAUUUCCCACCCCUGGUUUGCACAACUCUACCAUACACGUGCAUUAGACUAGGCUGUUGUCCUUGUCUAAUAAAUUAGCAGGGUGCAUUGCCUAGUAGCAGGUAGGCGUCUAAACUAACUGUCUCUUCCUUGCAAUUGUAAUUUUUGACAACUGGCAUAUAAGGGCCACCUUUUUAAAGAGCAAAUAAACAAAGAAUUUUAAAAAGCGUAUUAAAAUGUAAAAAAGUAAGUUAGAUACACUAAUCAAAACUAUUCACAACAUCUGGAGGACCAACAGUUCCCCAUCUCUGCUGUAUGGGACUGCAUCUCUUGUCAUUAACGAUUCCUAUACAUUGAUUGAAUGGACCUAUACCUACAUAUACCUCCCUAGCAACAACUAGUAAUCUAUCAUAGGCACUACAGAUGUUACCAACCUUUCAUUUGUUUGCUUUGGGUCAUAACACAGUUGGGACUUUCAUACCUUUUUAUAGUAAGCAUGUUAGGGGUAAUGUAAGUUGAACGAUUAAUGCAAGUGGCCAUCGUGCCACCAGGCCUCAUAAUACAUCCACGAAGAAGGAAUUGUGGACAUUUCUUGAUCAGUAUCCAUAAUCUCCAAGAGGCCCCUUGGAAAUGUGCCUGUCUCAAUAGCAUUUUGUGCAUUGUCCAGGCACUAUUCAUAUUCUCCGGUCAGUAUGCAUAGUGUCAAGAAACAUGCCUUUUUUACUGUUUCUCAUUCAGAAGUGUGCAGUCUGUUCCCCCAGCUGCUUUUGGCCCACUUCCUAAUGUUCUGUGGAGCACAACAUACCAGCCAAGCAGUGGGAAUAAGGAACGAGGCUCUAGACAAAGAUUAACCUUUUUCUCCCAGCUGUUUCCCCAAUCAUAUGAGCAAGCUGGUGUUAUCAUGUGACAGCAGUGGGGCUGGCCAAGCCCCACCUCUGAAGUGAUUUGCCUGCUCCCGCCACCAUCUUUUGAGCAGCAGAUGCAACUUUGCCACUGCCUCUCGCCAGCCAGGAUUUGGAUUGCAUUGCCAAGAAAUGACACUGGCCCCAUUGAAUGUAAAUUCCUGAGAAUAUUUCUAAUGAUCACAUUUUAGAUAGAAAUGCAAGGUUGUGGGACAAGAUAAUGCACAUCAUCCCCCUAAACGUGCAUCAUGCUGAAAGUAAUACAGUGUGGACAAACAACAUCCACUUCACGAAAUACCGUAAAUGUGAGAAUUUAGCUCAGCAUUAAAAUGGAUUCUGCAAAGAUUGCCAAAUCAUAGUACUAAGGGAAAUGUUAGGAAGACGGAGGGUUUCACGAAACAGGAUUUUACACAUAAGACUUUAAGAGGAACUGGAAGGGCUUGUGUAUAUUGAAGUUGUCACUUUUACGAAGCCGUUGCGAGUGAUGUAUUUGCCACUUACUUUAGCCAAUGUAUUUCUCCGGCAAUAGAGAGGCAGCAAAUUUCACUUGAAUAUUUUCAUCUUGCUUCCUCUUGCUGUCAAGGUGACAGCCUCUCUCUUAGGCUCGCCUUCAAAGACCUGCUCUCUGCUGAUCCUAACAGAAAAUGAGAACGAGAAGCGAAAGUGGGUUGGAAUCCUAGAGGGGCUGCAAUCUAUUCUGCACAAAAAUAAACUCAAAAACCAAGUUGUACAUAUUCCACAGGAAGCCUAUGAUAGCACACUUCCUCUCAUUAAAGCCAGUUUAGCUGCUACUAUUAUAGGUAUGUUGAAUAUAAUGAGACAUUUGAAUGUUUGCUGUUACAGCUGCAGAUGGAGCUAAUGCGUUGCUUGUGCUGCCAUCCUCGUGCAUUUUUCCUCAUCUGCAUAUGUGCCCAGAGAAGCUUAGUAGUGUGAAAUUUACUAAUUGAUUUUUAAAAGCUAAUUAUGAUUAACUCUGUUUGCAGUAGGCAUCUGCAGUGCUUGAAUGAAUCGUCUUAUUCUUAUGCCCAUUGCUUUUUGGCUUAAGGAAAAACAGCUAGCUCAUACACUAAUGAUGCCUUAAAAUGCAAUUGUGCAUAUUUUCCCCACAGGCCUUCUCAUUUGGGGGUAUUAUUUAUUUUCAUAUUUAUAGCCUGCCUCUUGGACAAUGGGCCUCAGGGCAGCUACCAAAAUUAUCACAAUGGCACCACAUAAAAAAACAGUUUUGGAGCAAUAAAUAAGAUGCAAUAUUAAGAGCAGCUUAAAACCAUAGAGCGUAUAGCUGUAGCAAUGUAAUUUGCCAGGCUGGUUAAAACAAUAAUCCUCUUCACCCUCUGAAUGCUUGCUGGGAUAGAAAUUUCUUCCUUGCUUCAGAAAGUGAAGAUGAGACCAGCCUGGUAAAGGGGGAGGGCACUGCUACAGAAAAAAGCCUUCUCCCCACCAAUCUAAAUUAGAGAAGGAAUUUAGAGUAGAACAUCCUCUAGUGACUUCUGUGUCCAUGGAGUCUGGUACAGAAAUGUUAGUUCCAUUAGAUAAACUGGCCACUGGAGAUUUUAAAGGUUAGAAUAAUUUCUUUUCAUUGGUGCCCAGAAAUAAAUUGGGGAGCCGGUACAGUUGUGAACUCCUUCCAGCUCACUAUCACUAUCAAAUGGGUCCCUUCCAUUACAACAGCAGAAGCUCGCAAUUUUCAAACCUGUUUAUAUUAAUAGUGGUUUCCUCCCCCCUCUCCCCACUACCAUUAGAUCGAGAUAGAAUAGCAAUUGGUGCUGAAGAAGGCCUCUAUGUUGUAGACGUGACCCGUGAUGGUAAGUGAAGUUCUUUCUACAAUCAGCUUUUUUAAAAAUAUUAUUGAACCCCAUCACUUAAAAGUUCCGUUUUAAAGUUGGUUACACAGCAGUCCAUCCUGUACAGAAAACUUGUUUAUCAGACAAAAGCUGGUCACUCUCAGUUGCCUUUUUGGCAGAAGAGAAUCUCAUUGGUCAUCUUACCACUGAAGGCAGGUAAGGACUGUUUGCAGUUCCCCAUAGACACCUUAGAAGUCCCUUUCAGUGCAUUUCCAAACUCCCUAAAUGCAAAGGCACUCCUGCAGUACUAAGCAUUCACAUGCCCCUGGCAGCUGACACCCUAGAAGAAUGAUCAUCCAAGGAUUCCCCAUACAGUUUGCACAGAUGAGCUUUCAGCUAUGAAAGAGGGGCCAGAAAAGGUAUCUACUAUUUUGCCUCUUUCUGCACACUUCCAUGCUCAUGCUAGCAUUGAAACCAAAAUAUGCAGGAGCGUAAUACAGUUUAAGAAUGUAACUGUGAUCGACUCCUGUGCUAACGCUGGGCAUGUUUGCCAUGCAGGGCUUCGUUGCACACGAAGCAAAAGUUCUAAAAGUUUGCAGACCUGCUUUAUUGCUACAUAUUAUAGCAAAUAGAGCACACACACGUAUCACCGGUGAAAGGGGAAUGAAGUGGUGGUGAUAAAGACUUUAAUGGAGGCUUGCACCAUGCCCAUCAACACCUACCAGCUAUAUAUUGUAACCUGCCAGGUAUUGCUCUCACACACCAUUUUUGUAAUCUCAGGCAGGCAGCAAAACCAGAAGAUUUAUUGAGCCCUUUGUGAAACCAUAGAUGUCAGCCGUAUGAUGUUGUUUUUGUGAGUCACAAGUUGUCCAGGCCAUCUCUGCUGAGUUCACCCAGCAUUGAUUGCUAGUGCCAUGGAGUAAACAUGACUUUUGAAAGCAUGUUAAAUGUCAGUGAAAUUUGCGGGCUGUUUGCUCCAUGUACACUCUUGAUAGACUUGAGUAAUUGGAAACAGGUACAAUUUUCUCUGGGUUACAGGAAUAAUGAUUCUUUUUUCUCACUUGGCUGUCUGAAGGCAGUGGUGAUUUUCAGACAAAUAUUUCUCCUCUCAUGCUCUCAUUUAUUACAGUAGAAGUGAAAAAUCUUUAUGGCUUGUCAACGAGCUUUCAGAAAACUAACUAUCUCAAAUGAAUAACUAGUCUGUAGACAUCAGUAUCUAUUCUUCCCUGGUUAGAGGCUAUUUUAUUUUAUUUUAAUUUUAUGGGUACAUCUUGUGGCCAUAUUCUGCAUGUCAAUGUGACUCUCCUUAUUCUAACAGUCUCAUUAAAUACUAGAAUUAAUUAGUGAGAGUGUGUUUAUGUAUGCACCUUGCAUGCCCCUGAGGAAAAUAAUUGUAUGAUGCACCAUGUUUUCUGGCAAACUAAUGAAUAGCAAAGUAUAAGCUCUAUCACAUUUUUCUCUCUACCAAAGAAAAGUAGAAUACUUUCCUGAGCCUCACUCAAGAGAACCAUUCUGGCUUCUCUGCAUGUGAUUAAACUGAACAAUAGCAGUGUCAUGCUACUGCUGCAAUGGAAUUGUAUAGGUUUGCUUCUGUUAUCAAGGAAGUGAGUUGUACAAAAAACAGAACCAGCAGAAUGAAAUUUAUGGCAGUAUUUAUAACGCUAGACAGAGAGAGUAAGAAAAACCAGAAAGUUACCUUUUAGCUCAGUCACUGUGAAGAAGUGGCUAUAAUUUUGUUAGUUGUUAACAAAGGAAGAUUUUAUCAGCCCUUCUUGACUGAUAAAAACUAACAGGGAGGGGACAGUUGGCUGGGCCGGGGAGGUGAUUAAUGCCUCCUGCGGGUGGGUGGUCCCUCCUGCUUAAAGGCAGCAGGGAUAAAACUGCUCUUCAAGAAACCCCUCAUGGAUCUGGAAAAUUUAAGUAACUACCAGCCAGUUGCCAAUCUCCCCUUCUUGGGCAGAGUUAUUGAUCAGAUGGUUGCAGUUCCUGACCCAACUGUACUGACUGCUGAUUAGUUUUUGGACCCAAUUCAAAGUGCUGGUUUUGACCUAUAAAGCUGUAAAUGGCUCAGGACCUCAAUACCUCAAGGACCACCUCUCCCCCUAUGAACUGACCCAGAUUCUGCAAUCAUAAUCUGGGGCCUUAAUUUGUGUGCCUCCUCCACAAGGGGUCUGGAGGGUGGCAACGCAAGAACAGGCCUUUUCUUCAGUGGCUCCCCAUUUGGGGAAUGUUCUUCCCAAUGUUUGCAUUACUAGAAUAUAUGUUCAGAAUGGUACAAAUAGUUCAGACCUAAAUUGUUUGCAUUUAGCUUUCAUGGGAUUCACUGACAUUCACAUUGCAUCUGGCCAGUUUUAGUAUUUAAUAUAUUGUAAUUGCAGAAUAUUUUAUUUGAAGCUCAGUGUAAUGUUGAACUCCAUCCUAUCUUUCAGUCUUCACUUUUUCUGCACUCAGUGUGUAUGCCUGCUGUCAGACCCCUCCAACUAGGUCAAAGAAUUGUUUUUUUCCUUCAUGCUGCAUCAUCCUCACCUAUCUUAGCAUUUCCCAAUAUCUUUCUUCCCCGUUCCAUUUGUUCAUUAAUAAUGAAAAACCUUUUCUUUAUAAAAAAUGAGUUAUUAAUAGAAUAAUAACUUAUGUGUGUUGACCUUUAAAAUAUAAUGUAAAGUGCACUUGGCGUUUCCCUGGAUAUAAGAAAAUAGGAAGGUUUUGUCUGUUGGCGCUGGGUACCUUAAAAAUAUGUUCACUCUACAUCAGGGAUGAUUGAUUGGAAGGCCACUAACUAAUUUAUGGUGGACAGCAUAGUACUAUGUUACCUACAAAAAUACUGGAUUGAAUGGGCUAAUCCAGAAAGGGAAAUAUAGGACCAUUUGACACAGUUUGGUUAUACCUUAUUGUUAAAAGAUGAGAGUAUGUACCUCCUGCUUUGUAUGUUUAAAACAUACCAGUGGUCCAUGGAAAUUGCAUUUUUUUUUUUAAGAGGUCAAAAUAUUCUUUCUCUGUAAUAUUGCAAUAUUGGUGUACGGUUUUAAGGGAAAGUUGAGAGUGGGACUGGGUCAAAACUAUGUCUUCCUACCAUCAGCCUCCCAUAACCCGUGGCCCUCCAAAAGUUGAGGACUAGAACACCCAUCAUCACUAUCCAUUGGCCAUGCUACAUGGAACUGGUGAGUGUUGUAGACCACAACAUCCAGAGGGCAUCAGAUUGAGGAAGGCUGCUAUCACUAUGGAAAUAUGCAUAUAUCCUAAGUAAUUACAUUGCUGACACUUAAAAUGGCUCAGCCUGUCUGCACUCCUAUCACUUACUCACAUUGACCUGUUGUUUUCACAGUGAUCGUCCGAGCUGCUGACUGCAAGAAGGUCUACCAGAUAGAGCUGGCUCCCAAAGAGAAAAUCAUUAUCCUUAUCUGUGGCCGGAAUCAUCACGUUCACUUGUAUCCCUGGUCCUCUCUGGAUGGAUCUGAAGGCAGUCUUGAUGUUAAGCUUCCUGAAACUAAAGGCUGCCAGUUCAUUACAACUGGGACACUGAAGAAGAGCUCUUCAACAAGUUUGUUUGUGGCAGUCAAACGGCAGGUUCUGUGCUAUGAAAUUCAUAGGACUAAACCUUUCCAUAAAAAGUUCAGUGAAAUCCAGGCACCUGGCAGCAUACAGUGGAUGACAGUGUUCAAAGACAGGCUUUGUGUUGGCUACCCAUCUGGUUUCUCUCUGUUGAACAUCCAGGGUGAUGGACAAUCUAUAAACCUGGUAAAUUCCAAUGACCCAUCGCUUGCAUUCCUCUCACAGCAGCCUCUUGACGCCCUUUGUGCUGUGGAGCUCAGCAAUGAGGAAUACCUGCUUUGCUUCAGCCUUUUGGGAGUGUACGUUGAUGCGCAAGGUCGAAGGUCACGCAUGCAAGAGCUAAUGUGGCCUGCAACUCCUGCUGCCUGUAGUAUGUAUAUGUUUUUUUUCUGUUGCUGCUUCACUUGUCUGAAAAAUAAUCGGCAAAUAACUGUUUUAACCAUCAUAGUUUUAAAUCGCGCUAUACCACCAUUGUUUUUGAUGGACCUAUACAUGUUGAAUAGGGCUUUCAGUGCCUACUAAUUAUGACAGCUAAGUGAAGGCUGUAUUGCUCUACAUACCAGCUGCUAGGUGGCUGGGUGAGAGGAAACCUUCAUUACCGACCAGUUACCAAUCUUCUCUUCUUGGGCAAGGUUCUUGAGCAGGUGUUCACAGACCAAAUCCAGGUGCUCUUGGAGAACACUGAUUUUGUAGUAAAGGCUUAAUUGUAAGAUAUGAGCCACCCCCUAAAACAUGUACUUCUCAUGUUGAUAACCAAUAGUUUAGUUCAGUCAACUUCAAGCAUAGUGUGUAAAUGUGUAUUCCCUAAAACAUCUGGCUGACCUUUUCAAAUGUCUUGUUCUAAAAGGCAGAUUUUAACCCAUCUUCUCCUAAUCACUGUACAGUCAUACCUUGGGAUGAAUACACUUCAGGUUAAGCAUUUUUGGGUUGCACUUCGCCGCUUGCGCAUGCGCAGACGCUCAAAAUGAUGGCAUGCGCGGAAGCGGUGAAACGUGACUCGCAGCGCAUUACGUUCGCUUUAGGAUGCAAACAGGGCUCCGGAACGGAUCCUGUUUGCAUCCAGAGGUACCACUGUACUGUGUGAAUGUGUACCCUGUUGUGUUGAUAGUGCUAGUGCACAGAGGGGGUACUCCCUGCCCUCCCACAUUUUUGCAAACCUUUGUUAGCCUUGUCCGUGGGCCUUUUUUAUGGCAUGCUUAGUCCUGUAUGGGCUUGUUCUCUUGCAGUUUGCUUGCCCUCACAACUGCGAUCUGUAGCAACCACUUCCAACAAAGCGGGCUCACAUAACAUCAUGGAAGUUAUUCCGGGGCGGGGGGGGGGGGGGAUUAAACACUUGAAACAUAGAAACGUUUAAGAAAUGUGAGUAAGGCAGUCAACAAAACUAAAGAGUGGCUUAGACUUGCCACGUCUUUUCCUUUUUCUCCCUUAAAAAAACAGCACCACCUGAGUUUUCUGUGCUUUAAGCAGCUGUAUGGCAAACAUAGCUGCAGCAGCUAUACCUUUUCCAGUAAUGGGAAAUACUUCAGCUGGUGCACAUCUCAUUCAUUCAACGAUUUAAGGCACAGGAGCUUGUCCUUAACAAAAGUGCCAUCCCUGCAGUAGUUGCUAGCUGUGAUGGUUCCAGCUAGAGGCUGGGGGUGGGUGGGGGGAAAUAGGAGAGCUGUUGCUAUCAGGCGCUCCAUUUUGAAAGACCAUUGGUAAAGACCAUUGCACAUUGGAACAAUGGGGGAGGGCUCUUUUUCACGAGGAACCCAACCACGCAUUGGGAGAAAUGAUCUGUUGUGUUUCCUCUGAAUCACUUCUGAAAGGGGUUUUCUUGUAUAGGCAACUUCCUAUGACCAUAGCACACCACACUUCCCUUUGGGAAAACCCCAUAGCUUCUGGAGUUCACCUCAUCCUCAUUCAGCGACUGAGUGCAAUGACCUUUCUAUUCCCCUCACUACCAGGUGCAGCAGAAGAGAUUAUGCCACACUCCUCCUCCUCGCUUCUCCCCCCCCCCCUUUUCUUUCUUCCAGAGCAGUUGGAAAUUCUGUUUAAACUUUCUAACAUACCCAGAAUGCCUUCCUCUGAGGAAGGUCCCCCUUGCCCCUUCCUCGGAGCAAGGCAUGGCAGAGGGGCUGAGGCGGAGAGCCCAGGGGAAGCCAUUCCUCCUUCCCUCAGCUUGCCUCUUGGAAGUGACAGCCCUGCCCACGUCUUUCCUUCUUCCUCUGUAUUUACGCAGAUAAUCUUGCCAGUGGAAUAGGUAUUUCUGCCUUGCUACCGUGUAAAAGGACUUGUCAGUCUUGUUCUUCUUUGCAGGUGUCUUUUAUACAGCAGAAAGCAAGUCAAAUGCAUCUCCCAGAAAGUGUGUCGUAGCCAGCUGGUGUUUGGAAACCAUAAAUCAAAACACCUACUCAGGCAAAGGGCUGUAUUUUCCCAAAAAGGCAGAAAUGAAGGCGUGUAGCGUAGCUACACCUCUAACUGAUUUUUUUUACAUAUUUUUCUCAUUCUAGAUAUGUUGCUAGACAUAUCUAGUACUGUGCCUUUAAAAGCACCUUCUGAAGCAAUCUUGGCUUUCCUGUAGCCUUCCAGUCUCUCUCAGAAAAAUAAGACUCUCCUCCCAUCUUCAAAGAAUUAACCCUUUGAAGGCAUAGCUGGUAGAUAGCAGGGUGGCUUGUUAGGCUGGGCCAAGGAGAAAUCUUCCAGCUUCCAUUUUCUGUCUUUAAAUGGGAAGGAUGACCUGCCUUGCAGGCUGGUGGAGAGGGGCUAUUGGAAAAGACCCUGCAGAUUUAAACUGCUGAUGAUCUAUAAUGAAAUACUUGCAACAAAAUUGCUUGCUCCAGAGAGGCCUGAUCUACAACCUACUUCACAACCUUUUUUCUGUAUGGUCUGUGGCAACAGAGGAAAGGCCUUUCGCAGCACUGGUCCCCCAACUAUGGUAUAUAGUAUAGCCACAUUGCUAUCUUUUUUGUGCCCCCUUAAAAAAAAUUGUCCACCUGCUCAUUUUUUGUGCAUUUUUUAUUAUUGUCAUUGAUGGUUUUAUCUAUUUUGUCAUUGUAUUUGUGUUGCAAUAUAACUGAUGGCACACUGUGCUGAAAAUCUAUAUAGAAUGAUGGGAGGUAUAAAAAGGGUUUCAAAUAGACAAAUACCUAAAUAGGAAUCUGUCUAGGCUGUACCAAUGCAGGAUGGGAGGGGGAGGGUGUUCUCAUGAUGGAAUGCUCCCUUUACAAUAAAUCUUUCCCACACGAAAAGCUAAAUGUCAGGAAGAAGAGUUCUUAAUAUGCUGACUGCCAGAAUCAAUGCCUUUUCAUUUACUUACAUCAGCGAGAACUAGACCUGAGAGAUGGCUUGAGAAACAGUAACAGUUGAAAUAAUGAUGGUGCUCAGUUUUAUCUCAGAAGUAUGCAGCCAUAACCAGCUUUCGUAUUUUCUCUCUAGGCUGCAGUCCAUUCUAUUUAACGGUCUACAGUGAAUACGGUGUUGAUGUAUUUAAUGUCAGCACCAUGGAAUGGGUUCAGACUAUCGGCUUAAGAAAGGUAAGUAGCUUGCCCGUACUGUAAAACACAGUGCCUUAUUCGUUUACUGCAAACUUCUUGGCAGUGUGUUGAGGAUGAAUUUUAAGCUUCCCUUACUUUGUCUCCAUAACAGAUCAGACCCCUAAAUGUGAUGGGCACACUGAAUCUCCUUAACUGUGAACCUCCUCGACUGAUCUAUUUCAAGAACAAGUUUUCAGGUUAGUGCGUUCAGUCGGGGUGGGGGGGGGGGGGACAUACAAAGGAAAAGGGAUAAAGAAGAGUGGUUGUAAUGUGUUGGUGAUGCAGGGAAGGCAAGUAGAGUCUGUGUAAAAUUACAGCCAUGUGUAAAAAAUUACAGAGGCAGCCAUGGGUGACUAGCCUCCUUCGCCCCAAGGGCCACAUUCAGCCUUGGCCUGCCCUCUAGGGGCUGCAUGCAGGUAGUGGAUGUGGUUAGCCCACACUCCCCACAUGUGUGCAUGCAGGGCACAACUCUGUAGAUCAGAUAAGAGAGAGCUGUAACCCUGCCUCACUCAGCAAAGAGUCCACCUGAUGCUUUGUAAAUUCCUAGGUUCCUCUGCAAAAAGAGCUUAAGGAUUCCACAAAGGUCUCCUGCAUGAGUCUCCUUCACUGCAGCAGGGCUUGUACAGACCUUCUGCCUAACCUACCUCAGGGCCGUUCUGUUGUGAGGAUAUACUAAAGAGGGGAAGAACCCGUAUAAACUGCAUUAUGUCUUUUUACAGCAGGAGCCGCCCUUAGCGUGCCGGAGACAUCCGACAACAGCAAGAAGCAAAUGCUUCGCACCAGAAGCAAGAGAAGAUUUGUCUUUAAAGUCCCCGAAGAAGAAAGAAUACAACAAAGAAGGUGUGGCUUUACUAUUUCUCUUCUCUCUCUCUCUCUCUCUCUCUCUCUCUCACACACACACACACACACACACACACACACAGUAAAGGAGGCUCUACUUAUGCAAACCCAUCAUUUAAUGUCUUUGUUGGUUUAGGGAGAUGCUCCGAGACCCUGAACUCCGAUCCAAAAUGAUUUCCAAUCCGACCAAUUUCAACCACGUGGCUCAUAUGGGACCAGGAGAUGGGAUGCAAGUGCUCAUGGAUCUCCCACUGGUAAAACUUCUUGUUCCUAGGGAAAGCAGAUAGGCAGGCCUAUGCUCAGCCACAACCCGCAAAUCUUGGGAACAAGUUGGCAGAAGAACUUUAUAGCUUGAGCAGAGUGGCUGUUCAUUUUCUAAGGGGCAGCUGCAAUGUUUAAUCAAGCCUAAUAUACGUCUUGGAAGGGAUCAGGAGGAGGCCUUAGCCAUGCCUGCUCUCUCCCUACUUUUCUUCGGCUCGCUUCACUGUAGGGUGAUGCGAAUGACAGGAUAGUUAUUCAGUUGUAGAAUGUCUUCUAACCCUGGGAACUCCCUUUUAAAAGGGGUUGUAUCUCCUAGGAACCCCCCAGGUCUUUCCAUAGUGAGAGGAGCAAGCAUGCCAGCCCAACCCCUGCGACAAAUCUUAUCCAGGAGGGGAAGGGGAGGGGAGGCAGAUGCCUGAGCAGGCUGUGUGAAAACUCUCUUUGAGAAUGCCAGCACACACACAUGGCACUGAAAGUAAGCAGGCAUCACUGCCAAGAGUGCAAUAGUGUUUUCUAAAUAACUAUUCUCUCCUCCUUCCUUUUUCUUGUUUGUCUUGUCUAAAAUAACAGAACGAAUUUCCUUCCCCUUCACUCUCCCGACAUUCUGCUCUGAUAUCACCUCCAACAGGCUUUGAGCACGUCUAUCACAUGAGCCCUAUCUCUGCUGAAAUCUUUCUCCAGAGUGACCAUUCUUCCUCACUGCUUUCCUCCUCUUCCUGUCCCUCCUCUGCUUCUGUAGCAAGGGUAGGAGCAGCUCUUUAGGAACUGGAUAGUGACGGUGGGCAUUAUGCCUCUCUGCCAACAUUAAAGAAAAGUUGGGAGGGGGCACUAGCAGUUUGCAGGGAAUUACUAACCUGUAUGUAUAUAUAAACUAGUGCUUGCUGCUCUGAAUCCUACACUCGAGUUAGCAGGUUGUCCUGCUAAACCCCUACACAGACUAGAUCAUGGUCCUUCCAACAGCAGGUGGCAAAGGGAAAGCUCACUGGAGAAUGCUUUGAAAGCAGUAUUUACUGUUCCAGGUGUCAAAUAUACCAUAGCUCAAAAACAAUUUUCAUAUGUUUGUAAUUGGAAAAAACCUUGAGGCAUGAUUUGCAGUCAAACUCCAUUCUUUUCUUUUACACAGUCUGGUUUACUGGUGAGUUCUGUUAUCCUGCCUCCAGCACUUGGAAGGAACUUAGACUGAUGACUCAGUUUUGUUUCGCUUGCUUUUUGGGAGGCGGAGGGGGGGAGGAGGGAUAAAUUGUCCCCUUGUCGGUUAUUUGAAUGAUGUGCCUUUGUGUUAAAUGGCCCUCUUUAGCAAGAGAAGCUUAGUUUGUAAAAAAUACCACCAUACAAUAGCUCUGAAAGCAGUAUUCCUUCGGUGUUUAAAAAAAACUCUGCUAAAUGUUUCACUGAAAAAGUGUCUUGUCUAAUUGUCUGUGGCUACAUUUCUGCUGCAGAGUGUCUUACCUCCUUCACAAGAUGAAAAGGCUUGUCCUCCCACGACCAACAUUUCACGCCAAGCACCUCAGAGAAACAAAAGCUACAUUUCGUGGCCAUCUUCAGGUAACAGUAGAAAUGGGUCUAUUUAUAACCUGCAGUUUUGUAAACCUAUCGGAGUGGAGAGUCUCAAACAUAUUUGCUUUACAGGUGGCAGUGACCUAGGAGCAGCUAUGCCCUUGAGGAGUAUGUCUGAUCCAGACCAGGAGUUUGACAAAGAGGUGAGAUCUAUCUGUAGACACCUUUUGGUUUCCUCAUAUUGGUGCAUAGCUCUCUCUGCAGUCUGGAAAGAGCCUUCUACAUAUACACAGCUGUUUGGUUAUUUGAGUAUAUCUCAAGUGCCAGAUCUCAGGUUUCAUAGACCUUCAGGAAUCUUGAUUCUAGAAGACUCCUUCACUACAAAAUACUAGGGAGAAAUGUUUUGAAAGCUCUGAUUCCCAAGAAACACACGCUCAAACACUUUGUGGGUGUCUUGGCAACAGUUCAUAACUGAGGAUCCAAAAUAGGUGAUAAGCUUUAGAACAGUGUUUCCCAAACUUGGGUCUCCAGCUGUUUUUGGACUACAACUCCCAUCAUCCCUAGCUAGCAGAGGAUGGGAACUGUAGUUCAAAAACAGCUGGAGACCCAAGUUUUGCAAGCACUGCUUUAGAAGAACACAGCCUGGAUUCCUUAUCCAAGCACUCUUGCCAGCAAGUUGGUCUGUCACCUUGCAUAAACUUUUAGCAAUGUUCCUGGAGUGUUAGAGAGAUUAUCAAACAGUACCAACUGCAUUUUUGAAAUUGGUUCCUAAUUCAUCAAAGCCCAGGAGCUGCCACGGCCGAUUUUAAUGACAUGUACAAGGAACAUAAGAGGUUGCUUUGUACUGAGUGAGUCCACUGGCUAAUCUGCUCUAUAUCGUCUGCACUCAUUGGCAGUAGCUCUCCAGGAUUCAGUCAAGUUUUUCCAAGCCCUGCUUGGAGUUGCCGGGGAUUGAACCUGGGACCUUCUGCAUGCAAAGUGUGUGUUCUACCCUUAGCUACAGCCCUUUCUAAUCAAAGGAAAACAAUUUUCCUAGCGGAGGAUGUCUCUGAGACUGAAAUCAGGAGCAAACAUAGCCAUGCACUGGUUUCCUAAUUUGUGGGUUCGCACAAAUGCUUUCCUUCCAUCUCUUGCAAAAUUAUUUUUGCAGUUGUAUCAUAGAAUGCUAAUCCAGCCAUUGCUGGAUGGCAGGACCUUUUUAAGAAGCCUGCAGCUUUUAAAUCUGUUCUUCUCCUCCUCCGAUACCCUCUAGCACUGUUAGCAGUGGCAGAGACGAGGCUGUUUUAUGAAUAUGUAGUGAUUGUAGCCUCUUUGUUAGUGAAGGAGCCAUUGGGGACUAAAGUAACGGCCAAUAGUAAACAAAAUUUAAGGUAGUAUAUUUAUAUGUCAGUUUUCAAUUGUAGACAUGAAAGUGCUUUAUAGUAUUUAUAAAAUGCAGGGUACGCCACAAAUGACAUGUUCAAAGUAAAACAGACAGGCUGGAGCAGGAGCUGGCAUCUUAUGUUCCAGUUUACCCAUGGCGGAGGAGGCAGUCCAGUUGCAUCAGGCUCUGAGGGUCAUGUUUGCCAUCUGCUUCCCUCACCCUCCUAUUCCUUCCCACCUGUUCCUUCCAUUAAUGGAGGGGCUUCCAGUUUUGAGAGAGGUGGAAUAAAAAAUACCUUUAAAUAUACAAUAGUGCCUGGUGGGUGUCGUGGAGGAAAGAAGCAUGUGUUGGGAAGGUGCAUAUGAAAGGGUGAAAGUGAGCUUCAAAGCAUCUACUAAAAACUCCCCAAAUAUCUGUUGACCCUUGCCACUUUCCUACUGAAUACUGCACUAGAGAGAGCUGCAUUUGUGGAAAGAUCCAGCACCCUUUGGGCUGUGGGCUGUCACUGGUAUGUGGUUGUUGUUGUUUUUUUAAAUUUCUGCCAUCUGCACCUUGGGUCAGCAUUCUGUUGAUUUUGCCCCAUGAGGACUGCAGAAACCACACGGCUGCAGACUCCAUCCAUGGCGGCCCAAAUAAGAGGCGAAGCUUGCAGCUGUAGCCCUGAGAAUUGCCCAGCAGGUUGCCAUAAGUGUCAGGUUUUGAGGUGCCAUUUUCAGUUUAUGCUUACAAUAGUUAAGAUCAGAGCAUGUGAGCUAUUGCCUGUAUAUCAACAGUGUGCUAUGAAACUCGGGGUCAUUCUGCUUGGUGGCUCCUUGCCUUGUCACAGCUCUCCCUUAACAGAUCUUGCCUAAAUGAUUGUCUGAAGUUGCUGUUUACACCCACAGCAAAACCUUGCUGAUGGUAUCUCUCAGUGAUAUCGCCUUUUAAUCUGUUGGCUAAAUAUAAAUUCUUCUUCCCCCAAUUAAAUGGGCUGGCGCAGCAACAGUUCUGCUGUACUUUGCAAAGAGCUAACUGCAUUCCAAAAUGCUGGGAAAAUGUCCAAGCAAAUGGCUGAAGUGAAAAGGGAAGGGCUACACCACAGAGCCAUCAGCAACAAAUCUAGAAAAUAACGCUGGCUGGAUAGGCGCAACUGACUGUCCAGUGAAUUCCUCAUUUUGGGCUGCCAUUUGUGUCUUCCCUGACACCAUUUGCAGUCAGAAACCUUCAGUUUCUUUUUUUUUAUUGUCAAGGAUAUAACAUAAAUAACCGAUGGACAAAUUCAUCAGGGGUUUUACAUAACGGUCUUUGCCCCUGCUUUUCCAAGCUACUCACUACUCACAACUGAGUGAUCCUUUCCCCUAUCUGGGGUUUGUGGUGGUAGGGUGUUGCUGUUGUUGCUUUUAAUGUAAAACAGCCAUCCAAGGCUGCUGUCAGGAGCAGGAAGAGAGAUGGGAGUGGAUACACUGCCUUUAAUACUGUCCAGUCCUGCCCCACUCCUUUCCCACCUGUGGGGGUGAAUGUAUGCCCAUUAUGUUUUCUCCCUGUGGAUGAAAGAGGUGCUGCUAUGCCCCCCCCCCCAGAGAGAGAGAGAGAGAGAGAGAGAGAGAGAGACUAAUCCAAGUUCCAUAACAAGCUGAGGCCCAAACUACAUUUGCUGCUUAUCACAUGCAUGGCUUGGACCCCGAGAGAAGUUCAAGCAACGGAAGGAAGGCUUCUCAUCCUCUCCUCUCCUUUCCAGCAAUCUCUGACCCUUGAGAAGCCUCUCCGGAAGCAUCCCACGUUGUUCACCAUCCUGAACAACGUGGGAUGGAGUUCUGGGGGAGAAAGAGACAGGAAACUUUCCUUCCAUGAGCUUCCUUAAUUUACCGUAUUUUUCGCUCUAUAAGACGCACUUUCCCCCUCCUAAGAAGUAAGGGGAAAUGUGUGUGCGUCUUAUGGAGCAAAUGCAGGCUCCAUGGCUUCAGCGAAAGCAACGCGAAGCCUCCAGAGCGCAGCCAGGAGAAGCCAGGAGAGCAAGAGGGGUCGGUGCGCACCGAUCCCUCUUGUUCUCCUGGCUUCGCUUCGCUGGAGAGGUGCUGCGCAGCUUUCCCUCUCUGCGCAGCACCCCUUCAGCGAAGCAGGAGGAGAAAAGGAAGGGGCUCUGUUUCUCCCGCCGCUUCGCUGAAGGGGCGCUGCGCAGAGAGGGAGAGAAUAUUUUUUUCUUGUUCUCCCCCUCUAAAACUAGGUGCAUCUUAUGGUUGGGUGCGUUUUAUAGAGCGAAAAAUACGGUAAUUUGUCUUAGGAUCCAAGCCUGCCUCUUCAAGUGACUUUGCCUCAAACUUUUCUAAAGUAGGAAGGCUGCAGCACAAAGCACAGAAGGAUCUAUGGAGGGUGUUUGUGCUGAACACUCCUCACCCCGCCGUUUCUCUUUCCCUCUGCAGCCGCUUCCUAGGACACUUUUUCUCCCAUUUUGGCUCCAUGUUUAUCAAGACAGCAGGCUGGAUGCUCUCUGUGCAAGGACUUGGGAAAUGAUGAGCUCUGGCUUCUGACUGAAGACGGUUUAAUGCAUAGAAACCUACAGGGCAGCUGUUUGAACUAGAGAUGGGCUAGUCUUUCAAAGCUCUCCUCAGGUUGGGUUGAGGGUCCCCUGCCCCAAAUCCAGAAAUUCUGGGAAAUUUCCCCCAGGAAAUGGCUCACAAGAUUUGCUCUCAGACAGCCCCUGGGAACACCACACUUCCUUGGCAGGGCCUUCCGCAAUAGGACUAUGCUGAGAAGAAAGACAGGCUUUCUUUUCAUCCUUCCUCCUCUUCCUGUCUCUCCCUUCCCUCUUAUCACACUGUCAGCCAGUUGUCCACACUAAUAGGUGCAAUUUGGGCCCGGUUCUUUCGGGAGCUCUUGCUGCACUGCCUCUGCCUCCCAUCAGAAGCAUCCUAAUGGUUUCAGGCGCUUGACAUGCAGUAUUUUUCCUUUCCUUUCCUUUUUUUUUUUUUUUUUUUUUUUUGCAGCCUGACUCAGAUUCUACCAAACACUCGACUCCUUCCAACAGCUCGAACCCAAGCGGGCCCCCAAGUCCCAACUCCCCACAUAGGAAUCAGCUGACGCUAGACGGAUUGGACCAGUCGACCUGCGAUGCAUAACACUACGGCUCCCCCCUCCCUCCCCAAAUCCUGUUCGGGACCAUCGGCAUCAGGAGCAGCUACUCCACGGAGUAUUCAAGAGCAGGAGGCCCGUCUCCAACAACUGUGCCAAGACUUGAUACUGAAUUUCUAGUGUUGCACAAAAGCAAAUUCUAUAGUUAGAGGUGUAGAUUUGGGAGAAUAAAAAAAGGAGGAGCGAGUUCUUUAUUACGACACGGAUCAAGUUGUUACUGUUUUUUAUGCAAAACUGUUUGUUCUUAACCCUAUGGUGGAUCAAUUUCUGCACAGACGUGAUAUUAAUGUGACAUACACUACAGGCUUUUGGUAAACAGUCUUCAUAUUUAAGUUGGAAAGAAAAUAGAGAAGAGUCGCUGGUAGUUUUUUUUUUACUACAGUGCGGUGUCAGGAAUAUUUUUCUAUAGGAUGAUGUAAUGUCUCGUUAACAGGAAAUCCUUUUGGGGGGGAAAUGGUCCUUUUGAGUGGGAAGUAAAAAGCAGGCUAUAAAAGCAGGCUAGUUGCAUCCUUGGCUAAAUAUAUUCUAAAUAUAUUCUGGUUGUGUGUUUUUUCAAGUUUUAGGAGAAUGAUAGGAAGCUUUAGGGCCAUUCCCAGCAUCAGUAGAAAUAUGUCAGGAAGUUGAAAACCGAGGUUCUAGUUUGUGGCCUUUUAACUUAUUUAGCCAUUACAUACAUUCUCAGCUUUGUAAAUGUCCUCCUCCCAACUUUUUAGUCAUGUACAUAUUGCCGGUAACAUUUUAUCCUUACCCUGCUUUUUUAGACCUCUUCAGUUCAUCAUUAGCUGGGGCAGGGCUUUAAAAAAAGAAGAAAAGAAAAAAAGACUGCUGUGAAACAGGUUUUACUUUGCUUUUCCUGCUACCACCUUCGCGGACGUUCUUGUAAUUCCUCUUUUUGUUUUGCUUUUGUUCCAGUGUUAAAGAUACACUACAUUAAAAUAAAAUAAAAUAAAAUACGCUAGGGAGCGUUCUCUUGGGAUGGCUCCCUUGAAGGCUGCUUAUGCGACGGGAUUGUGUAGUAGUACUUAAACCAUCGGUCUAUCUUGAUUGGUAACCAAAGUGGAAACGUUGAAGGAUGUGUAUAUGAGGGUGCCUCAUCUUCUCCCCACCACCACCUACCCCAGUUCAUUGUAUCCUUGCCUGCAUGAAGACCCCAUGAUUGCUAAUCAAAAGUAUUGAUCAUGUAGAGAAAAAAGAAAAAAUGCACAGCACACUCCUGUAUAUUUUGCUACGGCCCAUGUGCAGCGGUGACAUAUUGCGUGUAUAUUUAAUCUCAUGCUCCCAUGUAUUAUACAUUUAGUAAUUUUCCCUCUUCCCCACCUCCACCUCUCCACACCCCCUUCCCGGGGGGCGGGGGGAAUUGUGAUCAUGUUUCAUUUAAAAAAGCGUGUGUAAUUAAUUCUGUGGCUGGCAUAUCCAGUUUGUCAUUGUCACAUUAGUGUGCCUUCUGUGCCAAUUUGAUGACAGUUGGAUGUCAAUUGUUUUUAAAAAAAAAUCUGGUUUCUAUGGGCUAAUGCUAUACCAAUGGCUAAUACUCUUUCCUGAAACACUGUAUAGGACAUGCACUUAUCCCUAGUUUUAAAUCAAGUGGCUCUAGUCAACAUUUAAUCCUGUUACAUUAAGUGUUUGACAAUACUUGCUCUUUUCUCAGAUUCUUGAUCAAUGAAGCUCAAUUUGAGCUGGACACUACUGCUUUUGGGGUUUUCUGGUUUUUACACCUUUUUUUUUAAAUGUAAGUCUGAAGUCUUUGUAAUUAUUGAAUUGUGAGAACAUUUUUGAACAAUUUACUUGUCAAUAAAGCAGAAGAGGAAGGUUUUAAAAAGUA
This is a messenger RNA of Podarcis lilfordi (Lilford's wall lizard), 93465 nucleotides long. The record is from the annotation of a GenBank genome assembly. NCBI's taxonomy places the organism in Eukaryota, Metazoa, Chordata, Lepidosauria, Squamata, Lacertidae.